GGAUGCGCGCGUGUCCCUCCUCCCGUCGUAACGCCGCCGCCGCCGAGCGCUGGUCGCCUCUGCUUGUAAUCUAAACUCUCCUGUUUUUUUUUCGUGUGUGCGGCACUCGUUAUCGCGUCGCUUUACAAGGAGUAGUAGUAAGUUGUAGUCGUGCCCACAUUUGAUGAAAGCACGCGUUCGCGAUACAAACUUCCUACAUAGAGAAUGCACUCGUCGCGAUCGAUUAAACGACAAAAUCAUUACAAUAAACAACAACAACAACAACAACAACAACAACAAUAACCAACGCAGCCACGGCCGGCGCAAAACAAAUACACUGCGCGCAACUGCUUAUAUUAAAAUAUAUCGCGCGCGUCCGUGUUCGUCCGUUUGAACGUCGAGUGAAAGUUUUCUUAUCGUCGUCGCCGUGUACUCCGCAUUCCGUAUAAUACUCGAAAGUCGUCGACGUCGGCCAGAGGUACGUAAACGAACACACCUAAACACAAUAAUACCGUACCCGUUAUACAGUUUAAAUAUAACGUGCGCGUAUUUUCAAUGUAGGUUUUUUUUCGUUAUUAAAGAUCCGUCUGAUUUGUACGUUAUCUCUGUAAUAAUAUAGCAAAAAAAUAAAAAAAAAAUAUUCGGCGAAUUAAUUGUUUGUUGUCGAAAUAUUAUCACGCCAAUAUACUGCAACGCGACGCAACACGUUUUCAUCGGCUUUUUUUUCGUUUGAAUUUGUGUGCGCGUGUUUGAGAACGUGAAAGAGGGGUGGUAGAGAAGAGUGAGAGGUAGUAGAGGAGAGCGGGAGCGAGUAAGCGUGAGAGAACAAUAAUUGUUAUUUGAAUUAGGUGUCGCGUGCGAGUGAGAGUAAUAUUACGCGGAGCGGUCAGGGAUCAAUGGUGUCGCUGACGCAGCGGAGUAAAGAAGACGAGGCCGAGCUGUUCCGAAAAUAAUCGACCAUCGGAACAGGCAGCCGCAGCGGCAACAGCAACGGCGGCGGCGGCGGCGGCGGCGGUGGCGGUGGCGGCGGUAGCUGCAGUGGCCGCAGCCCCGGCGGCGGCAUGUACCCACCCCCCGCGCCGCGUCAUUCAUCCCGACGACGACGCCCGCUGUAAAAAUAUCUUCGCUCUCCACUACCGCUAAUAAAAAAAUGUAUAAAAAAACGCGCGCGCGCGCGCGUGCAAUAACCCGCGCGCCCGCCCGCCCGCUCAUCUGUCCUCGUGUAUACUUUCGUUGGUUUAUUGAGUUGAAACACAAUUUUUUUUUAAAGAUAAUCAACAGUCUCCGUGUACAUAAUAUUAUAAUAAUUCGUUUUUCAAUGAAUAUCCGUGCAGUUUUUGCGGUUCCGACGGGACAGGAAUCGAAAGGAGAAGUAGAUCCUUGACUGGAAGUGAGGAGGGGUGGGAUUUGUGACCGCGCACACGCUUAAAAUCAAAAGGACAGUGGUCUUGUUAUACACUCGUACUGCACGCGGAUUAUAAUUUGACUAUUUUAUAUUUAUAACGCGUUACUGUACAGCUCUAGUAAAGCCGGUGGCUCUUUACGCAUGAAACAUACGGGCCACGACAAAAUCGGAUGAUAGAAAGGAGAAAGGUAUUGACGAAAAUCUUCGGUCAAAAGAAAAACAACUGAGUAGAAUAUAGAAUAAUGAAUCAAAAAAUCUUUAUGGUGAAACUAAUAUUGUCGGAAUCUUAAAAAUUACGCGAUCAGUUUAGACUGGACAUGUUUUCAGAUGGAUUAAUUGAACGAAUAAUAAAAUGGAAAUCAAAUACUAGGAGAUUAAAUGGAAGACGGUCUAAAUAAAGAUUGACAGACAGAAUGUAGGAAGAUUUAAGGUUACUGAAUGCGGAAAAACUGCAAAAUAUAGUGAAGAAUGAAAACUUUAUGUGUUGUUGUGGUAAAUGGCAAUGGGUCUAAAAAACCUUUAAUCUGUAAUAGCCGAAGAAAAAUAGCCUCAUUAUUAUCACAUCGGUAUUUCGGUACAUCAACUACACGGUAAUAUACUGGUAUGUUAUAUCAGAAGUAUACUGGUAUUUUGGUACUUUCGUUUAUUCUAGACUUUUGAAUAUUGCGUACGAGUGUAGGUAGGAGAAAGAAAUAAAACGCAGAUUAGAAAUAGCCAAGAUAGUAAUUAUUGAACUGUUUAAGAUAAUAUGAAAAUAUCAUCAGGAGAGAAACAAAGACAUAUCUAAUGAAAACGCUGGUCUUCUCCAUAGCGACAUAUGGCUCAGAAUUAUGGACUUUUAAUGUAUCUCGCUAUAGAAAAAUAUAAAAAUGGAAAUUUUUGAAAUAAAAUUGUAUAGAUUCCAUUGAUAACCUAUAGGAUAAAUGCAUUGAUGUUAGACCAAUUGAAUGUCCGAGUAAACGGACAACUCCUCCCUUUCAAUACAGCGUCUAGAAAAAAUAAUUAUUCCAAGAAAAAUGAAUUUCAAAAUGAAUAGAAGAUAUAUUUCUACUCGAUUUAUAAACUAAGUCAAAGGUUUAACAGGAAUCGAGUCAGGUAGCAGAAUUCAAGCGAAGCAUUGAAAAUCGGAAAAUUUAGAAAAAUAUUACUAAUCUAAAGUUUACUUAAUGACACUCAAGACGUUCUAAAUUGAACUAUAUAUGAAGAAAAAUAGAAGAAAUAUGAUAUGUAACGGCACGUAUAGAGACGUCCUUCGUGGGUUGCGUGAAAGCAAUUUUAACAUUGAUAAACAUUGACAGUUUUAUUAUUAUUAAUCAAUAUUCCAUUUGAAUUAAUUUACAAAUAAAUUUUCAAGUAAACAUAGUUCCGUGUGCCAGGAAUAUAUUUAUCCUUUUAGGGGAGAGGUAUUGGUGACUCAUUUUUGUUUCUCUACCACUUGUCAAUAGAUAAUCACAAUUGAUGAUUUUUCAGCAGGCCCAUGUAUACGAAAGAGGUUGGGGGAUUGGAGUUUAAAACCCCCAUUGUCGUUUUUUGUAUCUUUACAGUUAUUAGGUUUAUCAAAUUAAAAAUAAGUUUAUUUCUAACGGACUACUGAAGUUAAAAAGUAAUCGAAAAAAUAUAAUUUGUGUUCUUUGCUUUUGAUCAAUUAUUAUAUUUUAUAAUCAUAUUUGUACAUAUUAUACGAUAAUAUUUUUAAUAAUACAUCAUCAUGAAACACCACUAUAAAAGUGUUAUUUUCACGUUUUCAUUUAAUACAUACAAAAUUCAUGUUAUUCAUAUAAUACUAUUUACUAAUAUAAUUUAAUCGGUUGCCUCUAUUGUCCCCUCCAAAAAAUAUGUCCUAGCCCGUGUUACUAUUACAAAUAAUAUGGUUAUAAUAGGUUUAUAUUAUGUAGUCGUAAAAUAAACUAAAAUGUUUAUAAAUGAAAACAGUCGUUUAUGAUAAUCGUUUUUAAACACCAAAUAUUAUCAUCACAUUAUAAUAAUAUAAAGUACACAUUUUAUUGUUAUCUGUAUGCUCUUGGAGUAUUUUUUAUCAACAUAGGCUAAGAAAUUCCAACAUUUUUAUAAAAAAAUUUUGAAAACUGAAAUAUUAUACUGAUUACGUUUAAAACCUAUAACCACUUAGUUAACCAUUAUAGAUUCUAAGCGAAGCGAGGAAUGUAUUGCUUUUACUAUAGUGUUUUUUUUUUCUGUAGAUUAGGUCUCUAACAUUAUUCCAGUUGAAAAAUGUAUAGAAAGUUUCUUAUAACCUAGUUGGUGCUUUGCGAAGUUCAUUUUUUGAUUUUUCGUUAUUAAAGGUUAAUUUAGUUGUGUACAGAUAGAAAUGUCAGACAGUUUAGUACAUGACGAGUAUUUUCAAAGUUCGUAAGACCCCCUCUAGGAUUUGGUGCUAGUCGCGCCACUGAAGACGAGUUUAGGAAUAAAAAAAUACGAGAUUUGAAAGAUGUCCUGGAUAAUGGGGACUGGUAGAGCCACUGUUGUAAGUGGGAAGUUGUGAAGUUAGGAUACAGAAGACAAUUUAAUGUAUAUCUGUAAGCAAUGAUAAACCAUUGCUAACGAAAAAACGAUUCUGAACGGAGUUCAGUUAAUAGUGAUGCAUUAUCAACAAUAUAUAUUAUGCUAUAUUAUGGUAAAAUAAUUAAAUAGGCAAAAUGUAUGUCUUUUAAUUAUACUUAUUGAUCCAAUUUUACCGUUUUUCCACUUUUUUUACAUUUGUUGAGAAAAUUCCUAAGAGUAUUGGAUAAUGACCACUCUAACAUACCCUCCAGUCAAAUUUUCUUUUAGAAAGAGUGCUGUCAUUGUAAAUCUGAGCAAAAUUUAAUAUUAAAAAUAAACGUCUUUGUAAAACCAUAAGUUUCUUCGCUCCACUCAGAAUUUAAAAAAUCGAAAAUGCCAAACGCCUGUCAAAUGCUUAACAAUUUUCAGAAUGUUUUGAAAACUACCACGUCUAGAAAAUGACAAUAUAUGUAUCCUAAGAUAAAGUCGGGUAUCAAUGAUUAUUUUCUAUUGGAAUUGAAUGAAAAAAUAAAAUAAAAAUAAAUGAGACCAGUAUUUCGUUAUAGUUUCUUGGGUUUUCCCGGUUUUUCUCAGUUAUUAAAAAAACUAUAAUGAAAUAAUAUUUAAAUAUCGAUUUAACUGUACCUAUUUAAUGAAAAACAAAAGUACCUAUUUAGUAAAUAAUAAUUAUUAUAAAAAGGAUGGACAUACUUCGCACGAUGGGUGCCAUUGAUGUUUGUUUGGACUGAAAAGUUGAGAAUGUAGGACAUAGAGAGGAAAUUAAUUUGUAUCUAUAAGCAACGAUAAACCAUUGCUAACGUAAAAACAAUUCUGAGCAAAGUUCAGUUGAUAGUGAUGCUUUGUCAACAAUAUGUAUAUUAUAUUAUGGUAAAAUAAUUAAAAAGGCAUUAUAUAUUUUCUUUAAUAAUAUUUGUUUAAUGUAAUACCGAUUUUUCCGUUUUUUCUACUUUUUUCCCGUUUUUUUCAGGUUUUUCAAAUUUGAUGGGAAAACUCUUGAGAAAAUCGAUAAAUGGCCUGUUUAAAGUACCUUCCCACACCGAUUUCCUUUCAGAAAAGGUUUUAUGCUUGAAAAUAUGAGCAAGUCUUCUGGUAGAAAAGUUGCGCACUGAAAAAAAAAAUAAACAAAUAAACAUCUUUGUAAAAGUAAUAAGCUUCUACGUUCCACUUAGAAUCUAAAACCAAUAUAAACCUCAAAACAAAAAAAUCACACGAAAUACUGAUAAUGGUAACUUAAAAUUAUUUAGGCCUAACACAAACCUAAUCAAAUUGUUUUAUAUACAUAGAGGAAUAAAUCUAUUUAACGAUUUACCGAAGAAUAUUAAACUUAUUAACAAUAAACAACAAUUUAAAAUAGAAAUCAAGACAUGCAUACCAUGUCUAUUUCACAAGUAGUCUUAUUUAUAACUUAACAAACUGUAUAGAUAGUGUUAAGUUAAAUUUGAAUUAUAAAUUUAUAAUGAAUUAAUUAAAUAUUAAAUAGUUAGAAACUAAAACCUAACCUAACUUGAGUAUUUAUUUUAACUCCUUAAUAAAGUUGCGUUAACAAUAGUGAUGUAGUUGUAAAUAUAUAUUGUAUGAAGUUAAUUUGAACUAAAAUUAUUAGUUACUUUUACUAUCCCAGAUGGGUUACAACAAAAGAUUACUGUUAACUACAUAGCGUAGUCAAGUCAACAUUCCUUAGGCCCUAAGCGAAAUUUAACACUCAAAUGUGUAUGGAAUUGACUAAGUACUUUAAAUAAUCUCAUAGUUUUAUGAAUAUAAAUUCUCUACUCCCAUCACAAGCGAUGGUUACAGCGGGAGUAUAUUUCAACAAUUAAAAUAACAUUAAUUAAUUAAGUUAUACAUAAUUGUAAUAUCAAUUUAAAUGUUUUGAUGUAAAUAAAAAUAAAAAAAAAAUAAAAAAAAAUUAUUAUUAUUUAUUUUACUACUAAGGAAUAUCAACGAAAAAUAAUUUUGACCGAGAUUCGUACCAUAUAGAUACUAUAUAUGAAAAUUGAUAAUAAUAUAUAGGUACAGAGAUACUGACAUAAUAGUAUCUACCAAAUAAAAACUCGCUAACAAGUUUUUAAAACUUGUACCACAUUUAGAAAAGGCAAAUAUAAAUUUUCUUUCAAAUUUCAAGUCUCUAAGAAUAUUUUUAACUGAAUUACAGUAAAAAAAGUUGAAAAUAUAAAAACCAUAAUUUCUGUAAAUCGUAUCGUUCUUUUUACGUAAUUUUCCAGUUUUUCAUAAUUAUUAUGAAAACUACUUGAAAAAUUAAAAAACGACUAACUUCAUCGCUAAUUAAAUCGAAAAUACAACAAAAAGCAUCUCUAGAAAUGUUUUGAUUAAUUCAAUAUUUCUGGUUGAAAACAUAGUACGUACAAAUUAAAAAAAAAUAAUUAAUUGGUAACGCCGUCGCGCAUUAUAAAUAUUUGGCAUUUGUCUAUAAUUUUGUUUCCGGUUUACCGCAAUUAUUUUAAAAACUCAAAUGAAAAACUAUUGCACCACCUAGGUGUACAAUUUUCUUUUAGAAAACGUGCUACACUCAGAGCAAGUUUCCUAUUUGAAAAUUUGUUUACAAACCGAAAAAAAAUAUACACUUUAUAGUAAAACCAAUAGAUCUCUUGCUCCGUUAUAAAUCUAAAAAUAUAUAGAAAACAAGAAUCUUAACAGUAUAAUGUACGUUUUAUUUAUAAUUUAUGUUUUUAUUAUGUUAAGUGAAAUGAUAACACGUACCAUUAUACCUUGUAGAUUUCGUUUUCUUUUAAUUAAUAAUAUAUUAUAUAGUAAUAUAACGUAAUACACUACGAACCUAGUAUAGUAUAUAUGUAUAUGUAGUUUACUUGUAUAUAAUAUGGAGUUAUGUGGUGUAUGGUUUAAUUUCGUCAACAAAAGCCCUGCAUAAUAUGAGGAGGGCUGAUGGUCGUUUUUAAAAGGAUUUUAUAAUAAAUUGUUAAUUAAACUUAAUGCAAUGGUUUUCGUCCUCAUAAAGUUCCCCAAUAUCUCCAUCUAGGUAAUAAAACAAUAAAAAACAAAAGAAUAGGAAAUUUAAUAUACUUUUCAAAAUGGAAUUACAUCGUGUUUGUAUCUACAAAUAUUUUACUGUAGGAAAUGUUCGUUUAAUUUAUCAAAUUUUGACGGUAUUUAUAUAGGUAUACGAGUUUUGGGGAUGUUACUUAACGAUAUUUCAUUUUUGGUAUUUAUUAAACGGGUGGGUACUUUUAAACGAAAUUAAGGCAGCAUUAUAUUAUACAAUGCAUUAGUUAUACAUUUAACUAACUCCGAUCGAUCAUCUAUAAUCGUUUAGCUAUCCGGAGAGAAAUAAUUGAAAUAACGCAAGGGAUUUAAAUAUUAAAUACCAUUUAAAAUGUAAAACAUUUUUUCUAUUUUAUUAUUAUAUUAAUAUGUUCCUGCGCACAGGACAAUAUAAAACUAGUAUUUAUAAGUUAAUCUAAGUACAUAAAUUAUUCACGGCGGUUUGAAAAAUUUUUAUUUUGGAACUAUAUGAGAGUAUGUUUAAAUCACAAAUAGUACCUUUGUAACUUAUUUAUCGAUUAGCAGUGUAAAAAGUAAAUAUACAAUUAUAUAUAUAUAUUCGUAUAUAUAUUGGGUAUAUAAUAGGUACAAAUUUAAAUUUAUUUUUUAUCCGUAUAGUAUUAAUUUAUAAAUAUAAGGGAUUUUGAUAUUUUUCACUAUUUACGAAUAAACCGCGGAAAAAUGAUUCGCGGGAUUUUUUACCGUCCUCUACCUCUACACGUAUUAUACAUUUUUUCGUUCGGGAAUUUUUAAAACCUAAUAUACAUAUUCAUGAAUACAAAUUGGUAAAAUAAAUUAAUAAAAUAGACAGCUGCUGCAGUUAUCCCAUAUUACUACUAAAAUUUGAAUAUAAAUUCGAAUUAUGAAUUGAUUACUCGAACACUUCUUCCUCUGGUAAAUCAUCUCACAAAACGAGUAUGCAAAUAAAAUAUUAUUAUUAUAUUAACGAAAUCAUCGAUAUUAUUAUAAUACCGUUCAGUUUAGUAUAGAAUUUUUGAUGCGAAGAAAUAGUAAAAGUGUAUUAAAAUACUGAUUUCCCAAAACACUGGCAACAGAUUCUGCAUGUGUUCACCGUGUACAAUGAACAUUCAUUACAUAUACAUAUUUUAUUAUAAAUAACUAGGUAUACUGUGCAGUCAGUGGCGUAGUUAGAUGGGAAAGGCUCUCAGGGCAGUUAAAAAACUAAUCCCUGAAGCUAGUAAAAUCUUUAUGGAAAUUUUAAAUAUACCUACACCUAACAUUGUUCUUUUCAAGCAUGAAUACUUACUAUGGGACUAAAUAUAAAGGUAAUAAACAACUUAUUAAUAAAUAUACAAAGUAAAAAGAAAAUCCAGUUUAUCAUAUUAUAUAGUAUACUAUACUAUUAUAAUAAAUUAUUUGUUAUGCGUUACUGUUGAUUGAUGUACUGAUAUAAAAAUAUUGGUGUUUGAUAAUAUUUGACUUGACAGUAUAAUUAUAAUAUCAAUAGACUAUUUUACAAUUUAUUAUUGUUACCAUUAUUUUUUUAUGUAUGUAAACAUGUUAUUCGGCCAUCUUUAAUUGUGGACCGCGGUGGUCGUGGUACAAUAAAUUACUAUAUGACGGCGAACACUGUUUAUUGUAUAUUAUUGUGUGUACUAUUAUUCUGUUUUAAUACCGAUUGAGACUGGAAUUACCACGUAAGAUUUGAAACAUUCACUCUUAAAUCUUCUUCCUUCGGCCUUUUAAGACCAUUCCAUCAGACAAAUUAUCUUCCCGCUCUCUCAAUCUUCCGCCAUUUCUCUCCAAUUUAUCUCUGGGUCCUCUGUCUCUGCAUCCUUUUUAACACAAUCCUCCUAUCCAAGGUGUGGUCUCCCCAGCGGCAUAUUCCCCAUCGGAUGUUCAUUGAUUACAGCUUUAAUCAAUGUGCCAUUUUGUCGUCAAGCAAGGCUCUCCUAAUACACGGUUUUUGGAAUAGAUUUUGGAGUUCUUCAUUAUGCCGUCUUUUCCAAUUUCCUGUUAAAGCAUCCCGGUACGGACCAAAUAUAAGCUUCAGCAUUUUCCUUUCAAAAACUGCCAGUCUCAGUUCGUCCGUCUUUCUUAGAGUCCAUAUUUCAGAUCCAUAUACAAGGAUAAGCCGUAACAAUUAUUAUUAUUAUUUCUUAAACACUCUUAAAAAUUUUAAAUUUGCAAUUAUUUUAUGGAUGUAAUUUUAGAAUUUUGUCUAAAUACCCCGAGGUCCCGCUUUGGAGCUUCUACACUUUGCCCUAUUAUACCUAUGCCACUGUGUGUAGUUUGAGCAAGCACAAUAUUAUAAUAUACAUGUGUGCAUACGUUUGUGUAUAAGUCACGAAAAUUGUUGUUUUGUUCAUAUAUUAGAUUCCGAGAGAAGCGAAAAAGUAUUUAUUUUUUACUAUGAUAUGUGUUAUUUUUCGUUAGGAAAACACUUUUACGGUUAUUAAAAAUAUUCCAAUUUUAGAUUCUGAGUGAAGCGAAGAAGCUCAUGGUAUUACAAAGAUGUUUAUUAUUUUUUUCUUUUGUGGACAAAUCUUCUACCGCCAAUUUUUCUCCGAUUUACAACAGUUGUAUAUUUUCUGAAAGGAAAUCUGACUGGGUAGGUACUUUAUAAAGGUCAUUUUUUUGUUUUCCCAGCAAAUAUGAAAAACCGGGAAAUACGUAGGAAAAACAGGAAAAUCGGAUCUAUAAAUAUAAUUAUAGGAUAUAUAUUACUAUAUAACUAUAUUAUAUAGUGCCUAUUUAAUUAUUUUACCAUAAUAUGAUGUACAGGUUGAUCCACAAAGAUAUACCCCUUAAAUAUCUCCGUAGAUAACCUUCGCGGGACAACCUGUGUCCCACAAGGAUUCGAAAAAUGCAAUAACUUUUGUUGUAUGCCUCAGCGCUACAGUUUAUAUAUGUACAUUUUUUUUAAGGGGAGGGAGACUUAAUAAAAUUUUUUUUUAAAUAUUUAAAAUAUCCAUUUUAAUAGAUUUUUAGAAAAUUGUCGUGGUUAAAACUUUUGUUAUAGAUUUUUUGAAAAUUUGAAUAAUUUUAUUUUCAAUCAUAACAACAUAAAUUACCAUUAUUAAUUGAAUGAAACUACCUAAUAACUAUAAUAAGGUAAUAUUUACAUUUGCAAAUACUUCAAAAAAUCGUAGAAAAUAAAAGACCGUACUGAAACAAAAGUUUCAAUUACAAAAAAUAUUCGUAACAUUUAUUUUACAAAAUGUCUAUUUUGAAUUUUUUUAAAAAAAUUACAGUACAAUUUUAAAUUAUUUAUCUUAAUUACUCCUCCUCUAAAAAAAAAUGCUACAAUUUUGUAGCACUGAGGUAUACUAAUUAUUUAAAAAAAAUGUAUAUCAAAAUUAUUGAAUAGAACAAAAGUGAUUGCAUUUGACGAUUCCUCGUGGAACACUGUAUACAUUGUUGACAAAGCAACACUAUUAACUGAAUUCCGCUCAGAAUCGUUUUUUUGUUAAUCGCGUACAGAUAUACUUUAAAUUUCUCCUCUCAUACCUUUCUAACUUCUCAUCUACAAAAAUGGCUGCACUCGUCCCUAUUAUCCUUAGACAGCUCUUUUAAUGUUUUACGUUAAAAGAUGUGGUUUUUCGCUUCUUUCAAAAUUGUCAACGGUCCUUUGUUAGGUUGUUUUUCUCGGAAAUACAUUUUUUCGGUUAGCAUACUUACUGAAAUUUCUUAAUUAUCCAUAUUAUUAUCGCGACUUCUUUAUCCAAUAGUAUUUUGUUUGAAAAAUAUCUAUAUUUUCAACAGUUUUUCUACAUUCAAUUUAUAAAAAUUAACAACAAAUUUCGAUACAUCGGUUUUGUUUUUAUCAAUUUCUGGGUUACCUCAAUUACGAAGCAAAAAAUCCAGACUAAUAAUACCAAUACCAUUGAUUAAAAUAUACAUAUAUAUUUAAUAAAUCCCGUUUUAAGCCCAUUAAACAAAAAUAUGUGAAGUUAUUUAAAACAAAGUUUUUGAUAUUUAGUUGAACGGUUUUAAUCGAGAAUGGGAUUUUAAAACGUUACUUUUUGAAACUUGUCGAUACGUUUUACAAUAGGUAUAUUAGGUUAUGAUACUUUAACCUAACCUUAUAAUUAUUAUGUAAUGUAAUGACUUGACCUAAUCUAACUCCGCUCAGAGUCAGUUAUUAUAUUAUUUAUUAUAAUUAUUAUAAUAUUUAUAAUGAGCAUUUUAUAAAUUAAAUUACAACUCUUUGUCCAAAUUUAUUAAUUCAUUUUUCAGGUUUUUCCAUCAUCAUUAUCGAUAUUUUCUGUCUAAUUGUCCAACACAUACUCAGUGGUAAUCAUGGUAACUUGGACCAAUUGGUCCGAUCGAUAAGACUUCUGAAAAUAGAAAUGCAUAUGCGAGAUCGAUCAAACAACUUUCUCGAAUAUUUUAGUCUUUAAUUUUUAUAAGUUUAUUUGGAGAUUAAAUAUAUAUAAAUCGUAAGACGGAGGGUUAAAUACCCCAAUACAUUUUUCAAAAAUUGUAGCGUACCCCUACAACUUAUAUUUUAUUUUAAAUAGUUUAUUUAAAUCUCAUUGUCUGUAUUCUUUCAUUUAUCCAAAUUAAAUCAUCGUUAAAGGCUAACCUACCUAAUAAAUUAUUUAAUUAUUUUUUAUUUUAUUAUUAAUACGGCUGUAGCCCAAAGUACAGUACAAAUUUAAUAUAAAAGAUAACAAUUAAAAAUAAAAAUAUACAAAUAAAAUGAGACAAGUCAUAUAUGCAGAACAAUAAUAAUGAUAUUUAAAAUUAUGUUGUAUUCUCUGGAAAAAAUAUGCUUUCUACAGAUUUCCUAUGGGAGUUGAGAAUGUACAUUAUACAUUUGUCCUUUUUUCGAGUUUAUCCCAGUUUUAAAAAUACAAGGAAAAUAAAACAAAUGAUUUUUUUUAUUACACUAACUCUUAAUAUACAUAUUUUUUACCAGAAAAUAACCGUAAAGUUGAUGAUUGGGCCAUCAUUGGGGGCAUGAUUUCUGGAAGAAUAUUUGUUUAUAGACAGAAAAAAAAAUUGUAUAUAGUAAAUCUAUCACACAGUACAUAUAUAAGUAAAAACUUAAUCUAGAAGUACCUAGUAUAGGGUUUUUUUUUUAUGCAUUUUUAAUCUCUGAAUAAUGAUUAAACAUACUUCGCACGUGGGGCGCAGCCACUGUUGUAAGUGGGAAGUUGAAAAUAUAGGAUACAGAAGGGAAUUUAAUAUAUAUCUGUACGCAAUGAUAAACCAUUGUUUACGAAAAAACGAUUCUGAAGUUUAAUAGUAAUGCUUAAAUUUAGAAUAAAGACAUAUAAUAUAAAGAUUAAAAGAAGUUAAAAGAAUGUAUUGAAAUCGAAAUUUAUUUUUUUUUAAUAUAGCUGGGUCUGGUAUUGUUUUUUUUAACAAUGUACGUUUCCGUGACAACAAUGAUUGUUUAAAAAAGAUUAAAAUAAUAAAAACUUAAUAAAAAAAAAAUAGUAAUAAAAACAGUUGCCAAUGACUACCUUAUUUGUAAUCUUUCAAUCUUUUUUAACCUAAAGAACCAGUUUUCCUCUUUAUCUCGAAUAUUAAUGACUAUUUCAAAAAAUGACCUUUUUAAAGUACCACCCGGAGAACAUUUCCUUUCAGUAAAGGUGAUAUAUUUGAUAACUGGAGUAAGCUUUCUGGUAAAAAAAAGUGUUUAUAUAAUAAAAAUAAAAAUAAACACCAUUUCAAAAGCAAUACAUUAAUCGCUCUGCUUAAAAUCUAAAAAAUCUGUCAUUUAUGUGUACCCAUUAGAAAAAAAUAUCUACAUUUUCGUUUUGUAUUAUAAUCUACUUUAAGUAGUACGGCGUAUUAACCCAUCAAACAGUCUACUUAUAGGAAUUUUUAUCGGGUAUAUUUAUAUAUUUAAAACGUGCUGGUACUAAGGACGGGUGUAGUCACUGUUGUAGGUGGGUAGUUAGGAAGGUGGGAUAUAUAAAUUUAUUUAAUUUAUAUCUUUAAAACUAUAACCAUCAAUUAACCAUUAAGUUGCCAGAUUUGGUGGUUUCCAGUCAAUUGUGUAUUCUCAGACAGUUAAAUAAUGGCUGAACAAUUUUUUAACUUGAGGUAUGCCGUAAAUUGGGCGAUGAAUAAGGUUGUCACUUUAUCGGGUUUUACCUGGAUAAUCCGGUUUUACAUAUAAAAGUUCAGUAAAUUAUUCUGGUAAUAACUUUUUUUUUUUUGUAGUUGUGGUUUGGGCACUGCCGUAGAGCCCUCUAUGCAGUGAAAUCUCUUAUCAAUUUGGCAAAAUUGCGGCUGGUGCCUGUAUGGCUGCACAAUGAUGCGUUAGGGUGAUAGGCCGUUAUAAUAGGCCAUUCUAACCUAACUGAUCCAUAGUUCAUGGAACAUUGGAACAUUAAAAUAAAAAUCCAAUAAAAACCUACCUAUUAUUCAGUUACAGUUCAACCUUCAUUGCUGUCGGUCGUGUUUUAAUCAUACAUUUCGUCUGUUCGUUUUUGUUAUGUAAUCGUUAUUUUUCUUUAUUAUUUUUGAUAUACGUUAUAUCUUUCUAUUUGCCUGCUUAUAUAAAUAUUAGAUAAUUAAAUAUGAAUACUAUAAAUGAUAAUGCUUCAAAUAUUGUGGACAGUUCUACUAAUACCAAUGAUAAAUUGGACAAAUUAAUUAAAGUUAUGAAUGAUAUGCAAUCUACGAAAAACAGAUUAAUUUCUUCGUUCAACUCUCACCGUUAGGAAAAGAAAAAUCAAGACAAAAAGUUCACUGAUAUUGAAGGUAAACUGGAUGUUGUAACCAAGUAUUUUGAAGACUUGUAGAUUGAAAAUAAAGUUCUACAAAAUAAAAUUGAAAUACUUAGAUCUUAAGCUGGCGAUAUUUGAAUCAUGUAAUUCUAAUUCUUCAUUAGCUAAUCAUGAAGAAAUUGUAUCUGAAAUUAUUGACCGUCAAGCUAGAUAUCAAAACUUUAUUUUAUUUAAUGUUCAGGAAAACUACUCUGGUUCUCAAAAUAAAAUUUAUGUAGUUUAUGAGGUAUUCCGUCAAAUCGAUGCCACUGCAGUUCCGUUAAAUGUACUUCGACUAGGUAGGAUUUCAAAUAAUUGUCGGUCUAACGGGGUUACACUACCGAAUAAACAUGAUAUUUUUAACAUGUUAAAAAACAAAUUUAAGUUACGUGAAAACUUAAAAUAUAUCAUUAUAUUUAUUGAUUGAUAUUUAGGUGAGCGUAAACAUUUCAAAAAAUUAAAUGUUUUUUUAGAAAUAUUGCACUGAUGGACUAUGAUACCAUUAUACUAACAGAAACUUUGAUACAUAAUGAAGUCAAUGACAAUGAACUUGGUCUUAUCUCAAAAUACACUGAUUUUAGUUGUGAUCGUGAUAGCGUCAUGAAUUGCAAUAUCAGAGGAGGUAGAGUGUUAAUUGCGGUCAGAAAUCACCUACAAUGUAAUCAUACUCUACUUCAAAACAACAACAUCGAGCAAUUAUUUAUAAAACUUUCUAUGGGUUCAUUCACUUUAUUAAUUGGAUCGGUAUACAUUCCUCCAAAUUCCAGUGUAGAUAUUUAUAAUGACCAUUUAGAUACUGUAAGUAAAUGGUUAAAUUUAUCAUUAUAUUCUAAUGUUAUUUUAUUAGAAGAUUAUAAUCUACUGGGUAUACAAUGGUCGUUAGUAAACAAUACAAUUUUCCCUAACGUUUCUCAGUUUAAUAAUUUAUUAGCUAAUGACCUGGCUAAUUUCUCUCAUCUUAAUCUAAAACAGUUAAAUUUGGUAAAAAAUCAAGCUAGUUCUAUACUUGACUUAAUUUUGUCUAAUGCUUAUAAUAUAGUUGUUCUUAAUGAAUCAUUAUCAUUGUUACCCAUUGAUUAUAUGUAUCACCUUGCUUUAACUAUCGAAUUUCCAACCAUUGUAAAAUUUAGAAACACUGAGUUAUAAUGAAAUUUUUUACGAUUUGUCUAAUUAUAAUUUUAAUGCUAUACGUUUAUCAUUAGCGAUUAUAGAUUGGUUUUCAGUUUUCGAUAAAUUGUUAACUAACAAUGCGUUGAUAUUUUUUAUAAAAUUAUGUUUUUGAUAAUUGAUGAAAAUGUUUCAAAAAACAACUUUUGCAGUUCAAAAUAUCCUUCUUGGUUCAAUUCUAUGUUGAGGGAUCUGAUUUUAGGAAAGAAAUAGCUCAUAAAUUGUAUAAAACUACUCUCACUUAAUUAAAUUAUAAAAUAUUCUCUUACCUUCGAUCUAAAUGUAGGGCUCAAUCAAAAAUCAAUCAUAAUAAAUACAUUUCAGAAACAGAAAAUGUUUAAUAUCAUGCCCUAAAAACUUUUGACACUAUUAAAUCAACAUGCUCUUCUCAGUCUUUUCCAGCAUUAAUGUAUUAUAUGAAUCAGUGUAUUAGUGGAGGUGAUAAACAGUUGCCAGUUUUUCUAAGGACUUUUCCAGCGUUUAUGUCAACUCAAUAAAUAUAACAUCGUUAAACAACCCCGCAUUAUCGGAAUUUAUUACUAACUAUUCAAAUUUAAAUUUAUCUUCGCGUGUUUUAAAUGCUACUGAUGUUCUUGACGAGUUGGAUACGUCGACUUCAAAAACUAGUCCAGGCGCGGACAUGCUACCUAGUAAUUUCAUUCUAAAUUGUAAAUUUGUUUUAGUUGUCCCUUUAUUAUACUUACAUAACUUAUCCUUAAAAACUGGUUGUUUUUCAUGCACGUGGAAACUAAGUUUUAUUAUCCUUAUUUCUAAAGAAAAUGAUGUUACUAAUAUAAUAAAUUACAGACCUGUUACAUUAAUAUCAAUAAUAUAUAAGAUUUUUGAGUCAAUCAUAUUAAAAAAAAAUACCACUUCUUGUACCUUUAAUAAGUCUGGAUCAACAUGGUUUUAUUAAAGACAGAUCAACGGCUAGAAAACAGUUAAUUUUUCAAAAAAUUAUAUUAGGCGCUUUCUCACACGGUUAUUAGGUUGAAGUAAUUUUUUCAGAUUUCUCAAAAGCUUUUGAUAAAGUCGACCAUUCAAUUCUAAUAUCAAAACUAUGUGUCAUUGGAAUUUGUGACCCCCUCCUUUCUUGGAUUUCUUCUUACAUUUCAGAUAGGAAACAAAUAGUCAAGUGUAAACAUUUUAAAUUGUUUCCUUUCACAGUAUUAUCUGGUGCACCCCAAGGUCUACACUUUACUCCGAUUAUAUUUCUGCUAUUUAUAAAUGAUUUAAAAUUGUUAAAUUCUAGAGAAUUUCUAUUCGUCGAUGAUAUGAAAUUGUUUAGUCUUAUAAAAAAUACGAAUGAUAUAUGUUUAUUAAGGAUGAAUUAAAUUCUUUAGCUAAUUGGUGUGCUAUUAAUAAAUUACCAUUAAAUUUAGAUAAAUGCAAAAUUAUGAAAUUCCACACGGUCUCGUAACUCAAUUCGUCACACCUACAAUGUACUUAAUCACCUAUUAAUUUGCAUAAAUUAAUUUUGUGAUCAUGGUGUCAUAUUUGAAUCAAAUCUAUCUUUUAAUCAACACAUCCAACAUAUUAUCAAUAAAUCUUCUUCGAUAUUAGGCUUCAUUACGAGAGAUUGUAAAGACUUCAAAAAUCAUAGUACAUUAAAAACUCUAUUUACGUCUUAAGUGAGAUCUAAGCUUUAAUAUAAUUCAGUAGUUUGAUCUCCUUACUUAAAUUCAUAAAUUCAAUGUAUUGCGAAUGUCCAAAAUCGUUUUCUUCGAUUCAUGUCUUAUAAAUGUAAUACGUGUACCUCAACCUUAUAAACCAUUAUUAAAUACAUUUAAUAUCUUGAGCUUAUCUAACAGAAAAAAAUUAAUGAUCUAAUAUUUUUGUUCAAACUGCUAAAUUCAUUUUUUUUUAUUGUCCGGAGCUAUUAAGUUUUUUAAAUUUUUCUAUUCCUUAUUUUAGAACUAGGUCUUCAAUCAACACUAUAUUCUGUCUAAACAAACACAAAACCAAUUAUGCUUUAUCCGCUCCACUAAAUAGAGUGAUGUCUAUCGCUAAUGAUGAACAGAUUGAUGUUUUUAAUUAUAAUUCUGUUAAUUCUUUCAAAAUUUAUGUUAGAAAACAUUUUUAUUAGACUUAUUUUUUGUGAUUUUUAGUUUUAAGUAUGUAAUAUUCUUUAAAAAUUUUUUUUUUCAAGAGUUAUUUAUACUAUAUAUCCAUGCACUAAUUUAUUUAUUUUUUGUAAUUGGGUUGUGGGUUCUUACCCGUAAAUAAAUAAAUAAAAAUAAUAAUAAUAUGUUAUUUCUGUUAUUAUAUUUAUAGCUAAUACCAUUGGUUAUACAUAUUAUAAAUAUUGAUUAUAAAUUAUAUUAAACUAAAGAUUAGGUACCUAUAUAUUAAAAUAUCUUAGGGAGACCUCUUAAGCUUUCCCUAUGUAUGUUUGUGAGAACGAUUUAUAAUGAAUCACGGGUCAAAUUUUCAAGAAUAUCUGUUUAAGUUAACAAUUUUAUCUAUAGAAAAACUAUCAAAUAAAAAUUACGUAAAAAACUCGCAAAAUUAAAAUGUCUAUAAAUAGCUCUAAAAUGGCUCAAAUGUUUUGAACAUUUUUACCAUGUUUAGAAAAGGCAAAUAUAAUUUUUUGUUAAAAUUUCUAGUUUCAAUGAAUAUUUUUAACUGAAUUAAAUUAAAAAACAAAAUUGAAAAUAAUAAAAGAAUUAUUUUCGUAAAUUUUCUGGUUCUUUCUAAAUUUUUUAGUUUUCCUAAAUUAUUAUUAAUGAUUAAAAGUUAAAAGAUUAAAAAUGCAACAAAAAAAGUCUGUUGUCAUUUUUUUAUUAGAUCAAUAUUUCUGGUAGAAAACAUCCUGUAUAUAAAUUUAAAAUAAUAAAAUUAUUUUAAAAACUCCUUAGAAAAUCGAAAAAUAAUCUCCUCUAUUUCGCUACAAGAUUUCUGAUAAAAAAAUUACUCACAGUCAUAAAAAACACACACCGUAGUAAAAAAACUUAAAAACUUAAAAAAUUUAAUUAAUUUUCUUUUUUUUCAUUUUUUCAUUUUAUGGCAUCUAUAGUUUGUUUUAAGAUUUGUUAUAUCAGUGGUGACUCACCUUUACUACAGAGGGCCAUAAAAAAAAAAAUAAUUCUUGUGGACCAAGAAUUUAAACAUUCACUUUUAAGUUGAUAAAACAAAAAUAAAAGUUGAUUAUAUUUUAUUGUAGGUAUAUCUUAAUAUAUAAGUACAGUAUAUAGUGGUAUAUUUAAUUAUUUAUUAUUUAUUGAUUGUUAUAAAUAAGAAAAAAAUUUUAAGUUUAUAAACCUAUCUUUUUUUUAAUGUGAGUGUUAAUUUUUGAAAUUUGAAGUUAUUUUUUUUUUCAAUUUUGAUAUACUAUGUUUAACUGAUAAAUAAAUAAUCGCUGGCCAAAUUUGGCCCAUGGGCCGUAGUUAAUCACCACUGGGUUAUAUUAUAGCGCACAAUUCAGUUAUUUUCAGUGCUAUAAAAUCCGAGCCCUGCUCAUAACCCUGAAAUAAUAAUAAUAUGAUUUUUAAAAAAAAAUGUUUAACCAUCUGUAGACUAGUUCAAAAAUGUAAAUAUGUUCCUCCACGCUUCUCUAUUUAUAGCAAAUUCCUUCAAUUCUUUAUACGUGAUACAGUUCCUAAAUCUAACAUAAUCUGCUUCAUAUGUAAGACUUGGUCUUAGAGUUACCCGUGCAUGGCUCGACUUGUCUUCUAUAUCCAUUCGUUUGUUUACUCCAUAAUUCUCGUCCAUGUCGACUUGUUUUCAUCAUAUAUCACUACAAUAUAAUAUAAUUCAUAUUUGUGUAUAAAUUUGAAUUGUGUUUUAAAAUUUCUUAAAAAUAAAACAUUGAAACCAUUGAGUAUUCGAUUUAAUAAUAAUGUGUUUUUUUAUUUGUUUUUUAGUAUUAAACGUGUUAUCGUAUAAUCAAAGUCGUCGUAUUAUCUCGUAUACUCUGCAAUGAUAAGAGUGCGAAAAAAGUGCGGUCGUGCCGCUGGAUGCGGCUAAUCAAUGUGUGUCGUCGACAAAAACAACAGCAAAAUCAAAAAUUACAACGAUAAAACCAAAAACAACAGCGACGACGACAAGGACAAUAACAAAAACAAUAAUAAUAAUAAUAAUAAUAACGCGGUGACAGCAAAAACAACGAUCGGUGACCGGUGGCGCACUACGACGACGACGACGACGGGAAACGGCGGACGGCGUGACCGUAGCCGUCGGAUAUCAUCAUCUUGAAAACGGCAUCCACCGCGGUUGUGGUGGUGAUUGCGAUCGUCUUCGCGUCGUCGUCGUGGUCAUCAUCGUGGUGUUGUUGGUGGUAGUGCGUUGGCGCGACAACCACGGCCGGCUGCAAACUGACCGGCUGCGGUUGCUGUUACCUUCCGGCGAUCUGUUGUCUGGCCGCCGUGAUCACGUCGCUGUCGCUCAUGCGCUCCCGCGCGGCCGCGUUCACCGACGUAAACGCGACGAUCGACGUAAACGCAACAACCGACCUCGUCCUGCAUACUGUCGUCACCGCCGCCGGCCGUGAUGUCGUUCGCGGCCAAGUGGUCGAAGCUGCCGCUGCCACCGUCGCAACCACCGCCGCAGCCGCCACUGCGACUGUCGUGAUAGCGACCGCGGAUAACGCGACGACCGCCGCCGCUGCUGACACAUUAUUCCGUCAACCCACUUCGCCGCCGUCGCCACUGCCACCACAUCAAUACCAACAUCAACCGCCUAACCGGACAGACCCCUCCACCGACAAUGACAGAGUCCAUCGUCAAUCUCAGUCCCGUGAGUAUAGAGAUGCAUUAUAAAAUUAUAAUAAUUUUAUCACCAUAUUAUAAUAUGCAAUUUUUUCAGAGAGUGUCCAUCUUAGAUUAUAUAUUACGGACGUAGCUAUACGUAGAAUUGCUCUACCACAUUGUGUCCAACAUCAUUUCCACUAUCUUUAAAAUUGCAUGGUACACGACACAACUGCGCAUGCCCGGAAAUCAGUAUCAAACAAUUUGGUUUUAUUUUCAACUGUAUCAUGUAUUAUUAUUACAGUAUCAUUCGUCAUAAGCCGCCAGUUGAUUUCUGGACAUGUGCAUUUGUAUCGUGUACCAUGCAAUUAUAAAAAUAACGAGGAUGACGGACACAAUUUCGGUGUACGCAUAGCCACACCGUAGUAUAUGAUCUAAGGUGUCUAUAGUGUUUAGAUUUUAUUACAUUUAUCUAACCAACUACCGUACUUUAAGUUAUAGACGCCUAAACUAAAUACAAAUCUCGUUUAAUUAUACAAUAAUUUGAUAGUAAUUUUGAUCAAAUGUGUGUGUUUUUCUUUCAAUGUUAUCACCGGGUCUAGGACAAAUAGGCGCGGCCUUUUGGAUGCCAAAAAAAAAAAAAGAUAAUAAUUAUAAUACAAAUAUAUAUAUUAUAUAUUAAAUAUAAAUUCUGAAUAUCUGAAAAACUGCAUUCUAUAUCAAUACUAUGAUAUAACACAACAAAAUAUUGGUUUAAUGUUAAUAUUAUUGAAUGAUUAUUACCCACAAAUUAAGAUAUACAGAAUAUCGAACGAAUGUGUGAUAAGUGAAGGUCGAACCUUCUUACUUUUGACAAGGCCAUUUACACUAUCUAGUGUACUCUUUACAAACUAUGUCAAUAUCUAUUAUAGAAUAGAUGUGCAAUUUAUUACAUACCCUACUCCUUCAGUAUAAAAUUUAAACGGGUUUUAGUUGAUUUUCAUACCAAUUUUGUCUUAUAGCUGUAAUUCCAAACAGUGAGAAUUGGGCGGACUCAAAAAAACAUUGAUAAGACCUUUCCGUACGGUAUAUACCUUAAUUUGUGGUAAGACCUAUUAUUAAAUUUUAUUAUUGUAUAAUCUUAGUGGAUAGAUAUUAUUCGGACAUUAUAUGAAUCGAAAACUGGAAUCGAAACUUCAAUAUUUAGAAACUCUAACAAUAAAAAGACGAACAUACUUCGCACAAUUGGUGCAGCCACUGGUUGUUGGUGAGAAAUUGGAAAUAUAGGAUAUAGCGGAAAAAUUAUUUAUAUCUGUAAGUAACGAUAAACCAUUGCUAACGAAAAAAAAAAUUCUGAACGAAGUUCAUUCAAUAGUGAUGUUUGUCAACAAUAUGUAUGUCAUAUUAUAUUGGUAAAAUAAUUAAAUAGGCAUUAUAUAUUUUCUUUAAUAAUAUUUGUUUAAAAUAUUACUGAUUUUGAUACUUUACUAAUAUAUAUGAACAUUUUUCGCAUUUGUAGGACUUGUAGAGAUAUUUUACUAAUAUAGCUAUUUGGUUUUGAUUUUCGAAUAGUACAUGUAAUCAAAUGUAUCUGAAAAACAGUUAUAUUCGGUUUUAUUUCCACCGAUCUUGACAGACAAUUCCGUUCGUUUCCAAUGAUUUGAUUAUUUUCAAAAUCGUUUUAGUUGCAUCACACUAAAGGAUUAUCGGAUUUAAUUUCGGAAAGUCGUAAGUGCCAAUUGCUUGUUAUGGUGAUUUUAGGUACAUAUUAAGUGCAGAUUUUAAGCUUUAUAAAUUAACUUUUUCAGUGUUAUUACUUUGGAACCCUGUGGAAUAUAGGACUAUUACCUACUAUAACUAUAAUUAUUGUCUAUAAUAUUUAUGAUUACAACUGUACAACUGUUUAAUAAAAAAAAUAUAUGAAUUAUAACCCCCUAUAGUUACCGCGUGUUUACUUACUGCGAACGUGCUUCGGCGUAAAAAUCUCUAAUAACCGUGUACAGAGUACGAAUUCCCAGACGGAAAAAAAACAAUGUCGGUAUAUAUAAUAUUGAUAUCGAUUUAUUACAAUAGUAUAAUAAUUUACAUCCAUUAGUCAUUACUUAAGAUACCAAACACACACUCUACAAUAUUAUAUUAUACUCGUAAUAAUAAUAGUAAUAAUUGAUAUUUACGUUUACACGCAUAUAUAAAUACAUAAGAUACAAUUAUAAAAAUAAAUCACUAUAUAAAUUAAAAUAGCGUGUAAACUGUACAAACACCGCAGUGAUUUUACGUUUGUGUUCAUUUCUACUACGCAUUAAUCUAUUUAUUAUUAUAUAACGACAGUGUCCAACCAGUGGAGGAUAUAAUGUUGAAUUAUGAGAGGGGGGACAAUAAAAAUUUGACUAGACAAAUAAAAAAAGAGGAUACUAGAGAUGGAUGUAUCCACUGUUGUAGAUGGGCAGUUGGGAUAGUACAGGGUUAUGAGCAGGGCUAAGAUUUUAUAGCACUGAAAAUAAAUAAAAAUAAAAAAUACAUUUUAUAAUAUGACCUAAAAAAUCUUAAAAUUAGCUAUAAUAACUUAUACCAUAAAACAUGAAAAAUGGCAAAAUAAAAAAAUGUUUUAGAUUUUUAACUUUUUAGUGAACUAUCUAUUGGUUUUACUAUGAUAUUGGUUUUUUUUAUGGCUGUGAGUAACUUUUCUAUCAGAAAUUAUUUUUAAAAAUUUUCCCGUACUUUCUACGUAUUUUUUGGCUUUCUUCAAUUAUCGAAAAAACUUCAAAGAAAAUCAAAAACUAUUCCCUUGUUCCCGAUAUAUUAAAAAUUCAACAAAAAUAUUCUCUUAUUGUUUUUUGAUCGGAGCAAUAUUUUUCGUAGAAAACUAAAAACAACGAAAACGGUUACGCCGCGUCAUGCUAAAAAUAUUUUCCAUUUACCUAUAAUUAUUUUCUUUUGGGUCUUUUCCAAUUAUUUUGAAAAUGCCUUAGAAAAUCAGUAAACUAAAGAAAAUUAUCUUUCAAAAAAGAUGCCACACUUAAUACUUCGAAGAGGAAUUUCUUGUAGUUAUUUUUAAAAAUCAUUUAUUGAUAUUUAAAGUAGUUUUCAUAAUAAUUGGAAAAAACGAAAAAUGUCAUCUUUUUAAAUUACACAACGAUUUCAUUAUUUAAAAUUGUUAAGGGGAUAUUUUCUACCAGAUAUUUUUGUCCAAAUUUCAAGAAUAGCAGAUUUUCUGAAAUAAAUGUUUUUUUAUUUGCGAUUAAGAAAUUAGUUGUUUGACUCGUCGUAGAUUUUUCCUAAUGAUUACAAAAAUCUAAGGAAAAACGUAGCAAAUACAGCAAAGUGUAUGACAUAUGGGUUUUUGGUUAAAAAUUAUUGUAUAGACCUGUCAUUUUCAUUAAAUAUAUAUAUUGGCCUUUUUGUAGACGUGGUAAAAUUUUCAAAACAUUCUAGCAUUCUAACAUUCUAAUAUUCUAUGUACCUAUAUAUGUAAUAAGGAAUUUUCGUUUCAUUUGUAAUGUUUCUAAUUUUAUUUCUGUACAAUUUUCUAAAUAUUUUAUUUCAUCAAGUAGAGGGCCAUUUGAUGAAUAAAAAUACAUGAUAUGAUAUUUUAAGAUUGAUUUCGUGCAAAGUUAAUAACUGAAUAAAAUUUGUAUUUCACUCAGUGGUAAAAAAAUGGUAUACAUUUCAUGAACUUAACAACUUUUCAUAAAAUUCACGAUUUAAUCAAGUAGAUGAAACAUAUACAUAUACAUUGUAUAAUAAUAAAAUUAAUUUCGUAAUUAGUAAUUACCAUAGCUUACCAAUCGCCACCAAUCUUGAGUCAAAUGAAAUCUAUAUCCAAUUUAUUUAUUUAUUUCGUAUGGCUUACACAAAUCAAAAUAACUGAAAAUACAUAACGUGUUGCAUAAAUAUAUAUUUAUAAAUAAUUAAAAGUAGAUAGAAUUAUAAUCAUUCAAAUAAUUUCUUCAUAGCCCUAAGUCGAGGUUACUAAUCCAAUGUAAUGUUUCUGGAGUCACUUAAUGUAUAGGCCUUCAAAAUGUUGGCUAAAUUUUCUACAUCCAAUAGUCUUAAUUUGUAGUUAUACACAUUUCACUCCAACAUGUAUACCUUCUUCAAAAUCAGCAAUAAGUGUAAUUGGAUUUAAAUGUAAAUUUUCGGAUGAGUAUAUUUCUACAAAACAUCUAAAUGUGUUAGUGUAUGUAGUUGUAUAUUUGUCCAGCAAUGAAAAGUCAGUUAAUAGAACGUAAUGUUCAUUUUAAAGUAGAUAUCCUAGGAUAAUGGGGACAGGUGCAGCCCCUAUUAUAGAUAAUUUAAGGUUUUUUACAUUUGCUGGAAAAACUCUUGGGAAUAUCGAAAAAUGACCUUUCUAAAGUACUUAGUGAAAUUUCCUUUUAGAAACAUUACUAUCAGUAAAAGUCAGAACAAAAUUACUGGUAGAAAUUUGUGUAUAGAAAAAAAGAAGACGGUAAUAUAUUUUUAAUUAAUACCUACAUUUCGUACAUUUUCCCAUUUUUUUUUUUUAAGUUUUUCAAAUUUGAUGAGAAAACUCUUGAGAAAAUCGAAAAACGACCUCAUCACGCCCUCUUUCUUUCAAAAAAAAAUGAUACACGUAGAAAUAUAAGAUAAAAAGAUAAGCUAAGAUAAAAAAAAAAUUAUACAUAUUUGUAAAACUUUAAGCUUCUUCGCCCCACUCAAAAUCUAAAAUGUGAACAGUAAAUAAUUGAUAAAAAUAUUUUGGGCUACUACAAAAUGUACCAUUUACAAAUAUUUUAUCACUUUAGUACAAUAAUUUUGAAUUUGAAGCUGUAUAAUUUUGUAUAAUAUUAUUUUGAUAACAUCGAAAACAUUUUUUAGUAAAGUUGGAUAUACAGAUCGACAAGACCCUUACUAAUAUUGAUAUACAAAAUGAUUCACUAAGUGUGCUCAUUCCACUUUUUUUUUGUUAAAUUUUGCGUGUACUUAAAUUCUGAUUUCAGGAACUUUUAAGUAUAAGUAAAUCCGAUAUUUUUGAAUACUUAGAUUUUGACAACAUUUAAGAAGUAUCCCGUGGUGAUAACAACUUUGGUUUUUCAAAUGAAACCUAUAUUAAAAAUUCCAUAAAUAGACGGAAUAUUACUUUAAAUAAAUGUUGGUGUAAACAUUUUUAAUUUCCGUCAACCUGUUAACGAGACAUUCCACUUUUAAGUUUAGGUAGGAGGAGUGUAGUGGAGUAUCAUUUGUGAGACAUAACAGCGUAUGGCGUUGUAUUAGUGUUCUACCCUAUCUAAGUCUAAAAGUGGAAUGUCUCGUUAAUGGGUUGACGGAAAUCAAAAAUGUUAACAUCAAUAUUUAUUGAAAGUAAUAUUCCGUAUAUUUAAGGAAUUUUAAAUAUAUGUUCUCGUAUGAAAAACCAAAAUUAUUAUCACUACAGGAUACUCCUUAAAUUUUCUAAAAAUCUAAAUACUCGAAAAUAUCAAAUUUAACUACACUUAAAAGUUUUAAAAAUCAUAAUUUAAAUAUAGUAUAGAAAUUUAACCAAAAAAAAAAAAAAAUGGAGUAAGCACGCUUAGUGAAUCACCCUGUAUAUUAUUUACCUCAAUGCUUAUCAAUAAUUUAGAUUGGAAAAGAAUAUUUAAAAUGUCUCUGUUUAUAAUUGUUGAUGGUCUUUCUAAUAAUUCUAAUCUUCAGAUUUUUGAAUUUAAUUGAUUUGAUAAUAAUUUUUUAUUUCUUACAAAUUUGGGUUCUUCUUCGUAAUAGUGCAAAAUGUAGUAUUUACAAUUGUUUUCAUAUUAUUACGAUCAAUACAAAUUUUUACAGCACAUUUUUUAUUGACACUUUGCUAUUUAUACGAAUCUAAGUAUUUUACAUACUCGUUAUUAUAAAAUUUAAAAUGUUUGUAUAAAACUAAUUGAUUUUUCCAUUCACCAAUAAUUAUUUUAAAAUUUAUUUUUAUACGGUGUAACAUAAAAUGCGCAUAUGAUUAUAGCCGUUACUAAAUGUCUAUUAUUCGAAAACCAAACCAUAUUUAGAAGUAUAGACUUGUAAUUUUAUUUUAAUUUUCGGUUUUCGACUUAAUUUUUAUUUGUUAUACAGAUUACAACAUGAAAAUGACGAAUAUGUUAUACACUAUCUGUAUUAUCGCCAUGUCUAUUUUGAUAUGUCUGAACAGAUUAGUAAGUGUGUACGUUUUUUCUUUAAUUUAUUGAAAAAAAUUCAGUGUUCAAGGUUCUACUCAGUUUAUUCUAUUUGUAUUAAUUGUAUGAUCGGAGUCGGAAUCGGUGUCGAUAGCCGGCGGAAUCGAUAAAACCCCAUUUACGCAUUUAAAAUCGGUUUUAGAAAUAAUAAAAUCUAUAAAUAAUCUAUUACCUAAUUAUAUUAUAAUUAUAAUUACAUAAGGUUAGAUUAGGUCAGGUCAUUACAUUACAUAAAAAUUAUAAGGUUAGGUUAAGGUAUCAUAACCUAAUAUACCUAUUGUAAAACGUAUCGACAAAUUUCAAAAAGUAACGUUUUAAAAUCCCAUUCUCGAUUAAAACCGUUAAAUUAAAACUAAAUAUCAAAAACUUUGUUUUAAAUAACUUCACACAAACGGAUUUUAAAGACCUUUCCGUACUUUUUUCCGAAUCCGUAAUGUUUGCCGUAUAGAGCGAUGUCGAAUAAUAUGCCAAUUGCGGCCUUAUUGAAUCAUUAAAAUUAUUUUUUUCUUUCUUGUAAAAAAUUUAGCACUAUGACAAGAAAAUAAAUUGCACGUUGGACGUACGUCAUAGCUGCAUUAUGUUCUGUAUACAGACGACGUGCAGUAUAUUUUAUUAGAAACUUAAUAUUCUAUGUACAUACGUGUAUACUAUCAUAUAUGUAUAAAUAUAUAUUGUACCUACGUAAUAGAAACCUAAAACCUAUGUGUCGUCUGGCUUUAAGAUUAAGUUUUUUUUUCUGUGUCUGAUACCAGUAAUAAAAUAGAUAGUAUGAUUAUUAUAUAUAAUGCAUAAAACGACUAUACGUGCACGUUUAAGUACACACAGAUCCGCCGUCGUCUACAUAGUUUUAUGCAAUCUGUCUCGUCGGCAGCGGCAGAGGAGGAGGAGGAGGAUGGAGAGGUGCAGAUUGCACCGCACGCAGGGAGCGGUAAUAUAACGACUACAGUAAAGGGUUAUGUCAAUAUUUAUAUUAUAAAAAAAAACAUAUACGUGCGGUUAACAUCUGAAUUUUCCGCCGAAUUCCCCACCACACUUGAUUUUUUUAUAUUAUUAUUAUUGUUAUUAUUGUGAUUGAGCGACCUUCGUAUGGACUUUCUGUGUAAAAUAAUUAUACCGUAUGUCCGUAUAGACAAAAUAACAAAUAAUAAUAUAAAAGCUGGGUAGCUUCUUUAAGUCAAGUCACUCAUGUCAUCUUUAAAAAUAUCAAACAUGCUCAUUGUAAAAAAUUGUACAGAUUGUAUGAUUUCUAAUAAAUAUUAAAAAAAUAAUAUAAAAUAAUAUAAAGUUUCAAUAAUAAUAUUAAUUCAACAAAUGGAUAAAUGCAUAUACUCGGAUUACUAUAAUAUUAUGUAUAUUCAGUGCAUCGGACAUACCCGCGGGAACGUGUAGUAGUAUUUAUUUGUAUUUAUUAUUAUAAUGAAAACAGACACCGUUAAAAAGAAGACAAAAUCGUAGAAGAUAUAUUACACGCACAUGCAUAUUUAUGAACGUUAUAACAUGUAAGGUGAUCCAGAAUAUAUAUGCACUUAAAAUCUUCUCAAAAAUCCUGAAAAAAUCACAUUCAAUUUAUUUCAAAAAGCAAAAAUGGUAGAAGGGUUUAAAAAUGUAAGGCUUUUUUGGAUUUUAGUUAAAUAUAAAUCCGUUAUCCAAUAAUUAUAUAUGGCUUUAUAUUUAUAGUAAUUUUCUUUCUAUUCCUUUUCUAUAACAGCAGCGGUGUUUUUCAAAAUCGUGGUUCGGUUAAAACAGAAAUGACGUAAAAUCCAGAAUUUUUAUGCAUAAUAGAAAAAUAUAGAAAUAUAACAUUUUAAAAGAAAUUAUUAAUGAAUUUAAAGAUAACGCAGUAUCCAGUAGGUUAUAAGAGCGAGAAUUUAUUAUUUGUUGCUAUUUGAUGUUCAUCCAAACAAAUAUUUAUUUUGUUAGGUUAUUUUUCCAUCUGUAACUGAAUUUUUGAAUAAAAGACUAUAUUGCUUCUUCGUUCAUUUUUAGUGGUUAUAGUGAUAGGAAAUGUUGUCUAGUCAGUUAUUAUAUCAACAAGUUUAUAAAAAAACAAAACAGAAAAUUUAAAACUGAAUAAAGAACUGUCAGAAAACUGCAAAUAUACCUACGUCAAGAUAUUUUCUCUGGAGAUAUAUUUUAACGAGCUUUAGGUUAGCUUUUAUAUCGAUACGUUCGCGGGAAAGUGCAAAGCGGUUUGGCCGGCUUCAUCAUAUUAUAUCUCUUAUUCUUAUAAUACGGCUUUGCGAAUUUUUAAGAGUAUUUACCUUUUUUGGCAUUGAUGAACUAUUCACAACUCUUCACUCUUACAUCAGACACAUAACUCUUUGAAAACCGCUCUUUUCCUAAGUCUACCGCGACGUCUCUUCCCCAGAGGCUUCAAUUUUCGCAAUGUAUCGUAUACUAACUACUAUACUACUAGACCAGCCUUCUGUAUGUUGCAAACAUUACGAGCUGUGAUGACGAUGAUGCAGCAAAACUUUACUAAAAAACAGAGGAAAAACGGGAAAAUAUAUGAAAUAUUUCGACCUUUUUCUUUCUGCGAACAACUUUUUCUAUCAGUAAUUUUGCUUAGAUUUACAAUAAUAGCAUAUUUUUUGAAAAGAAAUCUAACUAGGAAGGUACCUAAAAGGAGGUAAUUUUUCAAUUUUUCCAAGAGUUUUCCCAGCAAACGUGAACCUAACAGGGAAAAAACAUGGGAAAAUCGGGAAAAACGUAGAAAAAAAGGGAAAAUCGGUACAAUAUUAAACAAAUAUUAUUAAAGAAAAAAUGUAAUGCUUUUAAUUAUUUUACCAUAAUAUGACAUAAAUAUUGUUGACAUCACUAUUAACUGAGCUCCGCUCAUAAUCGUAUUUUCGUUAGCAAUGGUAUAUCGUUGCGUACAAAUAUACAUUAAAUUCCCUUGUGUAUCCUACUUUUCCAACUUCCCACCUAUAUCAGUAGCUGCAACCGUCCCAUUAUUCUAUUCCCCAUUUUUAUUCUUAAAAAUAAUUUAAGAUAUUGUUAAUAAUCACUAAGAACGGCAUUAAUUUAUAAUUUAUAAUGUAUUUGAUAAUUAGUUAUUACCCAUUGAACAAAACGUGAUAAGAAUACAGUAAUUUUACUGUCGUACUUUAGUCAUUAAAAUGCGUCUAUUUGACGACGACAUAAUCGUAUAUUGCUCGUCUACUAGUAGACGAUCUAUGGUUCUAGCAUUAUCAUGAUAAUUUCCGUGUAUUGUUCUUAUGGCUUAUAGUCAUUUUAAUCACGAUUAAUCCAUAAAACUAACCAUUAGCUGACUCCAAGUCUAUCGUGCCAUGGUAUAUACGUACUUAUACCUUCUCCGCCAAUAAUUAUUCAAUGUGUUAAUAUGAAUAAUAUUAAUCACUCCAAAUGUUUCAUCAUAUGUAUUUUGUUCUCAAACGUUGUCUGUAAUUUCUUUUCUUGCGGGCGAGUUGUCCGUACCUUCUUAUAUUUUUCACCCGUAUAUGUGUGCAAACAAUAUUUUUAUCUAGUCUAACGGUAUUAGACUCCUUAUUAUAUAUAAAAAAAAGUCGUGUGCACGUCGUAUGUAAUAUUCACACUGCACUUGUAAUACAUAGACGACAAUGGAAAUUAGCUAUCACGUGCGUUUGUCGUUUCGUGUGUACAUGUAUAUUUUGAUAAUAGGUAGUGUUAUAUUUUUUUAUUUAUUAUCGUAUUAUGUAACAAUUUAUUAAUUUUAUUUAACAUUUAUUUUUUUCAUAAUUUAAUAAACCUACGUUUCGUGUCACUUCUAACAUGCUGUGCACGUUUAUUUUAAUAAUUGUAAUAAUACAAUAUAUUAUUUACGCUGUAUAGUUUACAUAUUCAGAUGUAGACACUUGGAUUUUUAAAGUCAAACAUGAACCGGAACUCUACAAACAAUUUUAAUUAAAAAUUUAUCCCUAAUAAUCCAAGAUACUCCACUUUAUACUUCAUCCGUAAAUCCUUCUUUUAAUAGUCUAACGUAUGAAUAGCGAUUGAUAAUGAAUUCUACAAAUACUGAUCUUAAAACGAAGUGAAGAUAAUAAAGGCACUAAGGUCUUGUGUAUAUAAUCCAAAACCGGUGUAAUAUGAAAAAAAACGUCCUAGGAUUAUGGGGACGGGCGCAGCCACUGUUAUAGAUAAUUUAAAACAAUUAACCAUUGCUUAUGAAAAAACGAUUCUGAGAAGAGUUUAGUUGAUAGUGAUGCUUUGUCAACAAUAUAUAUGUCAUUUUCUAGUAAAAUAAUUGAACAGACUUUAUAUAUUUUCUUUAAUAAUAUUUGUUUAAUGUUGUACCGAUUUUUUCAUUUUUCUUAUGUUUUUCCCGGUUUUCCCAUAUUUUAUCCAGGUUUUUCAUGUUUGGUGGGAAAACUCUUGGGAAAAUCGAAAAAUGACCUCCUUGAAGUAUCUCUCCACACCGAUUUUCUAUAAGCUUCUUCGCACCACUCAGAGUCUAAAAUACUUUAUAUUGAAUUACUCUAUGGAAGGUCAAGCAUUCUCUCGUAUUAGAAAUAGACGACUUGAACGGUUAGGUCACAUACAGAGAGUCACAAUAGACAAAUCAUUAAACGGGUACCUACUGGUGAUGGCAGAAAUGAGAAGUAGAAGAUCUCCAGGGAGAUUUUAUACGAAAUUAUAAGAUUCCAUGAUGAAAUAUUUGGUGAAACUGUAUAAAGGAUCUCACUUUCCCAGAUGGAUUUAGGACCUAUACGAUAGUGAAAAAUGGAAAGAGUUUGAGGUAGCAAUAAUUGAUCCUAUUUCAGGUCUGUUAAGCUACGAAAGAAUGAAAAUGAAUGUUAAAAAGGAAUAUUUUAAAUACCUAUUACAACAUAUGAUAAAAAUUAGUAAUAUAAAAUACUUUUAUUUGCACUUCAGCGAGUAUGGUCAAUUGCUUUUUUUAGGGUCUUUAGCUGAUAUUUUAGGGUCCUGCAGUCUCCAUUUUGACACAACUCAAUCCUUAUAAAAAAAAUAUUUGUACCACUGUUUAUAUUAAAAUAUUAUAUUAUAAAUGUAUAGAAAUCUGAUCCUGAUUUAAAUACACUAGCUAAAAACUAUCGAAAAAUUCUUAAAAAAAUAGUUAACAAUGCCUUUCAUUGAAUAUUAAAAUAAUAUCGUUCAAAAAUAAUCUGAGAAUGGAAAAAAAAUGUCACUAUUGUAGCUGUUAUUUGUUUAAGUCGCGUGACGUGCAACAGUCAUCAAUAAAGAUAAGAUAAAGAUGUUAUCGGAAUCAUAAAUGGAACGAUUUAAAAUUUGUCUCGAUGAAGAAUAUCUAAAACCUGCUGAUGCAAAUAUUUUGAGAUAGUUCUAUAUAGAAUAACCUAAACUUAAACUAUUCAUUCGUAAAACAUUCUUAAAACUAACAAAAUUACCCAAAAAUUGUCUAAAAAUGGAAAAACAUCAUAAAUGCGGAAAAUGCAAAAAAUAAAGUAAAUUAAAGUUUUUAUUUUUGAUGUGUCUGUUACACGAAUCGAAUUAUGUAGUACUUGAAAAACAUAUUGUCUUAAAUUAUGCCCUUCCCCUAAAAAAAUUGCAUUUUCCAUUGAAAUCUGAGCCUUCGUAAUUAAAUAAUAUAAUACACGUGCGGCGACAAUAAUAUAUAGCUGGAUUUGAUAAAGGAAAGGAAAUUUGCAUUUAUCGGCCAUCACUCAACACCGUCGCGUCGCCGUUCAAAUAUUAAAAAAAAAACAACUACAUAACAAAAAAACCGUCGGACACCACGUAUCAUUAUCAUUCGUAUGUAACGUGCGUGUAAACGACGUGUGACCGUAUAGAAACGUUCUCCUGUCGCAUGAAUUCGCAUACACACACAUACACACACAGCAUAUUAUAUUAUAUAUAAUUGUAUAUAGUGUCACAAACACACAAGCACACAUAUGCAUCACCCGGUAUAUACAUAUAAUGUAUGUGCGAAUUCUUUCACCCGUUUCUUCGUCGUCUGCCGUGUCAACAAGCGACCGCAGUACAGUAUGUGCCAUACAUAAUGUAUAAUAAUAAUAUACGGGCAAAAAAAAAAUGAAAAAAAAAAAAAACUAUAGAAAAAAAUUGCACACGCAAUGUGCUGCCCGUCAUCGUGUGCGAAGAGUUAAAAUAAUUAGCCAGCUCAUCGUAUAGGAAAAAAAACCCCAUCGAAAAUAUAAUAAUAUCAAAAGGGUCAAAGUAAUUUUUUUUUUCUCUCUAUAUAUAUGCAUUCGAGUGUAUUAUAUAUAAUAUCGCAUGUGUAUUAUUUUUUACUAUGUGUACUUACUAUACGCUAUUCUCCGAGUGUUGAUUUUUUUUUUUUUUUAUUGUUAUCACGCGCGUGGCAAUGUAAAUACGCAAUUAAAUAACACGAUGGCACACUAUUAUUAUUAUUAUUGUUUUAAUCCCAUAAUACUCUCAUAUUAUAGAUGUUUCAAAUGACUUUUUCGAUGUUUCCCCUAUCAUUUUCUGAAGUGUUAACAACGCUAUAACGCAUCACAGCUACAAAUACUGUUUCGUUAUUGUUAUACGGUGUUUCAGAAUAUUAUAAUACAGUAAAACUUUCUCUAAUUGACACCUACCAAUAGUAGAAUUUUUUUUUAAACGUGCACAUUUUCACUACUUUUCAAUGGGGAAACCUCUAAAUAGUUAAUUCUUUAAUAUCAGACACCUAUACAGUGUCGGAUUGAAAAAUAAAACCUAUGCCCGAGUUGGCGAUUUAUAUAAUUUGAAGUGGCCAGACUUUAAAUUGAGUAAUAUUUUCCAUAAAGCAUUUUAAUGAUACAUAUGUUUGCUAAAUUUACAAAUACAUAUUUUCAAAAUUGAUAAUUAUAACUAAGUGACACAAUCAUUGGAUCAUAUUAUUAUAAUACUGAACACGAUAACAGUUUUUCGUAAUUUGUAGUAUAUAUAUAUAUAUAUACUAUGUAUAUAUAUAUACUACUAUAUAUACUAUAUAUACUAUAUAUACUAUGUAUACUGUACAGAGUGUAACAGGAUUAUUUGAUAUUUUCACGUUGUGAUUACAUAUAGUCCUGUUACAUUUUGCAUACUCGUAUGCUUAAACAUUUUCAUUGGCUCGAAAAUAUAAAUUUUAUUGUGGUCCAUAAAGUUUUGCUCAAUAACUCAACGAAUUACUCUAGACCUCCACACGUACCUAUAUUGAUCUUAAUUUUAAAAUAUUGACAAAACGGUGACAACAAAAUGCGCUUACAUUAGAUAUUACGGUAAUAAAUUCGUCGAAUGAUAAAAUGAACAUACUACGACGAUUAUGAACCAAAUAUCAAUGACUUGACUGUCAUCUGUUUUGUUAUUUAGUGAUUAGUUUUCGUUUUUUUCGAUGAUAUGACCAUGUUAAAGCGAGAUUGUCGCUUUACGAACAAAUUUAAAGUCUUGCCUUCCGUCAAAACAACAGAAACGUAUGUGUUUGUGUAGAUACUUGCAGACAAAUUUUGAAUUGAAAAAACUACGAUCGUGGAUAUCGUGUCAAAUACGGGGACCGAUUUUUUUCAUUGAAUUGAAUACUUACACAUACACCUGAUUAAUUUAUUUUUGUUUUAUAUACACGUAACUCUAUAUGAAUAGUGUACAUCUUCAAAUAGAAGACAACAUUUCUGUAACCGAGAGUGUCUGUUAUUCAGAUGCCAUUGUAUUAUCUAAUUUAAAGUUAAGUUUUUUAACACUUGUCUUCUUUUUGUCCAGAAUUUGGUUAAACCUGAUAUAUCCUUAUUUCUAUUUAUCCGUAUAAGUGAAUUUGCGCCAAAUUAUUUAGCAUUACUAUUGCUUUACUAGAAACUAUCAAAAAGUCAUUUUCGACUUAUCUUAUUGUUGCACUGAGCUCUUCGAUUUGUUUGAGUUAUUGCGUUCGAUAGUUUUACUAUAAUAAUAAUGAUUACAAAAACAUAUACAUACCAAACAGAAAAAACCGUAUUAGUCAUUAAAAUAACAUCCGAUAAAGAUAUUGCGAUUUUGGAAUUACUUUUAUACAUUUUAUCUAAUACUGGGUGACUAAUAUAAAACAGAGAUACUUCAGACGGUGUCAGUUUAUAAGUUAUGACUAAUAAUUAUACUUUGCAAAAAUAUUUUUGUUUUAACUAGGUAUGUCUUAUCAGUGUAAUAUAAUAUUCUAUGUUUUAUUUUUUAGCAAUAUUGCUCUUUUAAUAUGGAAUCGCACUUAUGAUAGAAAUAGAAAUACUCCGAUUUUUUUAUUCAGGUUGUACAUUAAAAUAUUUGGAAUUUCCGCCUAUCGGUACUUCACUUGAACACAUUUUGUAGUGUAAGUUUUCAAAAGUUAAAAGGCCAAAAAAACCUGACGAUAAACUAUUGGCUUUAUUUUUGUUGAUUUCUGGGAAAUCUUGGCUAUAUAAGAAGAAAACACACUGUAAACUUACCUUCAUUUUAUCCAAGAUUAAGAUUUAUUAAGUCAGAAUCGAUUUUUGAUAGUAUUUAUGUGUACACGUUUCGUGCUUAAUGUCUUGUAUAAUCAAUUGAAAAAUACCCCAGAUUUAUAUUAUUUUAGUUCCAUUUACUUUUUGUACACAGAAGUCAAUAAUCGUGACCGUUUUGUAUUAUAAAAUAUAAUAUUUUUUUCAUGUAUAUUAUGUUUCAAUUGUGUCGUCCAUUCAGGUUGAAUUUUCGAUUUUGUGUGGAGCCAAGAAGCUUAUGGUUUUACAAAGAUGUUUAUUAAUUUUUUUUUUCCGUGGACAACUUUUCUACCAGCAAUUUCGCUCCAACUAUUAUAAUGAUAGCAAUUUUUUUAAAAGAAAAUUUCACUGGGGAAGUACUUAAGGAGGUCAUUUUUCGAUUUUCUCAAAAAUGUUCUCAUUAAAUGCAAAAAACCGAAAAAAAAACUGGAAAAACGUAGGAAAACCAGGAAAAUCGGUACAACAUUAAAAAAAUAUUAUUAAAGAAAAUAUAUAAAGCCUAUUUAAUUAUUUUACUAUAAUAGGCAUAUAUAUUAUUGAUAAAGCAUCACUAUCAACUGAACUCCGCUCAGAAUCGUUUUUUCGUAAAUAAAAGAUUGUCGUUGGUACAGGUAUACAUUAAAUUACUGAUAACAGUGUCUCUACCCGUCCCCAUUAUCCUAUCAUAUCCUAGUUUUUUAAAUUACUAUCUCUAUUCGUGGGUACAGUUCAAACUUGAUUAUUUUAGGUUUUGAAAAAUCGAAUUGUAUCAUACUGGUUUGAUUUCGGUAGGUUUACCUGUUGAAAGUUAAAUGCGAAUUUGCUGCAUGUAUAAUUUUAUAAAUGAGAUAUUUUUCAUAGCUCUGUGGGGCAAACAAAGUUGUGAUUUUUGAUUUGUUUUUUUUAUUCAUUAAAAUGUCACAAUAGGUGUUAUGUAGAAAUGCUGCAGGUGAACAUAAUGACAUCUUUUAAGUGCUUGCAGGAUAGGUUAUAAUGAACUGACGCAGUAUUAUAGUGUAUAUACCUCUUAAGUUGACUGAAAAUAAUUAUAAUUUAUACAAUAUAAUUGUGUGAAAUCGUUUUCGUAUUUUCAAUUAAAGGUAAACAAAAUGUUUUAAUGAAAAAUUUAAUUUUUAAAUGCAAGAUGUACUUAGUUUGGAAGUUUGAAAGAGAAACAAUAUUAUUUACUUAGGUAACUGGAAUUUUAACUGAAUAAAACACGAAAAGUGCUCGGAAGAAAAAAAAAAUUAUAAUAUGCAUAGCGGGUAAAAAGUUUAAUUCAAAUACUGUAGUACACUGAUGAAUAGUCGAACAUUUUAAUUAUUUCUAUACGAAAUAAAUAUCGAGAGUUUCAUUUACAAAGAAAAGUUAGAUGAGAUUUUUUAUGAUGGUAAAAUAUAUUUCAGAUUCUAAGCAAAGCUAGGAAUGUUUUUUUUUGUCUGUAAACAACAGUAAACGACUUUUCUAUCAGAUAUUUUGCUACAAUCAAAAUCUUUAUAGAAACUAUAGGAACUUACUUGUAGUAUUUUUGAACUAGUUGGUGUGUUAAACGAAGUAAGUUUAUACAUUUUCUUGUAGUUUUUUUUUUUUAAUAAAUGGGAAAAACUGAUAGAUUUUUGCACAAUUUUUGUUGAUUUCUGAAUUAUUUUAUUGGUAACUAGAAACAAAUACUAAUAAUAAUCUCCUCAGAACCAUUUUUCGUGAACUAUGGUUUACCGCUGUAUAUUUUACGUACAGUAAUAUAUAAAAUAUACACGUAUCACAUAAAGAGUAACUCAUGUACUCAAUACUUUGAUACUCAAUACUUAUAUAGAAAGUUUGAUUAACAUUGAUUUUUGAAAUAUUGAAAUAUAACUACUAUUAUGAUAACAUUUUUACACUAUCUCAUAACAUGUACCUACAUAUUAUUAUAAUAUUUCUGAUAUUUCUUAUUUUCUUAAUAUUAUUUCAUAGAAUCGAUUGACUAGUAUUAAACUUGAUUACUUGAAGGUAUCUAACUAAUUGUAAAAUAUCACUUAUGCAAAUAAAAAGACGUCCUAGGAUAAUGGAAACGGGUGAAGCCACUGUUAUAGAUAAUUUAAAGUAUACUUGUAAGCAACGUUAAACCAUUGCUAACGAAAAAACGAUUCUGAGCCCAGUUCAGUUGAUAGAGAUGUUUCAUCAACAUUUUAAUGUCAUAUUGUUGUAAAUAAUUAAAUAGGCAUUAAAUAUUGUCUUGAAUAAUAUUUGUUUAAUAUUUUACCGAUUUUCCAGUUUUUCCUGAAUUUUUCUCGGUUUUUCACAUUUUUUGGAAAAACUCUUGGGAAAAUGGAAAACUUUCUAAAGUAUCUUUCUAGUAAGAUUUUCUUUCAGAAAAAGUGCUAUCAUGGUAAAUCGGAGCAAAAUUGCCGUUAGAAAAAUUGUUCAUAGGAAAAAUGAAGGUCGAAAUAUUUUUCAACUGAUACCUACAUUUCGUACAUUUUCCCGUUUUUUUUUUCGGUUUUCCAUAUUUGCUGAGAAAACACCUGGGGAAAUCGAAAAAUGACCUCCUUAAAUUACCAUGGAGAUAAAAUAUUCUUUAAAAAAAUAAGCUAUUCUUGAUACAUCGGAUCAAGAUUUCUGGUAGAAAAGUUUGCACAACUAAUCGAGAGGUAUUAUUCGAUUAAAAUAGUCCGAGCGAGCGAUGGAUGAGUCCCUAGGUACACCUAAAAUGCAUUUGUUUUUUCCCUGUUUAGGUAAAAGGGAAAAAUAAAUACAAAAAUUAUUUUUCGAAACACGGGGUUUGUUUGAAUUCGCGAAUGACCUAGGAUGAAACUAGGUAUGUAUAACCAUUCGGUUAAGACGAACAUUGUAUAGAGUUGACAAUAUUCAGUUUUUUAACAUAACAUAUAAUAUCCGCAUAAUAUCAGAACUUCAAAAAGCUUUAAUUUCAAAACUAAGUCAGUCCGCUUAAUUUACCACCGUUCUUAAAUCGGUAAUAUACAUGUGUUCAAAAUAAAAAUUGAAAAAUUAGAUUUCUCACACAUAAUUUUCUACUCAAAACGAUUUUCGUCAAAAUUUAACAUAAAAUUCCUUUAAUUUUUUUUUUUUUUAUCACAAAGUAAGACUUUUAAUAAAACCUCCUAUUAAAAUUGCAGGAAUUUCUGUUAAGUUUAACAAUUUUACCACAAAGUACCUACCGAAUAUAAACUACGUACAAAGCUCGCAAAAUUGAAAUGUCUCUAAAUAGUUCAAAAAUGGCUUAAAUGUUUUGAAAACUUUAUCACAUCUAGAAAAAGCAAAUAUAAGUUUUCUGUCCAAUUUUUAAGUCUCUACGAAUAUAUUUAAUUGAAUUACAAUACAUAAUAAAAUUGAAAAAUAAUAAAAGCAUUAUUUCGCAAUUUUCCCGUUUUUCUUAUGUUUUUACCCCGGUUUUUCUCAGAUAUUAUGAAAAAUGCUUGAAAAAUCAAAAAAUAACCUCUCAAAAGUAAAAUCUGGACAACAUUCACUUAUAGAAAUGAUUUCGCGCAUAUACCUUUAUCUUAGUAAAAUUUCUGGUAGAAUUUUUGUACACAGUAUAAAAAAAGAAAAAGAUAAAAAAAUAAAUAUCUUAGAAACACCAAUACAUUUUUCCCUAUACUCAGAAUCUAAAAAGAUUUUUAAACGAAAACUGGGUCUUUUACUAUAAAAAUUGAGAAGGUAUUGUCAUUAUAAUAAUCAAUCUCUCAGUGUUAUAGUCGCGGGUACGAAAAAUGAGCGUUAGGCACCGUGACCCAUUGUUCAUUCUCACCAAUGUAGCCAUUGGUUUUCAACAUUGUACUGUCAAGCUGCUGUUACCUGUUGUAUUCACUGGCACGAAUAAUGAGCGCCGACCGGAUGAUUUGUAAACCAUUUUAGAAAAACUGUCAUCCGAUGCUUGACGGACAGCGAUCAUUAUUCGUGCCCCCGACUAUAGGAUUUUAUAAAACUAAUAUUUAUUACAUUGUAUAUAAAAUACUAGAUAAAAAAAGUGUUUGUCGUUAAAAAUCCAAAUACUAAAGUAAUCUAUUUUUGUAAAGAUCAUAUAGAUUUUUUUCAUGUACUAACAAAAACUGAAAAAAAAACCCUGCGUAACGAUAGGGAUUCCUUGAAAAUAUUUGAUCAUUAUUAUUUAUUAACUUUCCAUGUAAUACAAAUUUAGUAGGUAUUUCAGCUAAUUACAGUUUUUAAUAAAAUAAUAAUUUUCUAUACACUUAAUUUAAACUAAUACAAAACUCAAUAAAGAACUUCCUUAGUGGAGCCCAUUAUGUAUAAAUAAGAUAAUUAAAUAUAAAACUUUAUGACUUAUUUAUAAUUUAUACGGAUCGAUUUGAUCGUGUUGGGGGCUACCGCCUAAUACCUAAUUCGUCCAAUUUUUUAGGGCUAACUUAAAAAUUCCGGGAAUGAACUUAAAUUUACUUAAAAUUAAAGGACUAUAACUUAUAUUUUGUCCCGAACGAUUUCGCCAUGUUAGGAGGACUGCCACUCAUACACCUAAAAUAUUAAAAUAAAAUGACUCAAUAAACAAAAAUCUCAUAGGCAUUAUGGAAGUAUUCAAUGAGCUAAAUACACUUAAUUAUAAAAAUUCUAUAGGUUUGGAUGGCCAAUUUCCUUUUUUUUUAUUCAAUUGCAAAUUUAUACUUUCCCUUCCAAUUACAAAUCUUUUUAAUUCUUCUCUAAAAAAGAAAUGUUUCCUAUUACUAUGGAAAACCACCUAAGUCAUCCAAUACAUAAAAAAGGGAAUAAAUCAGUAGUUUCUAAUUAUCAACCCAUAUCAUUAAUCUCUAUUCUCCUAAAAAUAUUUUCAAAAAUUGUUAACUAUAAACUUACUCCUAUUUUAAAAAAUAUUUUAAUACCACUUAUUAUUACGAAACCCGAGUUGGUUUCGUAAUAAUAAAUUAACAGUAACAAACCUAAUAACUAUCAAACAUUAUAUACUCAACUCCUUCGCUAAAGGCCAACAAACCGACCGUCAUCUACACCAACCUUAAAAAGGCUCUUGACAGUGUCAACCAUGAAUUAUUAAUUCACAAACUUCACAAAAUUGGUUUUGCCGAUCCAAUUUUGUUAUGGAUUAACUCAUUUUUACAUCAACGAACACAAUUAGUUAAAUACAAAAGCUUUACAUCAGUUCCUAUAAAUGUAACUUCGAGUGUUCCUCAAGGAACACUUCUCCUUUUCUUUUCAACUUGUUUAUUCAUAAUGUAGCGCUUUUAUUUGUUGAUGAUGCAAAAAUGUAUAAAUCAAUCUCAUUCUUAGAUGAUAAUCUAAUGAUAAUUAAUUUUAAUAAAUUGUGCUCUACAAAUGGCCUUUCACUCAACAUUGGUAAAUGCUAAAUUAUAACAUUUUCUAAAAAACAUAAACCAUUGAACUUUAAUUAUUGUGUUUCAGACACUAAUUUAGUACGUGCAUAUGUGGUAAAAGACUUAGGAAUUUUAUUCGACACGAGACUAUUAUUUACUUACACAUAUUAGCCAUUAAAAAUAAAGUAUUAUCUGUCUUUGGUAUGAUAAAACGAAACUGUUCCGAAAUUAACGGUCCACUAACCUUCAAAUGUCUAUAUACAUCACUUAUCCGUUCAACUUUUGAAUAUGCUCUUAUAAUUUGGGAUAAUAACAGCGUUGGCCAUUGCGACCAACUUUAAAAGAUGCAAAACAAAAUCCUCCGAGAUAUAUGUUUUAAAUCUUAUAUCCCAAGAAUCCCCCACUCUAGAUACGAAAAUAUUUUAAAAAUUUUAAAUUAAGAAUCUCUAAAAAGACGGAGAAAUAAUACCUAUAGCUUUUUACUUCUUAAAUUAAUUUUUAAUGAGAUCUAUGAUUCAUUUCUAUUUAACCAGAUAAAUUUUAAAAUAAAUACUCAUAACUUCCGCAAUAAUCAAUUAUUUUAUAUACCUCAUUACUAUCAAAGUUAUAUGUUAAAUAACCCUUUUAAUAUUUUAAUGUCUUCUGGUAAUAAUCAAAUUAUUGAUAAUUUAUUCAAGUGAUCAUUGUAAUAAUAUAGACUUCAAAUGUAUUACUUACCUUCUUAAUUAUUAUUUUGUAUUAUAUAACUUCUACCCUUAUACUCCUAAUGUUUAGUGUUUUUACCUAUGUAAUUAAUAAUUUAUACCAUUGUUUAUUCAAAUUCGUAUUAAUAGGGAAGUUCAUUAAAUGCACUAAAAGCAUUUUUAUGUUACUACUGUAAUCAUUAUUUCUAUAUUGUAAAUUGGACAUUGUCGUAUGAAUUAUAAAUAAAUAAAUAAAUAUUAUUUGGCCUGCAGGAACAACGAGGGAAAAACGAUUAUUCGUAUAGCUGCUAUACGCCAAAUUAAUUUCUAAAAUAUUUAAAAUAACAAACAAAAUUUUCAAAUAAACUUAACAAAAUUGGAAAACCUGUAAUUUAACUAUAAAGCUGAUUACGUACGUUUUACAUAUGUAUCUAUACACAUUUUAAAGCAGACAUAGUGGCGAGUGGAUGUAAUAUAACGAGGAUACAAGGAAAGAAGGUGAGACACGAAUGGAAGAUAUAUCGAACGUCUAGAUGUCGGUUUUUUAAGCUCGGGGCGUUUCGGAAUCCAGUGGGACACAGUCGGUAAGUGGGCAGUCCGCCUUUGGUGGACUGGAAGCAGUGUUACGGGUAGAAUACUAGAGAAAGAAGAAUACAGGAGAAGUUAAUUGAGAUACGGGAGUAGGUAAGAUAAAGAAUUCCAGAAACGUCUAGAAAUCAGUUUUUUACCUGGCUCCGCUCCCAAAUCCCCGGGUAUUCCUGUGAAAACGAAUAUAGUUAGCGAGUGGACAGUUUGCCCUCGGCAGACUGGAUAUAGCAUAACGGGUAGUACACAAGGGAAAUUAAGAUACAGGGAAAUAAAGUAAAACGACCAGUGUUUACGAGAUAAGGUUGGGAUUAGGAAGUCGUUGUAUAAAAUGUCUAGAGGUAUUUUCAUGGUGUAGGGCAGAGGUAAUAAUAUAAUAUAUUAAGAACUUGCUCCUUUCGCAAGUUCAUUUGUGUUUCCUUUUGUCCGCUCCUUCCAGGCUUCCAUCCGGUUUUCCAUUGGGUUUUCCCUUAGUGGUGAUAUCGUUUUUAUAAAGUACUUGCUCGAAGAGCAACAAUAAUGUCUAUAACAUGUAAAUUAAUCAUGUAUUAUAAUAUAUGGCACAGAAAUAUUAUAAAAUCUUUGUUUGCUAUACGGGAGACAACCAAAGCAGAGUGUGUUUUGAAUUAUAAAGAUUACAAUGAUAAGCAAUAUUUUUUUUACUAUAAUAAUCAAUCAAACGGGAAAUUAUAGAUUCCGCCGAGACUACCUGUUUUUUAAAAAGGUUUAUAUUGACUCCGCCGGCUAUUGUUAAAAAAUGUAAAAAAAACAGUCGUAAUUCUAAUUUAUGUUAAUAUUCUUAAUUGACUAAUUCAAACUAAUACAAUUUGAGAGUUAUGAGAAUUAGGUAAUAUAUGUAAUAUAAGUAUAUAUUUUUUUGAACUCCGUUCAGAAUCGUUUUUCGUAGCUUACAGAUAAAAAAUUGAUUUUCCCUCUGUAUUCUACCAUCCCAACUUCUCAUCAAUAAUAUUGGCCAUUAAUCUAGGACAGCUUUUUAGGGCUUUUUUUUUUUAUAAAAUACGGUUUAACAAGGCCGUAUCAAAACAAUAAAUAAGUUCGUGCCUAUAAUAAUAUUGUAAUACCAAGACAAUUUUGUUAGAGAAAUAAAAAUAUCGGAUUUUAGAACGUGAGCGUUGAAUCGUGUGAAUUUCGACACCGGUGUCUGGUCAUGCGACCGUGUGGCCGGACGUGCGGGAAAGUACCGCUGUAACUGGAAACCACGCGCCAGACGGAAAAACGGAACCGUCGCGGUCGCCUUGCAGACGACUAUGAUGACGAAAUGACUGUUGCGGAACCAAUAGGGGUGUAUGCAUCGGUCCCGGUGCAUUAUAAAUAGUGAUGGGCAUAAUCAAAUUAUUUUCAUAAUCGGGUUAUUAGUAAUCGAUUUUCUCAUAAUCGAAAGAUCACUCGAUAUAUAAUCAAUUGGGAUCAUCACUCGAAGUACUGAAUAUUAAUGUGCACCAUAAUCAAAAUACUAUACAUAACAAGUAAUAAUAAUUAACGUUCGGAGUUUUGAACUUUGGAUUAUAAAAAUAAUUUUCUGAAUUAGAUAUCUACUGGCUGCUGCUACCACAGACUUGAUUACACUUAGCCACCAAGUUUUGUUUGUUUCGUAUCUUAUGUUUAUUCUUAUCAGUGUCCGGGCUGCUAUUACCUACUCGAGUAAUUUAGUUAUUUAUUUUUAUUAUAGUAUAUAAUUCAAGUGGAAAAUUACUCGAUUACAUAAUCGGUUAUUAUUUCGAUAAUCGAGAUAUCUCGAUUAUUCUCAAUAAUCGAGUAGCUCAAUUAUUUUCACUCGAUUAUAUCCAUCACUAUAUUUAUAAUUAUUAUUAUCGCGCACAAUUAUUAACGCGCACAAUCGGAUCGAGGGUAGCUCCGACACCUCCCCGGAUUUUUCCUGCUCAGAUUAUACAGGGCGAUCGAUUUCCUAGAAGAUAAUAUCGUUAUAUCAGAAAUUACCUUUUUUUCCAAAAUUUUUAUUUUUCGUAUAAUUUACGAAACAAACACAACUCUAAAACAAUACAUUACUGUUUUUCUAUUAUCCUUUUAUUGAUUACUAAACAUCCUUUUUUUUUUUUUAUUAUUUUGCUUCUGAAUCGUAGACCGGAGAGCAAAUUAGGUUAGGUUAGGUUAGCUCUAAAAUAUUAUAUUAUUAUUAUCUUUCGUCACUUAUGUUUUUAUCGGUGAACCGACUACCUACUUUUAAUUUUCUAAUAACUACUUUAAUUGGAAAUUUCAUUAAUGGACGUGUUAUUAGUUUAAUAACAUUUUUGUGUGUUGAUAUUUUUGAUUUGCAUAGAUCCGUUGACGAGAUGUUUCAUUUUUAAAGUUGGUUGUAGGAGUAGUGGAGCACUAUUAAAACGCCACGCGCUGUGCCGCCAUACAAAUGAUACUCCGCGGUACUCUCCCACUACCCAAAUUUAAAAGUAGAAUGUUACAUCAAUGGGUCGAUAGAAAUUAAAAACGUUAAAAACAAUAUUAACGUGACAUUUUAGAGCUACCACUGGUUUCCGAGAAUUUCCGAGAAAAAAAUUAGAAAAAAGCUAAUAUCCUCCAAAAUAUCGCAACGGUUAUAUUUUCGUUGGACACUCUGUAUAUAUAUAUGCAUGUAAAUGCAUACAUUUGGACACGUUGAAUUCAUAAUGGUUCGCAAAAACCUAACCACGAUUAUAAUAUCAUGAAUAUUGACUGUUGUUGGCAGACGCGUUUCUAAAUACGUGUAUGUAGGUUAUUGCGCGGUACGGCAGCUAGUGCAUAGACGCGGCGCGGCGUGACGGUCUACUGAAUAUUACUGUUCUCUCCGGGUUCCCGUCGUCUGGGCGGUUAAAAACACACGCAACACGCGUCUCCGUGUGCGGCGUGACAGUGGCGGCGUGACAGUGGCGGCGGCGGAGCGGCGGCGUGCUGAUACCGCGCGGCUCGGUCUCGUCUACCCCCGCGGGUGACCGCGCGGAUACGCGCCCGGUAGCGAUUUAUACGGCUGCCGGACCUCGUGCGGUAUUAUGUUAUUAUUUUAUUAAACUAUUGUCGUUGUUAUUAUCAUUGAUAUUAUUGCCUGUCCGCGGGUUAUAACGCGAAUAGCAGCUGAAAAAUAAUACGACGCGCCGCAAAAGUGUAAAAUAAUAAUAACGAUAAUAAUGUCGUUAAGUGCUCGGCGGCGCGGCGAGGUCGUUGUCGCCACAACAGCGGCAGUGUUUUCGCCAUCCAGUGACUCACUCAUAUUGUUACAGCAAUUACGUACGACUACGUAUGUACACAAAUAACAUAAUUUCUUAAAUUAUCAUUAAUUUAAUUGUAUUUAUGUUAAAAUUCGUGGGACAUUUAUUUGAUAAAAAUGUCGGCUAACUUAACCUCGUAGCUAACCGAAGCCAGUAAAUUCUUUAAAAGGAAAAAAAAAGAGUUGAGGGUGGGUGCGACCACCGUUGUUGGUGAGUAAUUGACAAGGUCGGAUACAUAAAGUUAUUUAAUUUUAAAAAACUCAAUUAUUUUUUUUUAACCACCAAACACGAUUUAUAAUGAACCUCUUAUCAAACGUUCAAAAAUUUCUGUUUAUUCUAAAAUUUUUAUCUUAUAGAACAUCUACCAAAUAAAAAUUAGGUAAAAUCUAGUAACAUUAAAAUAUCUUUAAAGAGCUCAAAAGAGGCACACAUUUUUUAAGCAUUUUACCACGUCUAAAAAGUAUAUAAGUAUUCUGUCAAAAUGUCAAGUCUCUACGAAUAAUUUUAAAUGGAUAAUGUUACAAAAAACAAAAUUUCAAUAAUAAAAGAAAUAUUUUCGUAAAUUUUCCCGUUCUUUCUACGUAUUUUUCGGUUUUGCUCAACUAUUACAGUGCUACAAAGAAAUUCAUAAUCCGACUUUCUUACUCACCAUUUAAAUAAAAAUUCAACAAAAUAGGUAUCUAGUAUUUUUUUAUAUUGGAGCAAUAUUUAUAGUAGAAAACAUUAGUCGUAAAGAUUUUAAAUAAUAAAAUCACUGUAAUUUCAAUAAAAUCGUAUUUUUCGUCUUUUUUGAUUAUUCCCAUUUAUUAUAAUAAAUACUUUAGAUUUGAAAAAUACCUUCUAAGAUAACGGGGACGGGUGCAACCAUUGUUAUAGAUAAUUUAAUACAUACCUGUACGCAUCGUUAAACCAUUGUUUAUGAAAAAACGUUUCUGAGCGGAUUUCAUUUGAUAGUGAUGCUUUGCCAAUUUGCCAACAAUAUAUAUACCUAAUAAUAAUAAUAUUUGUUUAAUCGGUUUUUCCCGUUUUUCCUCCGUUUUUUUUUUCGGUUUUUCAAAUUUGAUGAGAAAAUUCCUGAAAAAAAUCGAAAAAUUACCUACUUAAUGUUCCUUUUGUCAUCAAUUUCCUUACAGAAAUGGUGCUACACUUAAAAAUUCGAGCAAGUCUUUAAUAUAAAAGAUGCGCAUAGAAAAAAACAAAAUAAAUAACAAUUUGUAAUACCAGAAGCUUCUUUGUUCCACUCAGAAUCUAAAAAUGACUUUCUCCGAUAAAGGUUAUACAUAGUGCUCACAAGUUAUAUGAGGUAAAAAAGUCAAAAUAUGCACGAUAAAAUUGUAAUUUAUACAUGAAAAAAUGUUAAAUAUGUAAAAGAGUAUUGGAAGUUUAUCAUUCAAAAAUAUAUAAUUUCAUUGUUAAUAUGCACACAAAAGAUAAUGAUUAAAUUCGAAUCACACCGUUGUCAUUAAAUUAAUAGUAGACUGAGACUAUAAGAAAGAACAAUAAAAAACUACGUUCAAUAAUGUUGAGUUUAAUAUUCAAUAUUAUUUAAAGUACUUUGGUGAAAAAAAAAAGAACAAUAUUUUUUGAACAGCUAUUAAAUAUGCAUAAUAUGCGUAAAAAUAUGCGAAAAUCAAUUAAAAUCGAUAAAUAUGCACUUUUUCUCUAAAAUUAACGAAAUUUUAAAUGUUCGAUUUUUAAAAUCUCCAUUGUAUAGAAAGAAUUUCUAGCUUGGGCUGCUAUAAAUCCAGUGCAUACAGAAAAUUAUGCAACUCCCAUAACUUCCGAGUCCUAGCUGUAUAUUAUAAAAAACAAAAUCAAUUUCGUGUCAUUUUCCAAUUGAAGCAAGAUUUCUGGUAGAAAACAUCGUUAGCAAAAUUUAAAAUAGUUAAACCGAGAUGUCAUGUUGCCGUUAAUAUUGAUCAAUUUAAAUUGUUUGGUUUUACCCAAUUAUUAUGAAAACUACAUUGGAUAUAAAAAAAAACUUGAUUUGUCAGUGACUAUAAAGAACGAAAUCGAUCUCUUGUUUUUUUUCGAUUGGAGUAAUAUUUCGGAUAGGAAACAUAAGCUGCGCAAAAAAAAAAAUUAAAUUAGUAACGCCGUGGCACGACAUAAAUAUAUUUACCAUUUACCUAUACAUUUUUUCGGGUUUUCCUAAUUUUUCGAAAAUUCCUUGGAAAUCAUAAAACUGACCUAUUCAAUGCACCAACUAGAAAAAAUUUAAUUUCAGAAAAAGUACUAAACUCUAUACAUCAGAGCAAGAGUUCUUUUCAAAAAGUUGUUUACAGACAGAAAAAAUGUAAGUACAUAUUAUCAUGGUAAAAUCAAUAGAUCCCUCUCUACACUUCGAAUCUAAAAAAAAAAAAAUGUACGAAUAUAAUCGUUUUUAAUAUCUGUUAAAGUGCUCUGUACGUUUUGUGUUUCACGUACGUAUAUAUAAUAACAAUAAUAAUAACAACAACAACAAUAUGACCUAUCUGCGAGAUAAAUGUCGUCUGAUGAUAUUUUAUAAUUUUCUGUUAUUAUAAGAAUAAAAAAAAUACCAUUUCCGUAAAUUAUUAUAAAUUGCAGUACGAAAAAUUGACGAAGGGGGAAUAAAAGUUUUCAAAAAAAUAAAAAUAAAAAGAUCUUAGAAACAAAAGGUUUAUUAUUGUUAUUAUUUUUUUUUUUAUUAUUAUUAUUUUAUGUUAAUACGAUUGUGGAUGAUUAGAAUAACAUGUUUUUUCGUCAUUCGUUUGGGAAAUUGGUCGGCGCUCUUAGAAGAAAAACGUUUCUAUAUCUCAUGCACAGACUAAUUGAAAACACAGUUUAUAUCGACUUCCUGUUAAACUGUCUAGACGCUGUUUUCUUAUCUCCGGCAAGAAUAAAUGAAAAUUUACCAGUAUACGAUAAUAUAUAAUAAUAUACAACAUUGUAUAUAUCUGUAACAUACUUUAAAUUUAUAAAGUAAACUAAAAUAAAUAAUAAUUGUUAUUUUAAUACUUAUAACAUUACCGACGACGCUAAAUCAUCGUUUUUUAUUUUUGUUUUCUGAUUCUGAAGAAUGUUUUGGUUUUAAUGCAUCUUAGAUAUACGCUUAUUAUACUUUUUAAGUUUAUUUACAACAUUUUUUGCUCCAAUUCAUAAUAAAUAGGAAAAAACGACAAAAAAAAUGUAAAAUUAAAACUGACAAAUUUACGCCGUUACGAUUUCAUUAUUUUAAAUUUUGACGCUUUCUUUUUUUUAUCAGAUAUAUUAAUCCAAUGAAAGAACAACUAGAGAUUUUUUAGAUUCUGAGUGUAGCGAAGUAUAUGCGAGUGUAUAUGGUUUUACAAAGAUGUUUAUUUUUUUUAUACUGCGUAUAAAAAUUCUACCAGAAAUCUUGUUCGAUGUAUACGAUGUAGACCUUUUUCUGAAAGGAAAUUUUCUUGGGAAGAUACUAUAAGGAGGUCAUUUUUUGAUUUGCCCAAGAGACGUUUUCCCAGCAAAUGUGAUAAACCAGGAUAAAAUAUAGGAAAACCGGGAAAAUUGUAUGAAAACUGGAAAAACUGGUACAACAUUAAACAAAUAUUAUUAAAGAAAAUAUAUAAAGUCUAUUUAAUGUUGUUUUACCUUAAAAUGACAAAUAUAUUGUUGACAGAGCAUCACUAUCAACUGAAUUCCUCUCAGAAUCGUUUUUUCGUAAGCAAUGGUUUAUCAAUGCUUACAGGUAUACAUUAAAUUGUCUAUAACAGUGACUGCACCUGUCCCUAUUAUCCUAGGACGUAUUUUUUAAUUUUGCAAUAUUUCCUAACCUGAAGAAUCACGUUUUCCUCAUUAUCUCGAAUAUUAAUGAAAAUUUCAAAAAAUGACCUCUUUGAAGUACCACCUAGAGAACAUUUUUUUUUUUUUUUUUAGAAUAGGUGCUAUACUCGAUAAUCAGAGUGUGCUUUCUGAUUGAAAACGCGUUCGCAUAAAAAAAAAUAUAAAAUAAACAUCAUUGUAAAACCAAUACAUUUCUCGUUCCUCUCAGAAUCGUAAAAAAUAUCGUUUUAGUAGGUAGUACGCGAAACGAUCGGCGGACACACGGAGUGGUGCCGGGGGAGAAACUAACGACCGACACCGCGACACAUUAUCGUAAUAACGACGACAGGUCGCGCGAACCGCCCCGACGCGGCUACGGUCAUUAUUAUACCGCACCAACGCCGUCGUCGAUCGUAACAACAACAACAACAACAACAACAACAACGACGAUGACGACGACUGAUAUAUUUUAUACAUUAUCCGCGUGUAGACAAGAGCACCGCGGGUAGUAGUAUAUUAGCGAGCCGGUGGCGACGGCGUCGUCGCGUAGUUAUGUCAUGAAUACUAAUACGCCGCUGCUCCGCGCGCGAGCGUCCCCGGGUACAACGACCUAUUACAACCGAAUACCUUGACGCGCAGACCGCUGCCACCGGUGUAGUGUACGCAAUCGUAACCGUUUGCGUGUCGGGUCGCGGCCGCAGCGGUGGCGACUCUUGUGUCUAGUCUCUCAUUUGACCGUCCGACCCGUCGGAGAAAUCUCGGCGCGUUUGUGCCAGCCGACCUAUCGCGCGUGCGAUAGAAAACUACGACGUUAUUGUCAUUUUAUUUGAUUCGGUCUCGGAAGGUCGGUUUUCUUUCUUUGGACAUUUUCAAUUCGGCGAGAUUAUUUUUCAAAAUAAAAAAACAAAACAAAACAAAAUCAAUUCCGAUGAUCCGCUUGCGGAAGAAUCAUUUUUCGAACGAAUAAUGAUUUAUUAUUAUAACCGCGAAACUAUAUCAUAUAUUAUAGAGGAUAACUGGAGAGGUGGGCAAAUUUCGCUCUUAAACUCUUACGCCGACGGACUACGAAAAACGACUUCAGCCCGUAUAUUCUAUAUAAUAUUUUCUCGUCUAAAACCAAAUAAUUCACAACACCAAAGUACAAUAUGUUUGACUUAUUUUCGUUGUUUUCAUUAUUCAUUUAUUAAUUUAUUAUCAGUUCAUUACUUUUGACUUAUUUUGGAUUAUUAUGUUUAAACGUAUUUUCUGGUUAAUAUUCAUAUAUUGUUUUGUUCCUUCUAUUACUAUAUUGAACUGUAGUGAGUAGUUUUGACGUUUUUAAAUAUAUUUUUAUAUUUAAUACCAUACGAUUAUACAGUAAAAAAAGCCGAUAUACUGUUGAUGAGUGUGCCCCUAAGAGGGAAGUUGAAAAGAGAAGAAUUUUACCAAUUUAUAUCUGUACGCAUCGAUAAACCAACAACAAACGAUUUUGAACAGAGUAUUACUAUUAGUAGUUUUUCCUUUUUGCCAAGAUAACCCACUAAUCAAUGAAAAUUAUGUCAACAGUUUUUAGUUUUUCCCAUUUAUCAAGAAAACUACGAAGAAAAUCAAAAAAUGAACAGAAUUCAAUGUUCCAACUAUAUCAAAAUGCUAUAAGAAAAUUGUUAUACAUUUUGGACCGAGAUUUCUGGAAGAAAAAGUUUUUACAAACAUAAAAAAAAAACAACAUACACACCAUAGUAAUACCAAUCUCGCUAUGCUAAGAAUCUAUAAAACCACUCAAUAUUAAUAUUUAAAUUUCCGGAAAUGGUAUAUGAUAAUCGAUAAUCACUGGCGAGUGUUUUACUGUUUUAUCAUAUAAAAAAUUAAAUUUUGAUACAUUUGACUAUCAAAAAUGUCACAAUAAGGUUAGAUUAUUUUUUUAAUUAUUAUGAUGAUUGACGAUGAGUUUUUAGGUUUCACUGUAUUUCUUCUUUGUCUAGACACUCAUGACGGGUAAUAAAAAAAAAAAAAAACGAUUUUAUAAUAAUUUUAGAAAAAAUGAAUAUUGUAUUUAUUAUAAUAUUUAGGAGGUAGGUGUUGAUUUUUUUUUUUCGAAAUUUAAUGUUUAUAUUAAAUAUAUUUUUAUAAAUUAUUAUAUUAACGUUUUAUUAUUUUUGUUUUCUUUGCCGGUUUGACUUAAUACGAUCGUACCCAAUUAUUAUUGAGCGGAUGUUAUACCCGAAAGUGCAGUUUCCGUCUUACACUGCAAAUAUUACAGUGAAUUAAGCCAUUAUCAAUUAUAAAAAUAAAAACAUUAUCUGUGUAACGUGGGAGCUACUUUUUCGAUAUAAAAGUUAUUGAAUCGUGAUAUUUCACAUACUCGUUUAUCUCUUUAAAAAACUAAAAUAUCGUAAAAAACCCGCUGAUGUUGCACAGAUAAUGUUAUUUUAUCUUUAAGUUUGAUAAGAUAUAGGUCAUUUCACUUUAAUGUUAAAACUAACGGAACAAUAUUAUCCCUGCAAAACGCCAAUUUGUUAUGUCGUACGUUUGUAAGACGAAGACAACCGGCGACACGUGUUAAUACGCAAUCAUGAUGCACGUUAUUUAGAAAAGUCCUUAGAAUUUUGAAUGGAAAAUUUCAUCAGGCGGAUUUUAAGUACGACGUAUUCACUAAACAUGUUUCGGAUUACAAAUUGAAAAAAAAAACAAAAUUAGAAGGUCGUAGUAUUAUUUAGCGUGUAUAACUGAUUAUUGGGCGCAGUUUGUGCACAAGCUUGACGGGCGUGUGAACGUAGUGCGACGUUGUCAUUUUUUCGCCUAAACCUACACCGACGUAUAAUUUGAACGUGAUUUUCGAUUAUUUUUAUACAUAUUAUUUAUAUAUAUAUAUAUAUAUAUAUAUAUAUAUAUAUAUAUAUAUAUAUAUAUUCUAAGAACAAUAAUACGCGUUAUUUGAAACUAUAGUAUUAACACGAUAGCAUUUUCUCUAAGGGAACCUACGUAUAAUUGCCUAUUAUAGGCUCUCAAAUAUUUCACAUUACAUUCGGAAAAGACUUCUAUGUUUCUUUCGCGUCUUUCAACGGACGCACCGUCCAUUUGAUAUUAUAUUUGACCACUUUGUCAGAGCGUUUUUACUAAUCUAGUAAAAACACUCGGACUUUUUCGUGUCAAUUAUCAAAUUUUAAAUGAUGCUGAUAUUUUUCUAGAUAAAACCAAAAAAUAUUAAUGAUGUUCCACUUGAUGUUUUUCAUUUUGUACUGUACUUAACGAGUUAUAGUAAAAAAGAAAAUAAGGUCUAAGUUCUAGACUUCAUUUUGGGAGGUGAUAUAUUAAUCACACCGUCCUCCUUGUUGGUACGCCACUGUAACACUGCCAGCAGUGGUGUGCUCAGGAAUUUUCAAUACAAUUGAUGUUAACCAUAAAUAGAUCGUAAAAUGUUCUUUGCCGAAUUAGAUAAUGAGAAUUUAAAAGCUGGUUCUAAAAAAAAACUAUUUUUAAUCAAUUAAUCAAGUGUUUACGGGUCUGGUACGAAAAGUCGACAAUUAAAAUACCGACAAAUACAAAAUGUCGACAGAUACCUAACAUCGACAAGUAUAAAUAUUAAAAAAAAAAUUAAUUUUAUAAUUUGAUGUUAAUUUAUUUAAUAUGUAAACGGAUAAAAGUAUAAAGUGAAUGGUAUUCUAUUGAAUACUCUAUGUCAUUGGUGUAGCUUUGUAUACACAGAUAACGAUAAAAUAAAUAGUAUUUUCCGUGCGGAGAAAUUCCGCAAUAUUUCUAAUUGAAUAUAACUUAUUCAGUUUAUGUUUCGGUUGGACAUGAUACAAAUUCAAGAACUUUACCUCUAAUUUUUGCUCUCUUUAGUAGUAAACCUAAACAAUGUUAUAUUCGUACGUUUCAAGAUUUACAAGACUAUGUAUAGGAAAAUAAUAUAGUUUUACAGCUUGACUAUAUUUUAACUGAUUUUGAACAAGCGGCUAUUUGUGCAGUUAAACAACAGUUCACAAAGUCGAUUAUGUGUCUUUCAUUUGGGACAAAGUGUGUGGCGAAAAGUUCAGUUCGCUGGUCACAAUAUGACAUUAUAAUUUUAUUUUAUUUCAUGGAAAUGAAAAAAUAUUGCUCUGCUGUUUCAUUAUAUGUUGCCCAGGCUUUUGAUCGGGUUUGGCACCCGGGACUUUUUUAUAAAUUAAAAGCGAUUCUUCCCGCGCCUUAUUUCCUCUUCUUUCAAUCGUACCCCAAUAACCGUUUCUUUGUGACAAAAGUAGGCACGGAAGUAUCAUCAAUUACCCCUAUACUAGCUGGUGUCCCCCAAGGUGUUGUUUCAUCGUCUUUCCUAUACAACUUAUUCACAGCUGACCAACCAACUUCCCCUAAUACUUCAGUAGCCGAAUUCGCUGAUGACAAAAUUAUAUACACUUCUCAAAAUGAUCUAUACACUGCCAUUCUACACUUACAAAACCACCUAAACAGCCUAUCUUCCUGGUAUACUAAAUGGAAAGUUAAAAUUAACAACGAAAAGUCAUCACACAUUACUUAUUCUUUAAGGCAGGGUGAUAUACCUUCUGUUAACCUAAAUAAUCAAACAAUACCAAUAGUCCCCAACAUCCGUUACCUAGGUCUAACCCUAGACAAGAGACUCACCUGGGCAGAACAUAUAAAAAUUAAACGCAACACUCUAAACCUCAGAAGGAAAUCACUACACUAUUUGAUAGGUAAUCACUCUAAACUUAACCUCAAUUCCAAAUUACUAAUUUAUAAACAAUUUCUCAUGCCUAUAUGGACUUAUGGCAUCCAGCUAUGGGGUAUGGCUAAACCAUCAAAUUUAAACAUAAUACAAAGAUUUUAAUCGAUUACCUUACGCAUGAUAACCAAGGCCCCCUUUUAUGUAUCCAAUCACACACUCCACACUGACCUAUAUAUUAAAACUGUCUCAAAAAUGUCGUCAAUUAUACAUAAACGUUAUCGGUUACGACUAGAGAACCACCCCGACCCGCUAAUCGCAGCACUUAACGCACAAACAAUCCCUGGGAAUCCCCAAAGAAGACUUAAGAGAAGAUGGUGCCGUGACCUAAACUCUUAAUCUCAAAAAAAAAAAAAAAUAAUAAAAAUAAAUAUAUUUAACAUAACAUUAAAAUAUUAAACCAAUAAAGUGUAGUUGCUUUAUCAAGAAAAUCAUUUCAAUUUAUUAUAGCCCAUAUUCUUAUUGUAAAACUAACUUACAGAUUGUAUAUUUUCUAAUAAAAAACCAAAAAAAAAAAAAAAUUUCAUGGUUCAUACACUUUAUUUUUAUUUAUAAUUUAUAUCCAAUAAUAGGUAUUUAUUUGUAUUUAUAUAAUUUAUAUCCUAUAAAAUAUUUUUUUUUUAUUCGCAUUAUUCAUAUAUUUAUUUUAUUUUAAUUUUUUGACAUAUUGAUCUGUCGAAAUUGUAAUUUGUCGACAUAUUGACCUAUAGACAUUUUGUACUUAUCGAUAUUUUGAUUGACUACGUUUCAACCGGCUUCCAGUGUUUACUUGUAACAUGACUAAAAUAUAUACAUACAGUUAAAUUACCAAGUGCACAAUUUAAUUAUUAUAAGAAUGCAAAAUCUUAAUUAUUUGGGCAUAAAUGCCAGAAAAAUACUUGAAAAACUGACUUUACGAAUGGUUUAUUUUGCAAAAAAAAAAAUAUAAUAAAAUAAUUGAUUAGUUUCUCCAAUUUCACUAAUACGAGGUUUUAUUUUAGUGGAUUUAUGCCCUCUCACCUUAUGGCGCUUAACCACUUCCCUCUUACGUACACCAUUGACCACCAAUGUGCAAGAGUGCCCGCUGAAGUAUAAAUCGGGAGGGGCCAAGGUCAAAUGUUCAAGACUUUUUUUACAACUUACAAAAGUUAUCAUUGCUUAAAUAUUUAAGCCAUACAAGUAAUAAAAUAAUUAAUAUUUAAUAUUAACUAAAAUAGCGGGAGGGUCAUUUCCCCCACCGGCACCCCCCUGCGGGUGCUCUUGCCAGUGCGUGUCACACGGAGAAAUUAAUAGAUUCGGCAUCUGUAUAUUUCACUGUUGCUAAAAACUCGGCAUACAACUCGCGUACUUAUGUAUACUUACAAAAGUUCGACGUUGGCAAACGACGAUGUGGUCAUAAUACCGAAAUUCGAUCGGUCUUCGUUUACACAGUGCCACUCUUCAUCGUGUUACUGACAUCGCAUAUUAUUAUUAUAACACAUAGCUCUUUUGUUCCGAUUGCGUAAACACCGCCAUGUAGUGCUUUUAAAACGAUGACGGGUUCUAUUUCCAUACAUAAUGUGUGUAAUAUACAAGCCAAUCGGCAUCAGUGGUAUAAUCGUGAGAGGGAGGGGUUGUCAAAUUUUUCACCAACCUUUUUUUUUUAUUCUUUGAAUACACACAAUUAUGAAACGAAAUUCGGAAAGUUAAAUUUAAUUUAAAUUCUUGAUAAAAUGCGAGCUGAAAUGGUGACCGACAUAAUAAUCGCUAGCUGAGAUUAUACUCUACUAAAAAUUAUUUGCGUAACACGAUUUGUAUGGUAUGUUUAUAGUUAAAAAUUAAAAUACUAUAUAAAAGCAUUGCACGUAAUUAAGAAAUAAUAACUAAAUAUGUUGUUCAUUAGAAUCGAUCAAACGGAUUACCGAUGUGUAGAAAUAUACCUAUAAAUCCAAUUAGAAGACCGAAUGAAAUGGCUUUAAAACCAAGAAGAGCGGAUUUGUUGUUAUAAAUUGUACAAUUUGUUUGUGAUUAACACCUAUUUAUAAUUUUAUCUAUACUAAUUAUUUCAAUGUAAGACAUUAUUAUAAUUGGGAUAAACUUUUGUUUAAAAAACCUAACUUCCCUAUAAAAAUAACCCUUAGCUAAUAAGUUUAUAACUAACACCCUUUUUAUAAAAUUUGCAUACAAUUAUCCAUUAUAUUCUUCCCAAGGCCUAGCCCAAAUUACUUUCGGAUUUUAUCUCGAAAAGUGAACAUCUAUUAACUAAUUUAGAAAUUUUGUUAUUUCAAAAAUUUGAGAAACAAACAGCUCUAAAACGUUAGUUUAUUUUUUAUCGCGCUUAUUUUCGGCGGUAAAACCGCUAUACAAGCUUAGAUAUUUAAAUAGCGAUUCAUAUUAAAAAUUCUAUAAACAGCCGACGUUUUAGUUUUUUUUUGUUAUUGAGAUUUUUAAUUUCCGUUGACCCGCUAACGAGAUAUUCCACUUUUGAGAUUUGUGGUGAGGGCGAGAGUAGUAUAUGUAGAAAAUCGUUUGUGUGCGCUCCACUACUCUUUCCCCAUCCAACAUAACGGCAAACUUAAAAGUGGAAUAUCUCGUCGACGGGUCGACGGAAAUUAAAAAUGUCAAAAUCGAAAUUUAUUUUUACUAAAACUUCAUAUUAUAUAGGUCAUUACUUGAAAAAAAAAGGAAAGUUCCUAGUAGUCUUAUAUAAAGCGUAACAUUUUAAAGCUCUUCGUUUCUUAAAUUUAAAAAAAAAAAACUGAGUAGAUACCUUCUGAGAUAACGAGAAACGAGAGUAUCUUACGUUACAUUGUAUUUAAAAACCAUACAAUAUUUGUGAACUCCUUCCCGCCCCCCUAAUAGAUGCCCGACAAAGGUCGUACGUUUUAACUAUAGAAACCAAGGGGUAGAAUUUGAUUUCAGUGUCAAAAGUUAACAAUUUAUUAUAUAUUAUUAUUUUUCAUAUAAUAGAAAUCGUUUCGUUAUCUUAUUAUUAUCAUUAUUACUAACGCCUGCAGACGAAGACAAAACAUACGAAAUCUCGGCCAUCUAAAAAAUAAUAAUAAUACAUGAGGUUUUUUUCAGACAGACUAUACGUGAUGAUAAUCGUCAUAAUAAAACUAUACGAUAAGAGAUUUUUAUACACGCACAAUAAAUUCCAUUAAUCUAACCCAAACAAUAUUACGAUGGCUAUCAAUAAGGACGCGGAUAAAACAGAUAUUAUCAACUAUCAUCAUCAUAACUUACCGCAUUUAGAGUGUAGCGAGGAAUUUAUUGGUUUUACAGUGUUAUUUAUCAUAUUUUAUUCUUUAGAUUCUGAGUAGAGUGAAGAAGCUUAUGGUUUUACAAAGAUGCUUACUUUUUUUUCUAAACAAUAUAUCUACCAGAGAACUUGCACUGAUUUUACGUGUAGUAUCUUUUCUGAAAGGAAAUCAGUGUGAAGAGGUACUUUAAGGAAUUCAUUUUUCGGUUUUUUCAAGAGAUUUCUCACCAAAUGCGAAAAACCGAAGAAAAAAAACGGGAAAAUGUACGAAAUAUAUACGGUAGGAUAUUACGAUAUUUUUUUCUGUGGACAAGUUUUCUAACAGCAAUUUUGCUCCAACUUUUAAUGAUAGCAAUUUUUCUGAAAGGAAAUUUCACUGUAGAGGUAUUUUAGGUAUUUUAAAACCGGGUAAAUCUGUUCAACAUUAAACAAAUAUUAUUAAAAAAAACGUAUAGAGCUUAUUUAAUUUUUCGACUAUAAUAUGCCAUAUAUAUUGUUAACAAAGCAUCACUAUCGACUGAACUCCGCUCAGAAUCGUUUUUUCUUAAGCGAUAGUUUAUCAUUGUUAACAGGUAUACACAUUAAAUUACCUAUAAUAGAAGCUGCACCCGUCCUCAUUAUCCUAGGACGUCUUUUUUAUUCAGUAAACAACUUUUCUACCACAAAUAUUACGCUGAUACGUUAGGUAACAUAUAUUAAAUACAUAAUGGUUAAAUUAGUUUAGGCAAAGAUUGAUCAUUGUUAAUGAAAAAACGAUUUUGAACGGAACUUGGUUAAUAGUGUGGCUUUGUCAACAAUAUAUAUAUAUGUCAUAUUAUGGUAAACUAAUUACAUAUGCAUUAUAUAGUUUUCUUAAUAUUAUUUGUUUAAUAUUGUACUUAUUUUCCCGUUUUUCUCAUUUAUUGGGAAAACUCCUGGGAAAAUCAAAAAAUUACCUGCUUAAAAUACUUCCCCAGUCCAAUUUCCUUUCAUAAAAGUUGCUUUCACUGAAAACCGGAGCAAUAUUGCUGGUAGAAAGUUAUCUACAGAAAAAAAAUAAACAUCAUUGUAAAACCAAUAUAUUCCUCGCUCCGUUAAGAAUCUAAAAUAAAGGGUUCUAUCACUAGAUAGCCUCCCUCAUCAAGACAUCUUGUUAUUGUUGUAUUUUUCUAUUCCAUGUACAAAUUUAUCAUAUUUACUUAUUGUGUUUACUCAAAUACAAAUUAUAAGUUUUCUUUUUUUAAAUAAAAAAAUGAGUAAAAAAAAAGAAUCUAAAAUUUAAAAAACAUUAAUUAUAACCCGAUUUAUGCAGAUAGGAAAAAGUCAUCCGCAAGUGCAAUGAUUAAUGUAAAAAUGACAAAUACUUAUAUAUUUUAUGAAACAGUGAAAGAUAUAAUAUUAAAGUUGAAAUCCAAAACAAUCAUACUAUAAAAAAAAAUAAAAGCAUGUUAUUUUUAGUCAAAUCGAUUUCGGGAAGCUAUGCUACAGUAAAUGAUGUUAAAUUCAUAUUAACGUUAUUAUCUAGUAAUUAACGUUAAUGGAUAAUAAUGAAUAAUUUGUAAGGUUUUUAAUGUUAUUUACUAAGAAUUUACGUUAAUUCUAAACAAUAUUAGUUAAUGAUGUUACUUAUAAUUCAAAUAGAAUUUUAUGUUAAUUAUUGUAUAUUUUUUAAUAAAUAAAAUAAAAAAAAGAAUAUUUAAAUUUGUAUGUGAUAAUCAUUUAUUUCCACACGAUAAAGAAGUGUGGCAUUUAGAAUUGCAUAAUUUUCCAAUUACACGACAGAUACAUUUAUUCGUUUUACACGUCGUCUUACAGUGACAUCUUUGAUAGUCUGUGUGCCCAUAAGUUCAGUUACACAUGUUUUGAGAGGCUGUAAUAUUUACGAUUUUCGUUAAAAUUUGAUACCAAAAUUUUUAUGUAAAAAAAAAAAUAUAUUUUUUUUACCACGAAGUACGACUUUUAAUAAACUUUCUAUUAAAUUUUCAAGCAUUUUUGAUUAGUCUUAAUAUUUGAUCCGCAAAGUACCUACCAAAUUAAAAUGACGUAAAAAUUCACUAAAUUAAAAUAUCUGUAAAUAGCUCGAAAAAAAGUGCUGCACCAACGGAACAAGUUUUCUGGUAGAAAAGUUGCUAUGACCCAGACAAGAAAAAAAAAAUAAUAAUAAAAAAAUACACAUCACGGUAAAACCAAUAAAUCCUUCCCAAAACGUUACUUUAAUAAUUUGACUAAAUUUGACUAAAUCGAGUAUUUUUAAAAUUGAAAAAAAAAAACUAACGACUCGUAGAUACAUCAACGAUUUUAUUUCUGUCGAUUUUUGAUUUACUAGAAAAAAUAAGUAAAAUGAAAUUACCGGCUUACUGAGCUCCAUUCCGGAGAGUUUUUUUUUAUUUCAUUGAUUAAUUGUUGCUUUCAGUACAUAAUAUAUAAAUUAGUGGUGUGAAAAAUCUUGAUUUGCUGAAGUUCGCUAUUACAGAUUUUUUAAAAAAUAUAUUUUAAAUAAGAAAAAAUACAAAUACUCGUAUAUAUAUAUAUAAAAAAAAAACAAAAACUUGAAUUUCGAAAUCCUACAUGGGAAUGUGAAGUCUGGAAUCCGUAUAUUUUCGGAUUUUGUUGUCUAAAAUUCGAAAUCAGGAUUUUCGGAUAAUCCGGAUUUAUGUCACAUCACUAAUAUAAACUGGAUAUUAUCCUAUCUACGUCCUAACUUCAGAAGUGCGAAUUGCAUGUCCGACGGUUUAUUUUCUGGAUUGAGAAAUGAAAAUUAUUUCAUUCGAAUGUUUUAAAUUUUAUCAUUCGAAAAUAACAGUCAGUUUUACGCUCGGAUGGUUUUUUUUUUUUUUUAUUGCAGCCCGGUAUAAAAAAAUCUAGCGGGUGGUCGUCUGCCACCACCGCAGGCUCGACUGUUACACAAUUUUAUAUUGUACAAUUUAUUAUUGCGUCCCUACGGUGAAAACUAAACGCCGCGCGUCGUGGGAUUGUCACAUAUUUUUUAUUAUUAUUAUAUCGUGGCGGGGCGGACGCAUUCCAAAUAUAAUUACGAUCUUCCUACGCUAUCUCACCGAGCGGGACUUUGGAUCGGUCUCAAAAAGAAAAUUCCUCCGCGGUGGUGUGAUGGGACACGGAUGGGCGUGGGAUAAACGGGAAAAAGAGACGGGAAUGGCAUAUAAUAUACGCACGCACAUGCAAUAUCGUCCGGGCACCCGCCGCCGCCGUCGCUACCGGUAAAAUACUACUAUACUAUGGUAUAGUAUAAUAUUAUGUACUACGGUGGCGGCGGCGGCGGCGGCGGCUGGGUGUUGAACUCGAGCCAAGGUGUCAGACAUAACAAUCAAUGAUGACUGCGCUUGCCAAUUAUUCCGUCGUAUUACGGCGCUUUUUUUUUUUCCUCGUUCGGGGUUCUUUUUUUUCCUCUCGCCCCGCAACAUUUCGAUAGUUUUAACUUCGUUUUCGGCAAUUUCGUGAUGGUCGCGCACGGGAGUUUGUUUGUGCCGUCGAGUCGUUUCCGAGCAAAUGGAGCGGCGGUGGUAACUUACAUACUCUUAAGGGCGGCGGUCGGGGUGGAGGGGGGGUCAGGGAAAUACGGAACUUGUCGACGGUAAAUUGGCCGCGGCCGUCGUUGGUGGGAGCGACGGUGCGGCGCGUCAUCGACAGGACACGACGCCACGGCGGUGGCGGCAAGGUGCGUACUGAACGUGGGCGCAGACACGAAAAUGUUGAGGCACCUUGGUCGGUCGGGGGUCAUACACACGCGCUCACGCGUUCUAUGCUCACUACUACUACCAGUUACCAGCGGCAGGAACGUUACGGGCACACGCCCGUUCUUUUUUUAGUCGUCCCGCCGUCCUCACGUUUCACGAUCAGUUGUCGACGGACCGCCACCGCCGCCGCAACGUUAUCCGCGUAUUGCCGCCGUCGUCGUCGUUGUCGUCGUCUCAAUACUCGUAAUAAUAUUUUUAACGAAAUAACAGUAGCUGUUGUACCGGCCGCCGUAACUUAUAAUCGUAAAAUCAUUGUAAUCGUCACCGCCUCAAAAACACGUUCGGUUUUUUUUAGACUGUACCGUAGUACCGUAUAAUAUAUUACAGUACCUAUACUAAAAUCCGACCGCAGCAGUCGUCGUAAUCGGUCCGCCCGUUACACGACGCGCGUAUUUCGUCGUUAGUUUUCUCGUACGUGAAAAAAACCACGACAGUAUUAUUCACGGGGAAGCGUUAUCAAUGUUCUGUUUACACUGCACCAGCCGACGCUGUCGCGGUACAACAGACAUCUCCAACAAACACUGCUGUAGUUAACCCCGGUCGACAGCAGUACGCGUAUUCUUCCACGACACGCGAACGUCCAAGAAAACAUGGUAAGUUAGUACCCCCGUAUGUCACCGGAAAUACAAAGUUUAAAAUAUCGUUUUUCUCUGUGUUUUUCGUAGUCUAACGAAAAAAAAAAUUCCGAAUUUUUUAAUUGUUUUGGAAUAAUAAACAGUUAAAAAAAAUUCACUAUUCUAAAAAAUCGCGGCCUUUUCUUCUGUUUGAUAAUUUUUUUUUUUUUUUUUUUUUAAUGAUAUGAAAAUAUUACUAAGGUGUCUGUGGCUAUUAUACUAUAUUACAUUCGCCGUCCCGAUCGGCGGCGGCGGUGAACGCGCGCGCACAUACAACAGACACGUACAAACGAGCGAACGCGGCCGUCGUCGCGUCCUUUCUAUCGCAGCCGCGCCGCCGACGUUUCCUCCCCCUACCGCGGCGCGCGCGCCGACGAUGACGACGAUGCUGCCGUUCGGCCGACCGGCCGGUGUCUGCCCGCCGCCGCCCGCCCGCCUGUCCGCCAGACGCGGCCCGCAAAUCCCCUUUCCAAUCCACCGCCACCGGCACGUAGAACCGUCUAGACGUCUAGGCCUCGCGGCGUUCAUGUUCCGGUAACCUUGUCCAGCCCACCCGGCGGCGGCACCUCUCCGGUCUCGCGGUCCCGGCGGCGGCGGCGGCAACGGCUGCCGACUCGCGUAUCACAGACUUAUUAUUAUUAUUAUUUUUUUUUUUUUCUACGCGUGUAAAUGACGCGUUCGUCUAAAUUCAUUUUAUUUGCGCGGUUUAUAAUAAUACAAUUGUUACAUUUUCACACGUUUCGUAACCCGUAAGCUGCAUUUUAUUUCCGUCGAUUAUUAAAUUGUAGAGGUUUUGGUUGUGCACGUAAUGAAGGCUUUUAUGAGUUUGCAUGCGGUUCUGAAAUCGUUUAUCAGUUUUUGAUAUAGAAGAUUUUAUACCCGAAAGUUCUAAUGCGAGUGUCAAAAGUAUAUUCGGUUUUAAGCCCCAUACCUUUUUCCGUUAUAAUGUAUUAUCGAUUAUAAGUCACUGUGCCACUGCGCAUGCUGUUUUCAGAUAAUAUAAUAUUGAUAGGAGAAUAUCUGGAUGAAGGAAAAGUAGGCUUUAGGAGAGUAGCGCUCGGAGGAAAGGGAUUGAAUAAAAGUAGAAGUACAGUUAUAUUAAUAUAUAGUAUGAGUUUGGAAAAAGAGGACAAGAGUUUGACAGACAAGACAGGCAAAUGACAAUGAUAUAAGCGAGAUUGAGAAUUUUAAGUACUUAUGAUCUUUUGUAUAAGAGGACUGUUGUUUUGAUGGGAACGUGAAAUAUAGGAUUAAGUUUGGUCGGAUCAAGUGAAAAUAAUAGUCAUGUUAUUUUUAUCACGAGAAAUUCCAAUGAAAUUUAAAGUAAAUAUACUAUAAGAAUAUGGUGAGACCUACUAUGUGUUGUAUGAGUUAGAAUGUUGGGUGGUAGACAGAAAAAUAGAACAGAGAAUAAGUGUAGUUGACACGAGAAUGGUUGGAUGAGUAGAAGACCGAAAACGACGCAGUUAGAUGUGAAUGAGAAUAUAAGAACGGUGUAAGCGAGGAUGAUAUGGGAAGUCGGGAUAAAUUUAGGACGAGGACGGCUAACUCGGAUGAAGAGGAAUGAGAAGAAGAAUUUCGUCGGUGGUAUUCGAGGUUUUCACAGGAAACAUGAAAUCCCCGGAAUAGUCGAGAAAUUCGAAAGAGUCAUAGGAAAUCCGUUGCUAUAGUCUGCAAUUUUAAAUUCGAACAAAUAUCUCUAAUUAUUUUUUCGUAUAAAUGCUCGUAAAUAUUAAAAAUAUAUUAAAUAUAUUAAAAAUUAAAAUAUCUUAAGUCGCUAUAUGAAGUACUUUUUGUCUGGCAAAAAGGUAAACGUCAUACCUUCAAUGGUUAAUAUGGGGAGGGAGACGGAGUCCGUCUUCUAAUUUAAAUUAUCAGUUCCUUUUAGUCUCACUUUCAGUUUAAGUCUUCGAAGUCUGGAGGGAAUCUUUAACUAUCGUGACUGAGAUAGUUUUAAUGAAAUUAUAAAAACUCCAAUUAAUUGUAUUAAAAAUAAAUAUUUUAAUACCUAUUAGAUAAUACUUAAUCGUAAUUGAUAAUAAUACGUUUGACUUAAUUUUUACGAAAUAGACAUAAUAUGCACAUGAUAAUAUUUUAGGGCAAUUCAUUUUUAAACCCCAUUACUCGUAAUAUUUAAAAUUUUCAUAAUCAAAUGCGUAUGAGAAAAACAUUUUGAAAGUCUUGUCUCCAUGAUGCAGGGUUUCCUAAAAGUUUGGUUCAAUUUAGUUAGUUCUCGGCAAUAUCCUGCGAUUUUCGGUAAAUAUUCGAAGUUUUUUCCAUUUUAGCCAUUACUAGAAUUAUUGCUAUAUGACCCUUGGGCCAUUUAAAAUGUAUUUUAUUAAAUUACUAUUACAUUAUUAUGGUUACGUUAAACCAAAAUAUCAUAUUUUCGAGCAGUCUUAUAAUAUCAAUUACAAAAUAAUAUUUAUAAUCACAUGCGUACGAUACAUUCGAAUUAUUAUUUAUAUCGAAUUUUCGGCGGAUUUUUUUAAAAUUUGUUCACCAACCUAAAUAUUUGGUCAUCAGUUUAAAUGAAAAAAUAAUACGAGUGCGCGCACACACCUUUAUAGGCACACAAAUAUUUGAAUUUAACAUCGCAAUUAAAACUAAAAGUGACGGUUGUUGCAUAAAACAAAAAAUAUUAUGAUACGAUUGAAGUACUUAUAAAAUACACUAUGAUGACGUAUAAAUUGACACGAAUUGUAUUAUGUAUGUACGCAGUAAAUUACAGGAGUACUUCUUGUCGAGUCUUAUGAGUCUUGUGGAGAGGCAGGUAAAAAUAAUAUUUUGUAUAUUACACAGUUUAGUUAUCCUAGCAUCCGACUUUAAAAAUUAUGUGACAAAUUAGUCAUUAAUUUGUUGUAAUUUGGUACUUACCCCAUUUUAACCUCCUAAUGCUAUAUUUAUUUUCAUUUCCGAUACAAGAUGAUAAGCCAAAAUUUGUUAUUCUAAAAUUAUAUAUAUUGUUAAAAAUGUAUUACUAAAAUUAAAACCAAAACUACUUAAUCUUGGUUAAAAAAUGUACAUAAAUCUCCAUAUUUAUAUCUUUAACUGAGAAAGUAGCUCGAAUUUUGAGUAAAAAAUAAUAACAAUGUCUGCUUUAUCCCCUCGUACAAGUUUUAAAUCUUUAUGUAAAUUAUACGUUUUUACCUAUAUGAAUAUUGGAGUGAUAAACAGAAAUAAAAAUACGGGUAUAAGAGGCUAAAACGAAGUAACAAAUUAGAAAAAAUUGUGCCUUAUCAUAUUAUACCGUUUUAUAGUUUCUAAAUACAUUUUUGACCUGUAGUUUUUCUUUAUUUGAAAACUUUCUAGAUUUCCGUUAGUUUUUCUAAAAAUAUAAUGAAAACGUGUACGUUGUCGCUUUAAAUUUUGUCGAUUUCAUGGUUACUUUAUUAUAUAUUAAAGGUUACAAGGAGAAAAAAAAUACCUAAAAAAUAAUAGUCAAGUCUCUACAAAUAUUUUUAACUGAAUUACAACGAAAUUAUAAAAUUUAAAAUAGUAAAAGCAUUAAUUUUGUUAAUGUUCCCGUUCUUUCUACGUUUUUUUUUCGGUUUUGCUCAAUUAUUAAAAAAAACCGAACGGAAAAUCAUAAAACGACUUUCUUACUAACCAACUAGAUUACAAAUGUAACAAAAAAGGUCUUUUUUCGUUUUUCUUAUGGUGCAAUAUUUCUAGUAGAAAACAUAAACCGUACAAAUUUUAAGUUUCAUUUUUUGUCUUUUUACUGUUUUUACUUUGAUUGUUAUGAAAACUAUUUGUAAAAUUAAAAAACCCUUUACUUCUUGACCAACUAGGUUCAAAAUACAAAAAAAAAAAAAAUGAUUUAGGUAUUUUUUGAUUACAGCAAUAUUUAUAGUAUAAAACAUAAUUAGCAAAAAUUACAAAAAAUGAAAUCGGUAAUGCCACGGUGUGUCGUAAAUAUUUGCAAUUUUAAUUAUAAUUUUGUUUUAUUUUAUUUUUUUUGUUUUUCCCAAUUAUUUUGAAAUUCCCUCGGAAAAUCAAAAGAUGCACCCAAGGCACUAACUUAAUAACAUUUUAUUUUAGAAACGGACCUACACUUGAGAAAUCAUCGACUAUUACACAAAUAGAUAGGAGAAAUAACUUGGUGUUUAUUAUAAAAAAUGUUUUUAUUUCCCUUUACCCGAGUACUAUUAUACACCGCGCAUCGGUCCGACAUUAUAAUUUUGUUUGCACUCUGUUUUGUCUGCUUGCAAUGCAUUAUAAUUAUUGUUAUUACGCUUUACUACGAUAUCGUGAUGUGUAACUCGUGUUAAAAAAUUACGUUUUUAUUAUUGUUUUUUUUUUUGUAUUUUUUAAUAUAAUAUAUACAUUUAUUUUUGUUGUUGUUUAGCUCAUUUUGCGCGAUAUUAUUAAUAUUAUAUAAUAUUGUUUAUGAUAUGGAAAUAGUAUUAUUUCGAAAUAAACAUUCCCGCGAUCAAAUUCCGCAAAACCGUAUCGCACUGGCUCAAAUUGUAUAAUAUAUAUUUUAAUCAGCUUAUCUGACAUUGAAUAUGUUUCCUAAAUCUAACGUUAAUUAUAUUAAGACAUUGGAAAAUUAUUUAAAUCAAUGUGUUCAAUAUUAGUCAAGUCAUUUUUUAUUUUAUUUUCAAAUUGAUUAAAUAAACAGCUAAAUUUUGAACAUCGAAAUUAUGUAAAAACUACGAUUAAUAAUGAAGAAUAGCACAUUGAAUUUUAUAGUUUUUAAAUUAUGGCAAAAUGUUAAAAUGUCGAUGUUCAGUUUUCAGUAAAGUUAAUUUUUGCUUUAUUGAAAUUUUUUGUAACAAUGAAUUAACACCUUUUUCAUGUGUGAUAUAUUAUAUAUUUAUGCCUUCGUUCAUUUAAUAGGAGGCUAUACCCUUUAUAGGCGGACACAGAUAAUAAAGGACUUAGCCCCCCCCCACAUACAAUUUUAAUAGUUACUAAAAUUUAAACUUGAGAAUUUCUCUAUUUUAUUAGUAUAGUUCUUGAUAAAAAAAUAAAUAUUAUAUAUAUUUUUUUAUUUGUUAUUUCAUUAAGUUUUAAUAAUUGAUAACAUUUUUUGGUGUAUCACAGGACAGUAAAGUUGUACCUCUGUAAGUCACUUUACGUUUACUCUGGAUAACUUCAAUCCUUCUGAAAUAUUCAGCGUAAUGUUUCCGUCUAAUUAACGGACAACAUAGCAAAAUUGCAUUACUUAAAAUAUAAAUCGUGGAGUUAAGGUUUAAAUUCAAAUUUGAACAAAAAAAAAAUUUUUUUUAGGUUAUAGGUACUUAAAUAUAAAGUUAUGGCUAUGUUAAUUUUUGUAUAACAAUUUUUUUCGAAAAAAACUACGUAUGACCAGUUCUUGAAUUGGAAAAAAUAAAAGAAGAGGGACUAUAAGACAUAGGAAAAAUUAGCAUUCCUCGCAAUUAUUGUUUCAACCUAAAUUGUGGGGGGUUUUUUCCCCGAUACUUCCCUUUCACUAAUUUUAAAAAUAAAUUGCAUAGUCCACUAUAAUUAAUACAAUCCAUAAAAUAUGAUAACUUUUAGACUCAUAGUAACUAUUAAUUAAUAGGGUCACAUAACAAAUUAGAUAGUUGUAAUUUUAUACUUAAAUAAUACUUAUAAUAAUUGGAAGCACUCAGCUAUUGAUAAUCGUGCUUAUCAGUUAACAAUUAUUUUAUCAUACAAGGCUGCAAACGUGUAAUAAAAAAAAGGAUAAUUUAGUACUGGACGAUGAAUUCUAAACGCAAACAGUACCGAACCGGCCGAAUUCGCGAUUCGCUGGUUCCGCGCAGCUCUCUGUGAUGGGGGAGGGGGGAUCAUUUCGACACAUUUUAUUAUACGCAUGAUGUCGUAAUUGAUUCGUGUUUGGUAUAUUUUGAUAUAGCUAUUGUUAUUAUUAUUAUUUUGACUAGUGGAAUACAGAAUACGUAUACAAUGUAUGCUAUACAGUACACAUAGAUAAUAAUAACAAUAAUAAUGAUAUGAAUAUGAACGAAAGAAAGUGUGGGGGAAACGCAAACGCGCUCACAAAAAAUAACCCAAAUAUUAUAAAGUCGUGUCUAAUCGAUCGGUCGGUCGGUUUUUUUUCCGAAACGAAAUUACAUACGAGUCGCCACCAACCAGACAAUUAUAUAGAUAUAGUAGACUGUACAAUAUACAAUAUUAUUAUCGCGAGACGAGAUGACUGUGUAUAUUAUAAUAUACACGUAUAGUUGAUAUAUUGUCGUAACAAAAUAUUAUACGGCCUUAAACGCGCAUUACGUCGUCGUUUCGAAAACAUAAUAUUAUAUUGUAUUAUUUUCGCCAUGAUAAUAAUGUUAUGAUAACAAUAUGUGCACGCGUCCGUGUCAGACGAGUCAUGUCUGAAAAUUGCAACGUCGUGGUCUCUUACAUUAUGAGUGGCCGACACAGUUAAGGGCCUUUAACUUUUAGCUGAGGGACAGGGACGAAAGUUCAAGAUUUAAACUCGGUUUCGACGUUUAUAUAAUUUUAAAUCGAAAGACUCUGUGUGACAACCAGACAGUAGGUAUUUUUCAAAAAUGUUUGGUCCUUUCUAUAUUAUGUGCAAGUACAAUACAUGUAAAUCAAAUAUCACGAUGAUAUAGACAAAACGAACUUGUCUGAAUGAACAUUUUAUGUACAAUAACCAGGCAAGUUCAAACUAAUAUUUCUGUUGCACGAAAUCCUACAAUUACUUAUCAUAAAAUAUAGUUGAUAAUUACUCGGCCUUUCCUGGGCUCGAUCCUUUCAACCAAAAUUUGCAAUAAAAAAAAAUGUAAUUUAAUGCAUCUCCCCUUUUUCACCUUUAUCGGUGUUAUACCACUGGUCGUCUGGUUUGUUAUCUUUUAAAAAUUGUUACUUCCUUGUCCGUGAUAACCAAAUCGAAUAAUAAAUUAACAAUUUGUUUUAUUUUGUCCAUAUCACUAAAGUAACCCGGAAAUCGACUAAACAAAAUUGAAUUUUCUCAUAUUAAAAUAUCAAACAUCAAUUGUAAGUCACUUUUAAAGGGUAAAAUUUCAGAAUAAAAAGUAUACAGCGACCUUCCGCUUAUUUUGAAUGACACGUUAUCAAAAUAAAAUUAUUGAUUAGUGUAGCGGACAUACAGACAUACAGACAGAAUUGAUUACUCUGUAAUCUGUAUAUAUUAUUUGAUUUUGUGAUGUAUGUUAGUGAAUUAAAGAAAAAUAUAUUAUUCACAAGUUACAAACAAAUAUACAAUAAAAAUAAAACUAACAGCAUUUUUAAUAAGAUUCAAUGUAUGUGGAUAGAAAACUGUCGGAUUUGCCUCCACUUUCUUGAAGACAUCCUUGGGCGCAGUACAAUAAAUAUUUCAUCUCUAUUUUGUUGUAUGAUAACGGAUAAUAAAGCGAACAGUCAACUAUAAGAUAUAUUAUAUACAUAUAUAUAAUUAUCAGUAGUUACCAAAUAUUAAAAUAUCAUCAGCGAAUUUAUUGGAUGGUCUAAGACCUAUAUCGAAGUUCUCUGUACAAUCCGUAUAUUGGCAAAAAAAUUGGAAAACAAUAAGUCAUAUAAGUGGAAAAAUAACGACUGAUACUAUUAUCUUACCAGUUUACCCAACUCAGAAUCGGAAUUGUUACUUUUAGUAUAUUUUCAUAAACUAAAUAUUACUAAACUUUCUGUAUCUUUCUAACUUCCCGCCUGUAUAAUAUAAUAUAACAUCGUGUCCGGUAUUUUUUAGUUGUAUUAAUUAUUAUUUCGAAUACACAUAUGUGGUUUUUGCAUGUUCCUUUUAUAAUAUUUGUGCAAUUUGUGCGGACGUCUAAGUUUUUUUUUUCCACUUUUUCUUUACUCCGCUUAAAUAUAUACCUAUAUAUAUUAUUAUAAUAAAACCGAUGACGCGAGAAACGUAGUUCGUUGUGUUUAUAUUCGCACACAAACCACGAAAAAAAUGCAAACGACUCACAUUUCAAGUUUUAUAUAUUUAAGUAUAAGUAUAAUAUAGUGAAACGGAAUCUCAUCUGUGGACCGUAAAAAAACCCCGUCUGUUUUCCAUGAAAAUCUGCAUGAUAUUCUUAGGAAAAAAAACAUUUGGAAAAUAUUAUUGUUGUACUUACAUAGCAUCUAUGACGACAGAAUAAUAAAACUCGCGAGAUAUCCUAUCUCACGAUCGGAACGGACGACUAAACGUACGUGCACGUGUUAUCGUUUAUUUUUAUUUGAUAUGAAAUUAUAAAAAGAAAAAAGUAUUUGAAAAACUGACGUGUUAUAUAAAUAUGUAGAUAUAAUAUUAAUAUAUAAAUAUAUGUAUUUACUAUAUGCGCUUUUAAAACUUAAAAAGUUCUAUAAUGUGUUUGUAUAUACUGUAUGUACUGUGGAGUGUAGACGCGUGUGUCGGAUAUAAAUAAACCUUGUGUCGACGACGCGUUGUAAGUUUAAAGUAUAUAUUAUACUGUGCAAUUGAAUCGUUCAUUUUCCUAAUGGGGGUAUAGAAUUGAUAUUUUUUUUAAUUAUAAAAGUUAUUGGAUAAUAUUAUUAUUUCAGGAGAACGAUAAACAACGUAGGUGAAUUAUAUGACAUUAUUAUAUCUUUAAACAUUAUCUACUUACGAGAUUAGAGAUAAUUGCUAGGAUAAUUAUCUAUAGAUGAAGAUAAAAGAUACGUAACAAUUUAAAUACAUAGAUAUAGCAGAUAUAAAUCAGGGACAUCUAUCUAAAUUCAAAAAAAUAAGGAUUGCACAAUUUUAUACAUAACCUACGUUAUAAUACAAAGUGCUAAAAGUAUUAAAAGUUUACCAGAUUUAGCACACAAUAAAAAAGUGGUGCGAUUAUUGAUGUAAAUUAAUAACUAAUUAAACUACAUUCAUAAAAACUAUUUAAUAUUUCAUAUUUGUAUCCACUAUUUUUAAUAUAAAUACAUAAAUUACGAUUUAAAAUAAAAUCGUGAUAAUUUUAUUUUGGUCUAGUAUCCCUGCUAUAGCUACUCAUUUUUAUUUUAUUCGUACAUUUUGAAAUUUAGUAGUUUGAUAAGCCAUAUGGUUAUUGUUGCAUUAAUGUACAUCAGAUUUAUUUAUUAUAUGAUGUCAAUUAUUACAAAAAUAUGGAUAGCGUAGGAUGACUAUAGAACAAGAAGCAAUUUUAAAAUAUUAAUACUAAUUUCUCGAUUCUAUAACGUUUUGGAGACUUUGAAAUUCAAACUAAGUAUUGGUAAUGCUUUGUUCAAUGACCGUGGAUGUAUUAAAUAAAAUAUUAUAGAGAAAAGUUCUUAAGAUGGGCAUAUAAAUGGCGACCUCACACUAAAUGGUUCAGUUAUUCUCGUUUAGCCGGAUAAGAUAAAAUAUACAAAUAUGUAUAUGUAUAGAUAAAUUCAUACAUAUUACGUAGAUAAAAUACAACACCAAUAGACAGUUGUAGCUACUAAAUUAAAUUUGAAUUUUUAAUAAAUAUUCAUUUUUUCGUACCUGCGGAGACGCAUCUAGUUAUAUAAUAUUAUAUAGUAGUACAUUAUAUCAAACCUGGUUUUAUUGUGGAUUAUACAUUUAUAAUAGGAAGACAUCGUAUAGUUUAUCGUAUAAGCUUUUCGUAAAAGUAUACGGUUAUAAUAAUUUGUAUCGAAUAUAUUAUAAUUAUUAUAAUUCGAUAGUAACAUAUUUUAUUGUUGUGUUGUCCGUUUAGAAAACAAAUCCACUCGAAUGGUAAAAUCCACGCACGAUAUUGAUACCUGUAGGUACAAUAAAUUUAAUACGCGACAUAAGUGGUCUAAUGUAAUUUUUUUUAGAUAUGGCGCGCCAAAAACUGCAGCGAUGAAAACAAUAAUUAUAACGGCUCUUGACAGUAUACACAACACGAUCAACAUAUUAUUCGUAAUAAUUUAAUAUUGUGUACUUUUGCACUUUCGAAUUUUGAUGAUUGUAUAGCGAAGAAAUUGUAUGAUCGGUUUUCUUCAUUAGUAUUCACCGAGAUGCAUUUUUUUUUUCAUCACAAAAAACACUUUUUCGGUUAAUGAAAACGCUGUUAUAAAAUCCCCUGUAAUGCUUACCCAUUCUAAAAGGUUUCGAUCGAUAAUUUAUAUAAUUUAUGCGAAUUUAUGCGGACCACUAAUCUACAUGACAUAAUAAUUUUUCCCGUAAGGCAAGUUUUCUAGUCAAAAACUGGGCCUCUUCAGAGGCUAACUAAUCAUGAUAGACUAUAAUAAAUAAUAAUAAAGAAAAAUUAUCAUUAGAACAUAAAUUCAUGGCAUUUGGAUUAAAAUUUAAGUUUAACCACAAAUAAUAACGAAAUUUAUAGAGGAGAAUAUAUGUCUAAGAGCUGUACGUAUAGUUUUUUUUUUAAAAUAAUUAUUCGAUUUACAGAUAAUAAUGUUAUAUACAUGUUAUACUUAACACGCUGUUGAAAAUAAUUGUAUUUCUUAUAACAUUUUAGUCGUACUUAUACUAUAAACAGUGUGUCCGUUUGCGCCAUGAAUUACGAAAUAGGUACCAAAUAUUUGUCAGUUCUUAAAAUAAUAAUAGUUAUAGUAAAAUAGUUGUAAUGUCAUAAUACCAGAGCUGACGUUAAUACAAAUCGAUGGAGGGUAUGAAUAAAGAAAAUUUGUACUUAAUUCAAUUAAUUUAAUUUAAUUUUUAUGAUACGCAAAUUAUGUCGUGAUUUUGCCAUAAAAAAAAAAACUGAUUUCGGCAAAAUUAAGUUUACCCGUUAAAUUUUGCCCUUUGAUAAGUAUUAGUCAUAAAUGUAACAAUAAUCACGUAAAUAACAAUAAACAAAAAGAUACGAAACUACAACAAAUGAUUAGUUUGGCCAAAUAUCGAAAGUUAAAUUGUCAUUGAAUUGUCACAACUCAAUAGUAUCAAUUUCCAAAUUCUGUAGUAAGGUGUAUCGUGGGCAAAAACCGAGGACUUGAAGUGUGUCGAUGUAGCUUUUCAAAAAAAUAACAAAUAAAAUCUUCGGUUAAGAUUUUUUUCAGUAGAGAUUUUCCAAGUGUGUUAUUAUAGUGAUGGUAGAAAAAAUCGUAUUGAGAAAUCGUUUCAACGGAAUAAUUGUAUAAUAUUUUGUAUUCAUUUUUUCCUCCUAAAAAUCGUACGAGAGUAGUGAGUACCUAUAUAUUAUUCACUUUAACAUUGUUGGUAGUUAAGAAUGAAUACAUCGAAUUACUAUUUUUUUUUUCUUUGAGUGAGUUUUCGGAUAUUCUUAUUUGCGUACAUCAUUAUAAUCUGCAAGACUGCAGCACGAAUAUUUUUUCCGAAAUCGUAUUAUCGUUACAAUAAUUAUUUCGCGUACUCCACGUGCCCAUUCGUUUCGCGGAUUUUUCACGGAUUCGGUCGUAAUAUUAUUAAAAAAAAAAAAAACAAGAAUAAUGUAAAUUCGGUUUUAUUAUACGCGAACGAUUCCCGCAGCGGCACGAAAGAGUUUUAACAAUAUAUAGAGUAUAGCUGAUAACAACGCGUAGUGCCUCUGAUGCACUUAAAAAGCAUAUUAUAUUUGAGACGUAUAUAAUAGGUAACAAUAUUUUUUCUUAUUUUUCUAAAUUUGUAUUUAUAUUUUCAUUUUUAUCCGUCGUAUUUUUUUUCCAAUACGCUGUUACACGCCGGGGGUCUAUUCUCAAAUCAAUCGAAAAGGGAAAUUUAUUUUCGAUCGAUUAAAAAAUCCGUAUUCUCAAAUAGUUUUCGAUCAUUCGUUUCAACUGAUAUUUGUUGUAGAAAAGAUUAUUUUCGAUCAUUUUAUCAAUUUAUUUACUCUGCUAUGCGUUCAUCUCGUGAUAUUAAUUUUCUUACGAAAAUUUAGACUUAAGAAUUUCUACCGGUUUCUAAUAUUUUCAGAAUACAAUUUUUUUUUAUGGAAUAUAAAAAUGGCUUAUAAUGAUAUAAAUUGAUGAUUAUAGUGCAAUUUAAUAUAUUGAAAAAAAAUAUAAUUGUUGAAUAUGUUUCAUCGAGCCUCGAAGAUAUUAUAUGUUGCAAGAAAUUCUAUUUGAUAGUAUAACUGAAUAAUAAUUACUUAUUGUAAUUAAAUUAUAAAACGUAUUAUUUCUUUUUUAAUUUUGGUUUUAUAAUUUCAAUUAUAUUUUGAAGAUAAUUAAUUAUGGGGAUCAAAUAAGCAAAGUUCUCGUCAAUGUACUGACCGACACAGCCAAAAGUUGGUUAAAAAGAUAUUAUUCAACUAUAUUUUUAUAGUUAAGAGAUUUCUAAUGUUACCUUGAUAACAUAUUUGUUAGAUAGGUACCUAUUUAUUUGUAGAAGACAAAUUAUAUUUAUUAAAGUAGGUAAGCACAUAAUUAGUACCUAGGUACUAAUAAUUUGUACAAAUUAAGUACUUAAGUUUCAUUGAAAGUAUAAUUUAACAACCGAUAAUAUCGAUUAUAAAUGUUAUUGCAGCAUGUAGCAUUGAUUAUAGAAUAGACUAUUCUAUAAUCAAUAUCAAUGCAUGUAGAUUGUAAGUUUUAACAAUUAAAUAGUCGUAAAUCGCAAACAAUUUAUUGUUAUCAGUCGUAUAUUCCGUUUUUACAUGGAAUAAAAACUCUUCUAGUGAUAAGCGAUUUGACAAUCGAAAAUACAAUUCACGAUUUACAAUAUUUGAUCUCUGUCUGAGAAUACAUUUGAUUGAAAACUAGCAACCGAAUAGAUUUUUUUGAUCGAAAAUCAAGGAUUGAAAGAGUUAUUUGACCGAUUUUUUCGAUUGAUUUGAGAAUAGGCCCUCAGGUAUGAAACUUCGAGAUUAAGGAAGAGAAAGAGCGCUUUUAAACCGGCUGCUCUGUCUCGGUUUUCACCUACUACGACAUCACAAGUGAAUAAUAAAUAUUGUGCAAACACGGACCAAACGACGAUCCAUAUCUAUACCGAAUAAUAAUAUAAUGUGUCAUCGACUGUGUCAAUUUUUCAAUUUGCACCGAAAUCAGCCUGUAAUAUAAACGAAAUUUACAAUCGUACUAUAAUAUGUAAUUCGUACUGAAAUGUAUGAUAUAUUUUGCACCACAAUGAUAAUAAUAUUUUAUGUAAUUUGAAUCACCGUACAUUUUAAAAAAAUAUAUUCAGAAUAUAUGUUUGAAUAAUUCAAAAAUUAUUUGAAUACUUUAUUUUUUUCUAUCAGUUCAUUUAUGUCAGUUUUGGAACAACAGUUCUGACAUUAACAUUUAAGAAUUCAAUAUUUUAUUAAAUAAACCGAUUACUGAUUAAUAUAGUUAACCAAAAACUGUCAUUAAUAAGCCAAUUCUUAAACUUCGAAUAAAAAUAAAACUAAAUACUAUGUUUAUAAUAAUUGAUUAUGCGGAUUUUUUAACAAUUUAAGAUUUAGAUCACAAAAAUUAUUUAUUCAUAUAUAUUUAUGAGAAAUUAAAUAAAAAAAAAAUACAAAAGCAAUAAUUUUUAUAUUUUGUUUAUAAUUUUAAUUUCAUAAUUACAUUUUGACUAUUAUUUUUUUAUUAUCUAUUAGUUAAAUUUUAAAAAUACUAAAAAUGGCAAUAACGGUAAACUAGUUAAAAUUUAAAAACCAUUUUACUCCGAAAUGUUCUAGAUAUGUAAAUACGUUUUCCGUCGUCAUAUGUAUGUGUAGAUCAGUGACGCAACUUGAUAAUAAGAAGCCCAUAUAAAAAUGUCCAGGCUUGGGCAUUUACAUGCUAAUAAAAAUGAAAAACAGUCAUACUUUUUAUUAUAGCUCUAAAAAAUAUUUUUUUCUCACAUGUCAUAGUUAUACCUAUUUAUUUUUUUGUAAAAUUAAGCAUAAAAAUUAGUUCUUGUUUUUACGACAGCAAAGUUAUUAAUUAUUUUGUUUAUAUCUAAUUCAGCUGUUAUUUCUUUCUUUUAAUGUUUAAUUUACUGAUUUUGAAAAGGCGAUCUUGUGCAAUUGAGUUUCGCAGGUAAUUCUUAAUCAACUUUAAUUUUGAGAAAGAUCGUUCUUCUGAAGCAAUUGUUACGGGUAAGGUUAAAUAAAUAGGUAAUACAUCUUAAUACAUCACUGUAUAUAGUGCUAAAAUUAUUUUCCAAAAUAAAUAUGACAAGACGUAUAUUGUCAUGACUUACACACGCUAACAUAAUUAUGUAUAAUAAAAUAAGAAGUUUCAAUUAUAGCCUAAAUUCUAUACCCGCAUUCUGAUUUCCAGUGCCUAUACAGUACACGGCUAUACGGUACGCAGGUUUUUAACAACAUUAUUAUAUUAAAACAAAUAAUAUAAUAUGUGUAGGGGAGGGGGUACAUUGAGAUACGAGACACAGUGAGUAAAACAAUGUACCAUAGAUAACAAAGAAAAUCUAGCGGUUCGUAUUGAUAUGCAUCGGAUGCGUAAUUAUAAAUGUAACAUUUCUAACAAGCGUCUAGAGAUAGAAUAUCCGAACGGCUGCAAGAAGGCCAAUUACUACGUUAUCAUAAAACCAUUAUCAUUAUCACUCACAGUUUAUCACCACUAUUGUGUUUAUCACUACAUUUUUUACAAUUUACGAUGUUCACUGUGCACAACUUUUCAAUCAGAAAUUUUUCUCCAACUUUUAAUGAUAGCAAUAUCUUUAAAAGGAAAUUUUAAUAGGGAGGUACUUUAGAGAGGUUAUAUUUCGGUUUUCUAAAGUUUUCUCAGCAAAUAUGAAAAACCGGGAUAAAACAUGAGAAAACCAAGAAAAACUUAGUGUAACGAUAUUUUUUUCUGUGAACAAGUUUUCUACCAGCAAUUUUGCUCCAACUUUAAAUGAUAGCAAUUUUUCUGAAAAGAAAUUUCACUGUGGAGGUACUUUAGAAAGGUCGUUUUUCGAUUAAAACCGGGUAAAUCGGUACAACAUUAAACCAAUGUUAUUAAAUAAAAUAUUUAAGGCCUAUUUAAUUAUUUUACUAUUAUAUUGUUAAAAAAGCAUCACUAUCAAUUGAGCUUCGCACAGAAUCAAUUUUUCGUAAGCAAUAGUUUAUCGUUGCUUACAGGUAUACAUUAAAUUUCCUAUAACAUUGGCUGCACACGUCCCCAUUAUCCUAGGAUGUAAUUUUUUACGUUUUUAAGCGCUUUUUUGAGGAUUUUAAUAUAAUAUAAACCCUAUUAAUAAAAUAUAAAGAAAGAAUAUAAAAUAUAAGAACAUAAAUCAUCAUAUUAAAAAUGUGUAUUUAUCGUGCUUUUAUUAUUUUUAACCUAACCUAACUUUUUUAUAUUUGUAUUUAUAUCACAAUUCAAUGAUUCAACAAUCAAACCAAUCUACCUUCCGAAUUGAAAAGGACAAAUUUAAAUUAAAUAUUGAAAAAAUAUUUGAUGGAAUUUCAAUUUUUGAAGAAAUGUUUCUCUACUGCCAGACCCACUUUAGCUACUUAAAAAAAUGAACAAAUAUUAUCAACAACAUAAUGUUUGUUUAUUUUAUUUUUAUUUAUAUUUAUUUUUAAAUAUGUAAACAUUAUAUUAUUUUGACUAGUUAAAAAGUUUAUUUGUUUCACUUUCACAAAUAGUUGAAUUAUGUCAAGAAAAAUAAAAUGUAAUUAACUUUAUAAACUAUUAAGAUUAACUAAUAGAAUAUAUUGCAUUUUUAAUUUAGUGAUAAGCGGUGAUAUGAUGAUGGUUGUAUGAUAACGUAGUAGUUGGCCAUCUUGCAGCCGUUCAGAUUUUCUGUCUCUAGACACUUGUACAUUUCCAUUCUGUAGCGGUUUGAUACCGAUAACCUGAAUCAUGUUUAUCAAAAUUUCCCGUAAUUGUUUUAUCAUAUGAAAAAAAAAAACAAUAAUAAGAUAUGUCUUUAGGAAGAAUAGUAGGAAUAUCGUACAUGAUUUCUCGAGGCCCCCCAAAACAGAGGGCCAACACUCCUGAUGAUUGCGCCACUGGUGCAGACAAACGCAUGCGAAGUAUUUUAUUGCGUCAUCAUGUCACUAUUAUUAUUCCUCUGACUGUCAUUAUUAUUAUAAUAUCAUAUUAUUAUAAUAAUAUUAUAUUAUUAUUUUUUUGUUGAACUCGAUAGAAAAACCUCAAGGACGAAUGGUUCGCCCGUGCGAACCGCAACCUGUACGAGUAUACUACUGUUUACGCCACAGUGUCGACGAACUUUUGUGACUUUUAUCGUGUUCCACAGUUUUUUUAUAACUAUUCGUAUCAUUUUAUUUUUACAAUACAAAAUUGGUACACUUGUAUAAUACUUAAUAGUUUUAUAAUCCAUAGGUUUCGCGAUGUUUGUCGUAUUUGGGUGAUAUUUUUAGUUUCUUCGUAGUCAACGUAGUUCCCCCCGCAAUCACCUCCCCUUCCAAUACUAGGUUUAUCACCAAUUCGAUAGUUUCUUAUAAUAUUUAUUUGCAAGUUCGCUUUUUCGGUAUUAUAAUAAUAUGAUGAUGAUCGCGUCUGUAUGCGUACUCUACUAGUAAUAUAAUAUAUAACAUUAAAAUAUAAUAAUAUUCAUAACACGACGAAUGGUGACGUCAAUUUCAAUUUUAUAUCCAGAAAUACGCAUUCGAAUAGGGUUUUUGGUCGCAAAGAUUUUAUUCAAGAGAUCAGAGUUGCGUUACUAACGGGCAAACAAACACUAAAUGUGCGCGUAUAACAAACGAAAGGCCCUUUAAAACAUUAUCUUUUAAGCGAAAUUAAAUGUCUACUACGCCAUUUUCUGUAAAAUUGCAAUGAAUAAUAGUCGAAAAUUAGGUGUUCGUCCCAUAAAUUAAAUGCAGGUCAAUCGUUUACACUUAGCCAUCAUCCCGUAAAUAAAAUAAUAGCGUGCGGAGAUUUCUAUAUGAUAUCUAAUUGAAAAUAAAAUUAAAAUUAAAAUAAACAUUGUAAUUCAGAUACAGCAACCCAGUAUUAAGUACACCUACAACAAUUGUUUUUUCUAAAGAAAUAGUCGUGGAUGUUUAAACUUGUGAAUUUUAUUAAACUCACUACUUAAAGUAUUUAUAAAGUUACAAAUUUCGCCAAUCAUUCAGCUUUUACGAUUUUAUGCAACAUCACUUUUCCAAUUAACUUUAUACAAUUGUAUUUCAAUUAUCUGAUUUUAAGAAUUGUUUAAUUUAAGUAACACGUAACCACAGUGUAUUCGAAUGUCAACUAUGCUAAGUUUAAGUAUCUGCUACGUGUCAAGUAACUGGGUGUAACUUAAACCAUUUUAGAUUCUAAGUGGAAGAAAGACUAAAUUGGUUUAACAAUGAUGUUUAUUUUUUUCUGUGAACAACUUUUUUACCAGAAAUUAUGUCCAUUUGCUUUUUAGUUCUUCAUUGGUCUUAGCCAUUUAAGACUAUACCGUUAACCAGACGCUCUACCAUCUAAUUCUAACUUCUGUUAUUUUCGCAUAUGGAUAUGGGGUCUAUUAUACAAAUCGUAGAUGACAUGAUAUUUCGAAGAUGACUGAAAUAAUAUUUAACUCAUUAUCGGAGUUACGGACAAAUAAACGAAUUUUUUCAAGUAGGUAAUCGUGGCUUAUUUAAUAAUUUAUAAUAAUUUAUAAAAUAUUUAAAAAAAGAACUCUUUGAUAACGCUGUCAUCUAUAAAUUGCAAAAUAGGCAUCCCCUAAAACCGAUUUUAAAGGCCUCGCGCCUGCACACAUUUUUGCUAUAAUUCCCGUUAGAAUGUAACAGAGAGAGUAAAUUGACGUAGUGAAUGUGAAAAAUGAUCACCAGUUCGUUUUGGCCAACGGUGUUUGGUACGAACUCUAAUCGAUUUCAAAGUAUACCAGACCCAACACCCACAAAAGACACACGUCACUAUCGUGACUAUACGGGUAUCAUAACGGUAUGGGGGGAGGGGGUGGAGUAAUAGAGUUGUAAACAUCAGUAUGUGUACAAAUAUAUAGCGUGUUCUUAUUACAAUAGUUCCCGUGCUCGGGUUGACUCGUAUACUUAUGGACCUCGUUGUAUUUACAGUUGGAACGGUGAUGGUACUGAUGGUGGUGACGGUGGUUGUGUUGGGUACUGUCGGGCUGCUCACUUGCGUGCUGCAUCAUUACAAUCAACAAUACAACCCGGCCGUGCCCUGUCUGUCGGCUCCGUCCGGCCCUCACCACAGGCUGUCCACGCCGCCGCCACCGCCGCCGUCGCCGCCGACCAAAAAGAAAAAGCCGACAACGAUAACGGCGACGACGACGACGACAACCGCCACUACCACCCUCGUCAUCGCCUCCUCGCCGCUGCCACCGCCAUCACCGCUGUCGACGUCCAUCACCGACAUCAGCCGAAAUAGCAGUUGUCGUAGCUGCAGCGCGUCCUCACGAACCGCCGUAAGUGUGAUGAUGAAUCGCCACUACCACCGCUAUCGCCGCCCCCCAACGUGACUAGUGACUAGUACCACUGUAAUAAUAAUAUACCGCAACUGCAACCCCCCUUUCGGUGCCCGGUCGAAAAACGGCUAGUGCGUUCGUUUCGUUGCGUGUGCGACGACGGGCGCCGGCGCGCGUUCAGCUUUUAUUUUGUUGUUAUUAUUGUUGGCGGCGGCGGAGACCAAACGCCGCUGUCGCCGCCACACGCUCAUUUAUUCGCCGCGGUCGCGAUGUCGGCAACGCAGCGCCCGCGCGAACGGUUGAAUUCAAAUGUAUUGAUUAUGAUAUAGGGUCAUGUGGCCAGCGCGCGGUGUCGUGCACGGCGCGUGUGAGUACGGAGCGUGUAAGGGCCGCGCGCACGACGUUUGCGACGGUGCCAAGUUUAAAAUGGGUCGUCCCAGAUUCACACGCGUGCCGCUCGCCCAGUAUUAUUAUAUAAAUAUAUAUAUAUAUAUACAGUACGAGCGCAAUGGUUGCCUCCAGUUUCUUCCCGAAGACACUAUGCAUAAAUGAGAUAUUAUUAUUGUUAUACUGCAUCGCUCUGUAUACACACGUGACACGUGUACGUAAUAUCAUUUCCGCGCGCAUUCACCCCACCGCCCCCUCCCCAUUCGAUCGUGUGCAUGCCGUUACGUUUUCCCCGACGCGGUAGCCGUUCCGUUGUGUAGGACGAUUAGCCCGCGAAAAGGCGACGUUUUUUUCCUCUUCGGGCCUCUCGUAAGCAGAUAUAUCGAUUUACCAAUUCGUUUAGGCCCAAUUUCGAAUUAUUGACCCUAGAGCGGCCUUUGAGUUUAAUUAACAGUAUAUGGGUAAAAAAAACCCCCUAAAAAUACGAGAAAAAAUAAGGUCAUUUUGAUUAUCGAUCAACGAUGUCUACAGAUUCCUUCAUUACCUAUAUUUUUCCGUUCGGAUGUGAUGGUUCACAAUGGAGAGAGGAGAACCCUUGAAAUAAACUUGGAGUAACUUAGGCACUAACCCUAGUAAAACUUUUAACAUCGUCUGAAUUCGGCAUUUUGGCCGGUCACUGACUAAUUUUGGAUCAGGGGGAAAUUCAAAAUAUCUGUAAAUGUCUCACACUUUUUGUUUUUAUGCCUUCAUAAAUAAUAAUCCAAUCAAAUUCGUUUUAAUUUGUCUUAGUCUACCGGCAAAUAUUUAAAUGUCACUUCUGAAUCAUCAUUUAAAAUGUUACGCCCUUGCGUAAACCCUGCUCGUCGAAAUACAUUUAGAAGUGAAUUAUUACUAUUGUUUAGCCAUAUUUCCCCCUGUGGCAGUGGUCUUUUGAUUUUCGUCGACCUACGCGAUUAUCGCUUUGCGCCACCUGUUCUGGGAUAUUUUAUUUUUUUAGCAAAUAUCUGGACGUCCGUUCCCUUACUUUCAAAAAAAUCUCUACUAGCUGCAGGUCAACCAAACCUUCCCGCAUUAACUUUCGGUCUUUCUCCAAUUAUUCUCCCCCCAAAAGUGAAAGUAUUUCCUAUAUAAAAUAUAAAUUUACCGAAUUCUAUCAUUUAACAUUUAUUUUUCAACGGAUACUCAGUAUACUGUGCAAAAUAUUAAUCUACCGGGUGUCCCAUGGAUUUUAUUAUUACUGUGUAUCCGUUUGGACACGGAAAACUUCUUUGAAAAUAUACUCUGUUCGCAAGCGUAGACGAAUUAUAGCCGAGUAUUGUAAAAUUAUAAUAAAACGCAUACCAUAUUAUAUUGCACACAAAAGUAAUCGAUAGGCUCGUUUUAAAUUAAAUAAAAAUGUAUAAACAUGCAUAGAAAAAAUCUAAACCGCCUAUUUGGUUCAAUAAUAAUUGCUGUUAUAGGCGGCCAUAAUAUAUUAUUAAAAAAAAAAAUCGCUGCAAUUACAAUUAUUAUAAGCAGUUCGUUCGAGAAUUAAUGCUUGCAAUUGAAAAUAUGUCUAAACCGCAUUACUUUCAUUAAUUUUUAUGGUUAUCGGUUUUUUUUUUUUCAAUGCUAUUUUGUGCAGACAUUAGAUUACAUCAUUGUGCCCUUUGCCCCAUAUGUGCAUGUGUAUGUGUAUGUGUGUGUGUGUGGGUGUGUGUGUGUUUGCGCGCGCGCGCGCGCGUUCUUUGAUCUUAACGUUUUUCGAGACACAUAUAUAAUAUACAGGGGCUAAGUGGCCGGUCCAGAAAUUUGAAUUUUUCAGAUUACCCCUGGAUCGCAACAUUGACUUCGUGGUUUGAUAUUUAUGUACAAUAUUUUACUUAGUCGUAUUAUUUAGAAAUUAGUAAAAAGUUAUGCAUAAUAUUAUUGAAUUAUCUUAUUUUGGUACCUAUUAAGCAUUUUUUAUACAUACAAAUUUUAAAGUAUUACAUUCAAAUAUACUACGGCAAAAUCACUUUUCUAAAUUUGUAUAUUGAAACUUCCCACUCCCCCUCUUAUCUUCGCCCGUGUCUCAAGUAAAAGUGUUUUUAGCUUCCCUCAAUUUAAAAUCCUGGCUUCGUUAAUGGUUCAAAUUGAAACGCCAAAACAAUUCCGUUCAGCAGGUAUGAAACGAAUAACGAAUAAUUACCUACGUAGUUUGGAUAAAUUUUAAUAUCUAAAUUUGGUUCCCGCACUCUACCCCUACGACUUUCAAAAGAUGGAUUUAUGAAAUGUAGCACAUUGUGUUUCAUUAAAUUUUAUGUUAUAGGUUCUUUUUUUUUUCGUUAAACUUUUUUCAGCCAAAUAUUAUAAGUAGGUACUUUUUACAUUUUAGUCGAAAAAGCUAUUCCGCUGUCGUUUGGGUAUAUAAUGUUAAAGAAGAUUCUCGACACAGUACGCCACUUAUAUUUAAGGAAAAUGGAACUCAAACACACUUAUAUAUCACUUGGUUUUAACCAGACGGCGACGUAAAAACCUAAAAGUACUUUUGGAUAACGAAAACUUUUGACCCAAUUCGGUUUUGAGACGUUAUUGACGUACGAAAUCCGUGUUCGUCUUCCGCGAAAAUUUUCAAACACCCGAGUGCUUGUCUUAUUUUUUAAUGAUUCCUUUUUCAUUGUUAAAAUAUAUUUAAAUGUUUUUUUUUAUAACAAUCGUGACCGUAUCGUACAAUUAUUUAUUUUAUUUUAAGAGGACUUGAUAACUCCGCCGUCAUCAUUCUACUGUAAAAACCGCUUUGCGCGAAAGAAAAGCUACCCGAAUAUCGUUAGCAAAAAAAAAAAAAAAACACUGAAAUUUCACCAUAAAAAAAAGAUAACGUUGGUUUUAAUUAUUCAAUACCAUAUAUAUAUAAAACCGUUAUUAUUGUUUUAAAAUCUGAUAACGUUGAGUUUUUUCAAAUUCAAAUAACUUAUUUCGUAGUAGUGCGUUAUCAAAAAACUCAAAACCAACGUUGCGCAGUGCAAGUUCUCUGUAUUUUAACGAUGAAAAUUUGAUUUCUUAUAAAUAGUGUGAAUAGUUUUUGCCCGCGGUAUUUCGUAAACAUUUUAGUUGAUUGCACAAUAAAUAAUCGUGAUGAAAUACGAGAUUAUUUGUAAACGUAUUUGAGAGUGAAAUUGAAUAAUUUUGGGUUGGUACAAUUUCAUUUUUUCAAAAAUGUCAAGAAAAUCGCCUUUACGCAUUCCUAUAAAAUACGGGAGGUACUCGUUCUUUUAAUACGUAUUAUCGUAAUCUGCUUAUAUUCGACUAAAAUAUAAUAUAGAAACGCGUAAAUUUUAAUUUAUAGUCGAUUAUUUAUUAAAACUGUCGGUUUUUAAAAAGAUCAGUGUUUUCAGUAACAAUAUAUAGGUAUAGUGUUUUAAUUAUGCAGUUUUGAAUAAGUUAUCGACAAAAUGAAUGCAGUACCACAGAGUUCUGGCUAAUAAUGCUAAUACCACUCACGGAUAUUUUAUAAAAUUGAUUUUUUUGCGAUUUUCUUACAGGUUUUUUAUUUUCAUAAACAUUACGAGUUACGAGUUCUCAUCUCUCUAAAUAUUGUGGCAUGCAUUCAUUUAAUAUUUCACAAUAUUUUCAUUAGUUAUUGUAAAUUUUCUGAUUUUGUUUAUUUUAUACGAAUUCUAAUUUCAAUAUUGUUUAUAGAUAAUAUUGGUAAUAUUGAAUAUUUUUGUUUAGCGAAAAAAACACUUUUUCAACCGUUUUAAAUUAAUACUGUCCGAAGCCUUUUAUCGGUUUAUUUGAUACCUAUAUACAAUAUAUUAUAAUAUAUUGAAUUAAUUAUUUGAGAACCGUUUCUACACUCAAUCCAAUUAUGCAUUAGUCAUAAACUACAUUUCCGCCACAAGAGUCUCAGCGGUUCUAUACAAUGCUAAAAAGGUCCUAUAAUCUUUUUUCGGACGUUUUUGCCCCGUCCUUGAUAUUACACAGCAGUUUGUAAUAAUAGGGGACAACCCUACGUUUCGUUUAUAUAUGGAGAAAUUACUGGGAUAUGACGAAUUUCAUCGUCGGGAGAAAGGGGCGAAAAAAUGGGGGGCCGUCGUCGUGAGACGAGUGAAAGGGGGAGAGACAGAAGGAAAACAAAACAAAAAAAAAGAGUAAAAUAAACGGUCGUGCGAAAGGGAGAUUAGUAAACACGCAUACACACUCACGAGUGCGCGCCCUUCCAUUGUCUGCGGCGGGCCGUUCGGGAAUAAUGUGCAGUGUACGCGCGUCGCAUCUCCACGCGGGGACGUCGACAUCGAAGUUUUCCCACCCCGAAAAAUAGAAGGAAAGGUCGUAAAUUUGUAUUGCGCGCUGCAACGGGUGGGGUGGGACGAAAGAGGGAACCUUUGAGUAACGGUUUUUAUAUUUGGGCGUAUUAUAUACCUAUACAUAUAUUUGAAACGUUCGGUCGGAGCAAUGACGUGUGUGGGGUGGUUUGACAUGAAAAACGAUCCGUCGCCAGUGUUCCGUAUUCGGGGGGUCUGUCCCUUCGCUUGUAUAUGUAUGCCGGCAUAGCCCGGCGGCAGCGUCCUCCGAGUUACGGGUUAGAGUUAGGAGUCGGAGUUUGCUAUUAUAGCGCACGCGUCUCUCGGACUCUUGCAUAUUACAACACAAAAAUAAUAAUACUCUUAAACAAUUUUAUACGUACACAUGAUUACUUAUGCAAAUACAAAUAAAUAACAUUGUUUUUUUCGUCCGUAUUAUAGAUGUUGACGAUGCGCAGCAAUAACGGGCUAACCCGAGAACACGACCAUCAGGUCCGGUUACACUCGGUCCGGACCGACCUGGGUUUGGACCUGCCACCGCGAAUCCACUUACCGGACGGCGAGGAAUACCCGUACGAUAGCAUGGCCAAAAUACAUUUGCGAAAUUCUGAACAAGUACGUAUUUUAAAUAAUAAUUUUGUUAUGAUUUUGUUUUAUAUACGGGAUGACGAAAUCGCAUUGAAUUUUCAAUAAUUUAUUCGCGUAUAAAUUGAAAGAAAACCCGGACUAUUUCAAAUUACAAGUAUCUAUCUACAUGCGAGUCUAUAAAUAACUCGAUAAGACCUGAACGUAUUUCGGAAAUUAUAAACAACGGACUAGAAAAUGAAAAUAUAAAUGUUCAGUGACAAUAUUAGGUCUCCACGAUUUUUGAUCGUCAAAAAGAAAAAAUCCAAUAUAUAGGGUUCCACAAAGAUAUUGCUUGUAUAAUGGUUGUAAUAUCUUCAAAUUUAACAUGUUCAAAUCCUGUUUUUUGUUUUAAUUAUUAUUAACAGGAAUAAGAACUACAAAUAUUUGUGUUCAAGUUAAAUUUGUAUGUUUUGGUAAAAAAAAAAACAAAAAAUUAUUAUCUCUGCGAGUAAUAUAAAAAAAAAGCAGAAUUUAAUUAACUUUAUUAUCUCAAGAAAUAUUGCAAUAAGUAUAUCUUCGCGGGAAGGUAUCAUUCUGUUUUUUUUUUUUUUAAAUUGACUUUCUAAAUGCCUGGCCUAGUCGAAAUUCGCUACCGGAUACCGUCCCAGAUGUUGUGGAUUGAAGUAAGUCAUAUAUUUGAUAUCAACAAUUUGUUUACAGAUACUAAAAAUACAAAAAUGAUAUAUUAAAAAGACGUCCUAGGAUAAUGGGGACGGGUGCAGCCACUGUUAUAGGUAAUUUAAUGUAUACUUGUAAGCAACGACAAACCAUUACUUACGAAAAAACGAUUUUGAGCAAAGUUCAGUUGAUAGUGAUGCUUUUUUAACAAUAUAAGCCAUAUUGUAGUAAAAUAAUUAAAUAGGCUCUAUAUAUUUUCUUUAAUAAUAUUUGUUUUAUGUUGUACCGAUUUUUUCAGUUUUCCUAUGUUUUUCCUGUUUUCCCUCGGUUUUUUUUUCGGUAUUUCAAAUUUAAUGAGAAAACUCCUCAAAAAAUCAAAAAAUGACCUCUUUAAAGUACUUUCCUAAUUAAAUUUCCUUUUAAAAAACUUGCUAUUAUUUUAAUUUGGAGCAAAAUUGUUGGUAGAAAAGUUGUGCCUUGGAAAAAAAAACGUUAUGUUUUAUUAUAAUAUAUAUCAUAUAUUUUCCUGUUUUUUUUCGAUUUUUUAAAUUUGAUGAGAAAUUUCUUGAGUAAAUUCGAGAAUAACCUUUUCAAAGUACCUCCCCAUACUAAUUUCCUUUCAGAAAAAGUACUACUCUUAGAAAUCUGAGAAUUCUUUGGUAGAAAAGUUGUUCACAGUUUAAAAAAAAAAAUAAACGUCUUUGUAAAACCAUAAGCUUCUUUGCUCCACUCAGAAUCUUAAUAUUCGUAUCGACUUUAUGGACUUGAUAUUUGUACAGAGAACUUUAAAAAUUUAUUUUUUUAUACGUAAUAAAAUUUUUAAAAAUGUAAGCUAUUUUUGAGGUAAAAAACAUUUUGAGUUUAACGUAGUUUCUUUUGUAAAAAGAAAUUUUAAUUUCAAAUUUUGACAAAAAUCGUUUCAGUAAAAACAAAUCUGAUUUAAAAACGAUGGUGAAGUGAGAAUUGAGUGGAUUGACUAUGUUUCGAAAUUAUAGCUUUUUGAUGUUUUGAUACUAAACGGAUAUUAUAUGUUAUGUUAAAUAAUUCUAUAUUGUCUAUUUUAAAGUAUAUUUGUUAUUGUUUAAUGGUUGUAGGUGCAUAUCGUUAUUCUACGAGAGUUCAAGUCUGGGUUUCAAAAAAAUUGUUUGCGUUUUCUUUUCCCUUUUACGAAAUAGGGAAAACAAAUUUAUUUUAAAUGUACCUAUAGAGACCCAGCUAUCGCUCGUUCAGACUAUUUUAGUCGAAAAAUACCCCUCGAUUUUUUGUGCAACCUUUUUUACCAGAAAUCUUGCUCCGAUUUACAAUGAUAGCACUUUUUCUGAAAUUAAAUCUGAUUGGGAAGGUACUUAAAGAAAGUCAGUUUUCGAUUUUUCUAAGAGUUUUCUCAGCAAAUUUAGAAAACCACGAAAAAAAUUGGGAAAUACCGGGAAAAACGUAGAAAAAACGUUACAUUACCAAAGAAAAUAUAUAAUACCUAUUUAAUUAUUUUACCAUAAUAUGACACACAUAUUGUUGACAAAGCAUCAUCACUAUCAACUGAACUCCACUCAGAAUCGUUUUUAGUAAGCAAUGGUUUGCUUACAGAUACAAAUUAAUUUCUCCACUAUAUCCUAAAUAUUCCCAACUCCUCACCAACUAUAGUGGUUGCACCCAUCGUGCAAAGUAUGUCCGUCUUUUUUAAUUUCGAUCUUCAUAGAUAUUUUGGUUAGAACAUAACAUUUGGAAGACAUAUGUUAUCGUAAUCGGGAAUAGCCCGAAUAAUCCGAGUUUUUGCUUCGAUCUUACACGGAAUUUUUUGACGAAGUCUUAAGUUAGGUUAAUCGUUAAUAUCAUCUAUAAAACCACGAUGAUAAUAACAACCUUAUCAUUACUAUAUAAAAAAAACUAUUAUGUCGUUUUAGGAACGAGAAAUCUACCAGAAAUGUAUUCGAGGACCUCCGAACCGAACGAUAUGGCAGCCGGUCUCGGAGUGCGGCGGGAAACUUUCACAGCCGCACAGAUCCAGUUCCACAUCGGGCUUGACGUCUCUGUCCACGUCGCCGUCUGAAGUGGACUCGGUCACGAGAUGCAACAGCGUAUCCUCCAGGUACGCGUAAGUAUAAUACGAUAAUAGUAUUUCCUUGUUUCGUUUAGUCAGUUAUAAAGGUUAGGUCGGUUUUUUUUAUGUUUCUGUUAUUAUAUUACAAAAAAAAAAAAACGCCACUCGUUAAUCUCAAAUGUUUUAAUAUAUCUAUAGGUGCCAUCUUUUUCGAGUUUUUAUUAUAUAAAUCAAGCCUUUUUUUCUUAUAACUCGGCUAAAGUUCAAAAUUUCUAGAUACGAUUACUAAAUAAAUACUCAUACUUAUGAGUUUAUAAUUUUAAGCUAAUGUGUACGGCGAUUUAAUCCUCUGCAGAUCUUCCCACCCCUACAUAUGCCAUUGCGGUUUUAAUAGUUCGAUUGAUGCUAAGCGAAGCGAUAAGAAUUCUCAAAACAGAUUUGAACUCAAUGUAUAAUUUAUUACAUUACUUAAGAUCGGUCUGGCCACUUAAUUUUUCAUUAAUUUUUAAAUAAAAUUGUUGGAAAUGAAAGGCUGUAAUUUCCGAAAAAGUCGCGAUGUACCUAUACACUUCACACGUCGAAUUCAAAAGCAGUUUUUAAAAUUAUUGUUCUUAUCGCUUUACUAUAUACAUCGAUAGGAUAAAGAGAAAUAAAUGAUCUGUCUAAAUCGCUAAUGCUGAGUAUAUGUGUUGGAUACGGGAAAAAAAUCCCCUUAAAUGGUGGCUGUUUGACAUAUUAUCCUCUUAAGGGGGAGAAAAAAAUAUCCAUCACAAUAUCUGUUGACUACGUUUUUGACCUUCGCCAACAAUAAAAGUAUAGAGUCACUUUCUUUAGAUAGGUAUUAUACUUAAAGUAUAUCAGUAUAGGUAAUAUUAUUAUUGUUGACAAAUUCAGCGAUGGCGGUCUAUCGAAAAAAAUCCAUCAGUUAUGCGAAUAUGAAAGUAAAAAUGUCUAAAUGAAUUCCGUUCAAGUAGUUUAACGAGUGCAUUUUAUCGAAACAAGCCAACGAUAAGAUUAUUGCACUUUUCUCCGUAAAAUUUUUAUUCGACAGUGUCGACUGUUUUCCGAAAACGCGUCCGUUUAUCUAACAUUAUAAUAUUGCGAUAUUCGGAAUUUACCCCCCCCCCUCCCUUGUUUUCUCAAUUUUCAUAACGCAUGUACACACUUUUUUCGGUGUUAUUUUAUAGCACUGACGAAUCGUCUAAAAUCGUCUUCGUUUUUUUAGGGUUUUCAAUCAUUCGAUCGGUUAACAGUAACUCGUCUCUGUAAUAUACGGUUUCACCAUCAAAAUAAAAAUCCAUCAAUUUUCGAUAUUCUUUGAUUUUCAUGUCCUAGAGAAUAAUUUCAAAUUUAAAAUAUGAGCAAAAGUUGUAUAUAUAUUAAGUUUUGUCAAAUUAAUCCACAUAAUGUACCUUUGGAAUAUGACAUAGAAUUUGAUGUUUUGAGUAAACAUGUGGUAGCCAUAAACUGAAGUAUGCAAAACAGCCACAAACCUAAAUAUGGCAAUCCUAAAUUUCGUAUUAAUUAACAGUGCUAAAAAAAUAACUGUAAAACGUCAUAAAUUGCAAUUAUGGCAGUUAAAAAUUUUUAGAAUAUUAUGAAAAUAUAGUUUAUCACAAAGGAAUACGUCAAUGUUUAAAAUGUGGUAGUGCUGCUUUCAUUAAAGUUAAAAAAAACGAACAUACUUUGCACGAUGGGUGGGGGAUGUAGGUGAGAUGUUAGAAAGAUAAAUCGGAAAUAUAAUGAAUAUAUACGCGAUUAUUUAUAAUGAAAAACGAUUCUGAGCACAGUUUGGUUGACCUCCCUUAAGUGACACCACAGUCACAUUUCCUUUCAGAAUAAGUGCUACAUUUGAAAAUUAGAGCAAAAUUCUUGAGAGUCUUUUUCCUAUCGAUCUUUUUUAAUAAUUAUCCGCAUUUUUUCAAUGAUAUAUUUUUUCUCCUGUAAAAUUAUCCGGCCUGAUACAUUAGCUAUCUUUUUGUGGGUAAUUUUAGAUUCUGAGUGGAGCGAUGAAUGUAUUGGUUUUAUAAUGAUAUUUAUUAUUAUAUUUUUUUUUUUUAUCUCUUCUACCAAAAAUGUUACUUCAAUUUACGAGUGUGACAUUUUUUCUGAAAAGAAAUCUGACUAGUGUGGUAUUACAAGAAAGUCAUUUUUUGAUUUUCCCAGGGAUUUCCCUAAUAAAUAGGAAAACCGGGAAAAUUCACUAAAUACAUUACAUUGUCAAAUCGUAAAUUUACAGGUUUUUCAAAACACGUAUAACUGAACCUCGCUUAGAAUCGGUUUUCGUUAACAAAGAUUAAUCGUUGCGUACAGAUAUACGGGUUAUAUUUUGGUAAAACUAUAGCUAUUUUUUUUCAACUAUUCAAUAUAAAUAUGUAAACGCGCAUAUACAUAUUAUCUGCCCUGAUUAUUACAUAUUAUCGUAUUUUUACGACUUUUUUUAAUCUAAAAUGUUUUUUUUCUGUUUUUCGUAGGUGUUUACCGAGAACGGGAUUCCCGCCGGUGGACAACAUCCAGAGCCUAUCAAGUCUGACCAUGGUACCGUGCUUGAGCCACGUAGACAAACAGACGCUGAGCCAAUAGUGAAGUCGUCUCGUCUAUACAUACACACAGAUACACACACACACACACACACACACACGUGUUUACCCAUAAUAUACUUAUAAAUACAUAAGUGCACGGGCCACGUGAUACAGAGACGGACGAAAAUAUUAUGAUAACACUCGUAUUAUAUAUUUGUAUUUUAUUAUACACUGUUGUACGUGUACGUUAUAAUUAUUUCAUAAUGUAUAUAUAUAUAUGUAUAUAUUAUAUACAUAAACAUAUAUACUGCAGUAUACACACACAUACACGAAAUUCUAAAAAAAAAAAAAACCGUUAAGUAUGUUAUUAUAUUAAUAAUAUUUACAAAACGACAAUUGUUGAGGUUUUUAUUUUUAAGGAGAAAUAACCACCAAAACUUUCCUUGCAAACAUUCAACGGAUGUAAUUGUAAUACAUAUAAUCGUAUCGAUUCUUCCUCUUCCCUUGACUCUAUCACCCCUCCCUACUCCUCCUCAAUACAAAUGAAUUUAUACAAUGUGCAUUAUUACAAUCAACAUUUAUUGCACACCACCUAUGUGAUAUGUGUGUGUACGAUUGAAUUUUUUUUCGUUACAGUAAUACUACAUAACCUAUAUCUAUUUUUAAUUUGAACAUUUUAGAUUUCAAGCGUAGCGAUGUUUUUUUAUAAUUUUCGAGUGAACGUCACGUGUGUAUACUUAUAUGGUUAUGUAUAUUAUAUAUAUUUUUUUUAUUUUCAUUUUACAAAAUAUUAUUACUUAUACCUAUACAGAAUACAGAUAGUAAUAUUAUUAUAUGCUCCGUCGAAAAUACGCGUGACCGAUUCGCCGUACGUUGGAGACAUUUUCGAUCGGAAGACUAUUAUUGUGUUCGACGCAUUUUUUUCUUCUUUUUUUUUUUAAAUUUUUAUAACGUCGUACCGUACUCGUAUAUAAUUAUAGUAAAAAAAAAAAAAAAAACUAUAUUAUUAUUGUUACUAUUGUUAUUAUUGUAUUAUGAUAACGUUACCAUCCUUAUCAUGAUAUAUCGUAUGCAAGUGUUCAAUAUGUAUCUGUACGGUAUUGUGUGGCGAUGAAGCCGAUAAGUGGCCAAUAAAAAUCGAUUUCGGGAUUAAGCGCGAACACUUAUCUAACGAUUACAAUCGAAAUUGACCGUACAGACGAAAUAAUGUCGUGGUUCUAGAUUUUUCGCAUAUAUCAUGAUAUCAUUUAAUUGUAAAAUUGAUUUUUUUGGCACAUAUCGCGGUUACUUUUUCGAUCGCAACGGUAGGUACAGAUAAAUAAUAAUGCAAUAAAAUAAAUUCAUACAAAAAAUUAUGUAUAAAAAAAAAUCAAUCGUCCAAUAUCAUGAAAUAAUAUAAUAAAUUCAAAAAUAUUUAGAAUAAUUUUUUUUUUUUGUUUUAUUAUGUUAUACGAUAAAAAUUGUGGUGAAUCCGCGAUGUGGUAUGUACGAUAUAGAUAUACCGAAGGUGUGUGAACGUAAACGAUAGUGCUGUGCUUUUUUUUAUACUAUAUAAUGUGGGUAUAAUAUAUACCAAAUAUACCUAUAUAAGUAAUAAUAUGAUUAUGACAAUUAUUGAUGUAUAAAUACGAAAAAGCGUUCUUUUCGUUCGAAUGUUAGGUAUUAUUAUUAUUCUUAUAUUUUUUUUUUUUUUUUACUCGACUAAUUAUUUAUUAAAUUUCUCAUCGAAUGUUUUUUUUUUUUUUUGUAAUAUGUAAAGACUAUCGGAGUGACUGCAAUUUGUGCAUUUGUACAGUUAUUAUAAUAAUAUACUUUGUAAUGAACCAAUAGACUGGGAGCGCUCGAUGCAGCUGCUAUAGGAUUGUAUUUGUUUUGUUUUUUUUUUUUAAUCGAAUUCGUCCGCGGGGGUAUGAUGGUGAUUUUUGUGUCGGUAUGUAUUUAAUAAGAGCUGUUUUAUUUAUUUAUUUAUUUAUUUUUUUUUUUUUUGAGAUUAUAACUAUAAUAAUACUAUUGUUGUUUUGUUAUAAUAUAAUAUAUUAUAUUAAAUAAUAUUCUAAUAAUUUAUUAUUAUUAUUAUUAUCAUAAAUAUGAUAUCAUGUAAUCUUCGAAUAUUUAUUUUAAAAAAAAAUUACUAAAAUGUAGGUACCUAUAAAAAUAAUAUUAUGUAAUAUAAGUGCAUACAUGCGAUUGAUAAACCCUCUUUUUUAUAUACAUAAAAUAUGUUGAGAAUUUUUGACAUUGACGUGCCUACAUAAUAAUAAAUAAUUAAAUAUAAAUAAAUUAUAAUAAAUAGUCGAAUACGAAGAAAAAAAAAAUAUUCAAUCCGUAAAAGUAUUACACUUAUCGAACAAUCUUAAUUUCCUUAAUUGUUAUUAUAACUAUUUGCUAAAAAUUAUAAAAUUGUUCAAUAUUAAAAACAAAUAUAUUUAGCGCUGACGUGAUAAUAUAAUAAUAAAAUAAUUAUAGUUUCGGUUUGUGUGUGUUAAUAAUAACAAACAAAAUUUUCCGAUCCAGCGCUGUCGCUUUUUUUAUUUUUCGGGAGACACUUAAUAAAUAAAUAAAAAAUUAAUAAUAGGUAGCAAUGUUAAUAAAUAAAUGAAAAAAUAAAAUGACGGGUAAUGAAUUAUUUUUAUUAUUAUAAAUAUAAUUAUUAAAUAAAUGAAAUAGUUUUCUAGUCAUUCGUUAACUUUAUUUAGCAAAUUGUUUUUUUUUUUUUUUUUUACUUUAUUGUUGUUUUGUAAUAUUUAUCGAAAAUUACGUAAAAAAAACGAUCCAUAAUUUUCGAACGUAAUAUUAAAACUUUUUUUUGAAAAAUGACUAUAAACUGCGUAUAUUGUACACACGCCAGUGAAUUUUUUUGUCUUUUUUUCUUUGCCAACGGUGAUAUUUAAUUAUUAUAAAAAUGUAUAGAAAUAAAUUUAAAUAUAAAUUAAAGUUUUUUUUUUUUUUUUGUAUGUGGUGCGAAAAUGCUUUGAAACAUCGUCCGGAGCGAUACGGGCGAGUGAACGGAGAAAAUAUAACAGUAAUAAUAAUAAUAAUACUAUGGGAUAGAUCCUUGAUGAUUAAAUAAAGCGCGAAUGAGCGGUGGGAAGAGAUUUCAUAUACAUAUAUAGGGCAAUAGGGUUCGUUAUAUUAUUAUUAUUUUUAUUAUUGUAAUAAAAUAGAACGAUUAGGGAGAGAGAAAACGAAUAAUGAUUUUAAAAAAAAAAAUGUUAGGUAGUUUAAUUUUUGACAAAAGACAAAUUAUUAAUGAUCAUUAUAGAUAGUUUUAUAAGAAAAUAAUAAUAAUGAAAAAACGUAUAGACAAUAGUAGAGCAGAAUAAUAUAUUUAUACAUAUAUUUUUUUGUUUUUAUUCUUUAAGUAUUACAAUAAUAUGCGAUUCAUUUUUAUGUGACCGACAUCAUGUAUUCGCGAGACGUUUAUAUUAUAAACAAAUUGUAUUUAUGUUUUUUUUUUUUUUCUUAUCAUUUUGUACAAAAAUAUCUUAUCUUUGGUUUUUGUACGAUAUUAUAAUGAAAUGUGUAAUUUUUGUAAAUUUAACUACAUAUACAUAUUAUAUAGUGGUAAUAUAAUUUUUAGUAAUAAUCUAUACAUAUUAUUUGAUAUACAUUACUAUCAAAAAUGAAAAAAAAAAAAACACUUAUAUUAAUUUAGAAUAUUAUUAUUUGUAUUUUAAUUCAUUUAUAUUAUUUGUUAUGCUUGUAUACAAAAAAAAAAAAAUAUUAUUUAAUCAUAACGACAUUCAGCGUGUAAAUACAAAAAAAACAACAAAUAAUAAUGCAAAAAAAAUAUAUAUAUAUUAUGUAUAUUAUAUUGUAUAUGAAUGUGUAAAAAACAAAAAAAAAAUUAUAAUAUUAACGAUGGCAUAAAUGUGGUGAUAAUAUAAUGUGUAGUUAGGGACCCGAUAUUUAUUUUAUGUAAUAAUAUAUUAUUAUUUCAAUUUAUUUGUUAUUUCGGAGCGUAAGAGCCACUGAAAACUAUAUAUAUUAAAAAUGAAAAAUAAAAAAACGAUGAUUAAUAAAAAUGAAUAAAAACAUUUUAUUAGCUAAUUUAAAAAAAUAUAUAUAUUUCUGUAUUGUCAAAUGUUUUUUUUUUUUUUUUAUUUGUAUUUUCGUUUCGUGUCCGAAAUCAAUUAUCUAAAUCUCUCCAAUCUUCGUCGGUCGGUGGCGUGUACAGCACCCUAAACGGCAAUUCGCGUUCCAACGCGUCCACCGUCGAAGGAUUUAGUGGAUUUUCCUUGAGAUCGACGACUUUCAACUGUUUCAUACACGAUUCUAACGUCCUGAUAUUUACGUCUG
This is a messenger RNA of Cinara cedri, 92544 nucleotides long. NCBI's taxonomy places the organism in Eukaryota, Metazoa, Arthropoda, Insecta, Hemiptera, Aphididae. The record is from the annotation of a GenBank genome assembly.